AUGGCCACGGACGGUUUCCGGGCCUGUCGCCGCCGCAGCCGCCGCCGUCGUAACGCCGACCGACAGAACAGCUGCUGCGGUCCGCCGGCCGCCGACGUUUCCGACGAACAUCAUCACGCCCGGAUCGGGUACGCCGUUCUUCCCAGUAAGUUUUUGCAAUACGUACCCGUAAGAUUAUAAUAGCAUACCAUGCGCACAUUAGUCGCACGUAAGAACAUACACGCGUCGUAACGUUGGCUACGUUCGUUUUGAAAGAAGUGAAAAAAAUGCGUACACUUUUGAUAAGGAAUGCACUAUCCACCACGAUUAUUUGUACGCACCAAUCACACGCACCACUGACAUGCAUAGGUGUCGAAUAUGCGCUCAUAUGUAAAAUCUGUUAUGCGGAAUUAUGUGUACAAUUUUCGUUAAAACGAACAAAGACUAUUAUUAUUAUUGUUUGUAAAGCAACAUAAUGAUACAAUUACUGAUAUUAUCGGUCGCUAGGAUAGCUGUUGGCGGAUCGUCUACUUCACUGUAGAUUUUGCGAGGCUCCGGGCUAAAGGAAGGAACCCACACAUACUUUUCGAAAUGUCGCAAUGUGGCAGCAUUGUCCGAGUUGUCCGUUUUCGCGUAUGACAAUCCGCGGUGUUUCUCGUUAGACCGGAGGCCCCCUCCCCCCGGAUGAUCGAUUAGAAAUCCUAUGUAUUUAUUUCGACGUUCUUCGAAAAUUGUAUACAUCCGAUUGCGAGUCCGAUUGUAUCUCGGGACAUCCUAUACGGACGAUCAACUAACAGGGCUGGGGCGCUGACCGAUGGACAUUGAUAAGGUUUACUAUCAAUAAUUAAUCCGGCGUCCGAUCGGAUUGAAAACUAGACGAGGAAAAUGUUUCAAGGAGAAACACACGCGAAAUGUCGUCGCGAUAAUACCUAAUCGACAAAAUUUGCACUCUUUUCGCGUUUAUUUCCGCGUCGGGCGGAGUGGUGAUCCCGGAAGAACCGCCUAACCGAAUCCAGCCUCGCUGUCACUUCUACGCGGUAUUCCAGUAUAAUAUCCACAGUACACGUCCUAACAUCAAAUGUUAGUGUAUUAUUAUAGGUUUAUAAUCAAUCGAACGAUACUAUAUAUGUACCCGGUGUCACAACGUUUUCCCGUUACCCUGCAGUGGCGAUACGAGCCUAAUACAUUCUGUGUACGCCCGCAGAGUAAAUUUAUUAUUAUUAUACGCAUGCAAUGUCGGUAUAACUUUCGGACAGUCGUGUAUGACACCGCACCGAACCUAACCUGGCCUAACUCGACCCAUACGAGCCGUGAAUUUGUAAUUUCUAACGAACGCAAGGCCAAUGAUUAAUACAAUAUGCAUUAUUUAAUAUUUUUUAAUUUUCGUGUUACGCAUUCGCCCAACACCCGAAAAUCGGGAAACAACCGCUUCUCGAUUACCGAGUUCGUUUCGAUAAUAAUAUACUGUGUCCAUCGGUGUCUACCGUCGUUUUCCAACGACGGGUACGAAAACAUGAUAAAUUCACGUGGACAUUUUUCCUCGAUCGGAUUUCACGCACGCCGAAAACGCAUUAUAAUAUAAUAUUACACUGCAUCGGAAAACUAUUAUACUUACAGAGCAUUUGUUGGUUUACUUAGUAAUCUAUAUACCGUUAUACAGCCUUAACCACAUAUAGCAGCGUAAUUACGGUUUUGGGGACUUAUGCGUGUCGUAUUCCCCCACAGCGAUUUUGCGUUUGUAAUUUUGUGUAAUAUUUAAACGAAUUACAAGUAGACGGGCAUUCACGUGAAAAAAAAAAUAUUGCGAACGUUUUUUACCAUAUAUUAUAUUCGAUUUUGUUACGCCACAUGAUCGACGUACCAAAGGAGCUGGUUUAUUGUUUCAAAAACGAUCGGGUAAAUAGUUGUAAUAUGAUCUUCUGAACAAUAUUAUAAGUGUUUUCUGCCAAAACGCUGCCAAGUAUCUACCCGGAGUGUCAUUUUAUGUAUAUUUAAUUAAUUCAUUUUUUCGACUACAGGAAAAUGCGAAAUCAAAAAAAUUAAAUUGUAAAUUUCGAAAAGGCGUCGUUUUUGAAAAUUACAAUUGUUUCUGGUAUUGCUUUAAUUUCUGUAGGACGAGAUGAGCUCUUUUCGAAAUUUAAUUUAGGAUAUCGGUUGUUUUUCAAUUGCGAUGAAAAAUCACCGGUUAUAAAAAUAUCGAUCUAUAGAUGUACGUGAAAAAUAAGCGGGGAAGUCAAUUUUGAAAAAAUCUUGAGAAAGCCCUUUUCAAAAUUUGCAAUUCAAUUAUAAAAAAUAAUAAUGAAAAAGGUUUGUACCUAUAUUGGAAUGCAGACUAUAGAGGGUAAAACUACUUUGUCGGGAUUAUUUAAAAUAAUGUUCACUCCGGGGUUCACUCCCUUUUCCUCCGAAUAAUAAUUAGGCCAAAGUAAAGACAUUGUGUCCACUAUCCUGUCAUGUCUUCUAUUCAAAUUUCACAAUAACUGUCCAUAUUAUAAUAUUUGGCAGCGCGGAUUUUCAUCGCAUUGUUUUUUUUUUUUUUUUUUAAGGUCAUGCGUGCGUCUCGUAUUGUUUCGCGAAUAUCAUACAAAUUUUUUACUAUGAAACUUUCUAGCGAUUUGUCAUCUCAAAUAUUGAUAGAAAAUAAACAAACUUGGCCGUUAUGUCUAAAAACAUUUAACUGACCGUUUAAUCUAUUGUUUGAAUUUAUGUUAGUUUAUUGUUAUAAACCUGACCUAUAGGUUUAUUCGACCUCUAGGACCAUCUCGUUUUUUAAUACCGAUCAUCCAUCGCUAAAAUCGUUUGAUUUGACCUACCUUCUAAAGUUUCCACAUUUUACCUCAUCUUACAACAUAGUUUGUAGAAUUUUUAUGAACCUAAAAAACUACUGUUAAUAGAAUCUUCAAUUAUCUAAAUUAUAACACAAUAAUAAAAUUAUUUUAAACAAAUUUUUUAAGCUACUAUUUCAAAAAAAAAAAAAAUUAUUUCCAAAAAAUUUCAUAAUGGACAAUAAAUAUUAUAUUUUUAGAAAAAUGUGUCUUGUUACAAUGUUUACUAAUACCGUGAAAUCCAAUAAAAUAUAAUGGAUAAAUAAUUUAAAUAAACCUUUGUUUUAAAAAAAAAAAAUCAGUAUUGUACUCUAUAAUAUUUCAUUAUUUAUUAGAAAUGUAUUCAAUAUAUUCCCGUAGUUAAAAUCGCAGAGUAUAUUAUAGAUACGUAUUAUAGUUUAAAUAAAACUAUUUAAAUGUGUUUUACUCCGAGAUACUAGCUCGAUUAGAAAUAAAAUAUAGGUACCUGGUACUUGGUACCUAUAUAUCUCGAUAUUGAUCAUUUUUUUUUCUGGUUUUCAAAAUUAUUAUGUGAUUAGUCAUACCGCAUACAGCAUAUGUAAUAUUAGUAGGUAUUCAAUUUAUUUUUAUUCUUCUAAUGUUAAAUUUAUUACUAUAAAAGCUCUCCUAGGAUAAUGGGGACAGGUGUAGCCACUGUUAUAGGUAAGAAGUUGGGAAGGUAGUAGAUGUGAAUUUAUUGUAUAUCUGAUUCUGAGCGGAAUUCGGUUGAUAGUGCUACUUUGUCAACAAUAUAUAUGUCAUAUUAUGAUAAAUUGAUUACAUAUCCAUUAUACAUUUUCUUUAAUAAUAUUUGUUUUAAUGGUAUUUUACCUGUUUUCUCGUUUUUCCUAUGUUUGUCCCAUUUGUUUGGAAAACUCCUAGGAAAAUCAAAAUAAUGACCUCCUAUAAUUACCUCCACAGUCAGAUUAGUAUAAAACAAAGUAUACCAUUUGUAAAUUUAAAUCUUAACCUCAUUUGAUUAGUAUAUAAUAUUAUAAUAUUGAAAUUACAAUAUUCUAAAUUUAAAACUGGAUUAUAAUAUUAUUUUUAUAUUUGAAAUCUUUGAAACCUUUAUACUCUUGUCUAUUUGAAAUGUAGUAUUUAAAAGUAGGUGGAUGCUAAUGUAAUAUUUAACUAACAUUAUUAAAACAUUAUAAAACUAAAAUUAGAAGACCUAAUUCGUAAGACCUAUACAUAAAACAAGAACCAGUGGUGUGGCGAAUUUCUUUCCUUAUAAGUAUAUACAUACAUACAUAUUUUUAUAUAGAUAACGCACAAUACUGAACAAAAAUAAUUUAUCGAACGUUGAGUAUUACAGUGUAUAAUAUUUUAUAACAAUAUACCUUUAUAAUAAUAAUAAGAAACUAAAAUGUUAUUAUUUUAAUUAAACUUUUAUGCAUUUAAUUAAUUAUAACACUAUAUUAACUAAGUAUAUUAUUAAAUAUAUUUUCAUAAUUGUAUGUUUUGGCACCAUGGAUAUGCCGUGGGCCACUGUUAUAAGUUGGACGGGUAAUGUGAUAAUAUAUAGGGUAAUUUAGUACGAUAAAUCAUUGUGAACAAUAAACUAUUCUGAGUGAAGUUUGUGGUUAUUAAACAGUGUUAUAUAAAUUAAAAUUGAAAAUAUUAUUAAUAUUCAGCUAUAAACUAAUUUACAAUAUUUAGUGUUUUUAAAAUGAAAAAUUUUAUCUCAUAGUAAAUAUUUUAAAAAAAAUUCAGAUUACAUUAUAAUUUAUAUUUAAGCAUGUAAAUGUUUUAGUAACAUAUUAUAUACUUUUUUCAUGUGUUAGUUUACAACUUUUCCACCAGCAAUCGUGUUCCAAUCAAAAAACAAUGAGAGCUUUUUUUGUAGGAUAUGAUAUAAUUAAUUUGUUUCGUUGUAAUUCAGUUAGAAAUAAUUAUUGAAAUUGUUAGUUGGUUUUGUUAUAUGAAUAAAAUUGUUUUAAUUUCUCAAACAAGUUUUAAAAUUUAAUGCCGGAUUAAUCAUAAUUUGUUUUUACGGUACGAUAAAAAUAGCCAAAAUUCAUUGUCAACAUUUUUUUUUUUUUAAAUAUAAGUGUUUAUAGAUUAAAUUUUUAUGGAAAUCCUAAAAAUCAUGACAUUUCAAAACAUGUUUGACUGAACUUCGCUUAGAAUUAUUUUUUGAUAGCUAUGAUUUAUCGUCGCAUAUAGGUUUAAAUUAAAUUAACCUAUAUAUUAUAUCCUACCUUACCAAAUCCUCACUCACCUUCAACAGUACACCCGUCACAUAUCACUAGUACCAACUCUUUUUUUUCUUUCUAUUACCAUUUAUUUUUGUUUUUAUAAAUAUCUACAUAAUAUACUCUAUAAGCAUCGUAAAUUUUAGAUAGUUAAAUAUUUUUCGUCAAUUUUUUAGUAUAUAUAUAUAUUGUGUAGACCUACUAAUAAUUUUUAAUAGGUAAUUGAAUGUUUGAAUCUUUUUCCUCUCUACUAGUAAUAGUAUGUUUUCAAGCGUUCUGCAGUAAUAUAACAAAAUUUGUGUAGGCUACAGAGUUGACUAACAGAUUGAUACAAAUAAAACGCAGAAUUUGUCUCUUUUUUACGCAUUCCAUUCACGUUUUAGAAUAUAAUUCCCAGAACGGUCAAAGAGUUUACAUUUAAAUUUAUUAAUCAACGAUGUCCGCAGGGAUUGAUGGUUUCGUGGGAUAUUAUUUAUACCCUAUCUCAAACUUUCUGGCUUGCAACACCAUCAUCUAUAGGUUUUUCGGUUCUUAUGGCCUUAUGGGAUGGAUAAAUAAUAAAUAUAUAGAUAGGUAUACCUAAUAUUUUACAUAUAUAUAUACAUAAAAAAACAAACUUAAUAUUGCGGGUAGCGUAAAUAAUUUAUUUAAAAUUGACUGUUUAUAGUCGAGUACUCGAGUAGAAUAAUUAUUCUAAAAUAGUUUGUAAAAAAUGUAUCGCUCCUGAAAUCCCCGAACCCAGUUAAUUUUAUUCUACAUUUUAUUUAUGGCAUGAAUACCUAUGAGGCAGGUAUGUUUGCGAACAUUUUUGUCGACUGUUAUUUAUAACUAAUUUUUGCAAGCAUUGUUUACGUUUUUUUACAUGCAUGUAAACAUGCAUUAUAGGUACAUUACAACUUAACAAUACGUAUAUAAUAAGUACAUUAUUAUAAGGUAAAACUAUAAAACAUCAAAAGCCAUAAAGGAUAUUAUAUGUUUUAAAUUACCUCUGAUGAUACUGCCAUUGUUGUAGGUGGAGAAUUGGAAAGGUUGAACAUAUUAUUAUGGAGUAAUUAUUUAAUUUAUAUCUGUAGGUACGUAACGAUAAAUCAUUACUUAGAAAAAUCGAUUCAAUGUGAAGUUUGGAUAUUCAUGUUCUUGAAAUGCCUUAUUUUUACGAUUUUCGUCAAAAUUUGAUCUUAAAACUCUAAUAAAAUUAAACCUACAUUAUACUCAUCUUUUUUAUACAUCACUAAGUUAAACUUAUAAGGAACAUCGUCUUAAAUUUUCAAGUAUUUUUGAACGGUGAAACAAUUUUAUCUAGGUACAAAAUCAAGUAAAAAAAAAAGCUGACAUUGGUGAUGGGUAGAUCAUUGCAGCUGUAAGUGAGAAUUUGAGAAGAUAGGAUACAUACAAUUAUUUGAUAUUUACAUCUAAUGAAUCAAAUCACUAACGAAAAUCAAUUCUAUAUGAAGUUCGGUUAAACAUAUUUUGAAAUGCGGUGAUUUUUACGAUUUUCAUCAAAAUUUGAACUUGACACAUUUUUAAAAAAAAAAACUACAUUACAUUCAAGUUUACAUCCAUACUGUGUAUACAGUGAAUGCAAUUUAAUAUAUGAAUACAAUUUAUUUUUACAAUUCAUGAACCUCGUUUUAAAUUUUUAAGCAUUUUUGUAGAGACAAAACAAUUGUAUCUAUAUAAAACCAAUUAGAAACUAAAAUAAUUUGACCAUUUAAAAUGCUUAGUUUUAAAUAAAUUAAAAAAUCGCCAAAAUUCCCAGAAUAUUACCACGUCUAGAAAAUAUUAAUUUCAGGUCUCUAAAAUUACUUUUAGCUUUAAAACAAAAUAACAAAAUUGAAAUUAUUAAAAACCGUUUUCACUUUUUCCUACAUUUUUUUUAUCACUAAUUAAGAAAAAUAUAAGGAAAAUCAAAAAAUGACAUUUGAAAAACCUUUUCUAUAGUUAAAAAUAGGAGUAAGAUUUCUCGUAAAAAAAGUUGUUAAUAGAUAGAAAGAAAACACAUUAUAAUAAAACUAAUAUAUUUCUCUUUAGGAUCAGAAUCUAUAGAAAUGUCCAGGAGUUAAUAAUUGCUUUUAUCAAAUUUACAAUAUCAGACUAUUGAAGGCAGUAAAAGAUUAAAUUUAAGUUGUUUGUUAAUUAUUUUAUUACAAAUAAUAUAUUUAUGCUGUCGUUUAUACUUAUAGCGUAAGCUAAACAACAAUUAUAAAUACUAUAGAUACAAAUAUCGUUAAAACGUUUUGUAAUUUUAACCGUCGUUUUUUUUUUUCAUUUUACAGUUUUACCAAUUCAUUUUGCGUUACACUAUAUCGAGCCAUUUGAAAUAGAAAUAUAUAUAUUUUUUUUAUUAACAUGCCAAAAUUGUUCUAUGGUAUUAUUUUCCCAAGAUAUCUUGUCAUUCUCAGGACGAAUAAAAUAAAAUCUAUAUGUUUGCAAGCAGCACAGAACUCAAAACCCAAAUAUAGCUACUUAGUACUUCCAUAUAAUAUUGAUUAUACGAUUCGAGUUUUCGUAAGAAUUUAGUUGAAUGGCUCUCGAUAAAUAUUUUGACUUUUAUAAAUAACUUUUCGAAACUAUAAUGGUUCACCCAAUAAAACGGAAAAACUAUUUGGGAAAAAAGCGAGUUACAAAGUUUGGGUUAUUGGGCGUUUGCUUCAAUUCGAUCAUCUCAGUGGGCGAGGUAUUAUUGUUUUUGCUAUACUAAAAUGAAUAAUCAAAGUUCACUAGUAUAAUACUAUAGUAAUUUAAAUCUAUUCAGUUGAAAUAAAAUACAUUUUUUAUUUCAAUCACAAUACAUAAUGAACAGUAAUUUUAAAAUUUGACUAAAUUAUAAAAACUAAAAAAAAAAAAUUACAAAUAAAUUUAGUCGUACCUGUAGUCGACACACAUAUACUUUAAAUGGCUUCAAAUUCCAAUAAUUCUAUAUCGAACGCAAACCAUAGUAUAUAUAAUAACUUUCCUUCCGGGACUUGUUUGUCGAAACCAUUAAAAUAUAUUUUUGUAAUCGUACACGAACGCCAUUCGAAUUUAUGUAGUAUAUGUAUAUAGAUAUUACUGUCGUACCGUCUCAAAAAUUGGGUCAAAGGCUAAACCGGUCACUUAAAUAGCAUUAUAUUUUGUGUACUCAUAUCACGAAUUAAAUUAAAAUGACCAGGAAUUUUAGGUUAGAUUAGGAUAAAUUGUUAUCACGUCAUAUACUCGAGUUAUAUAAAAUGCAUAUUUAAAAAAAUAAUAGUAGAACAAGUUUAUUUUUCUAUUUUAUGUAUAGUGCCAGAUGGUUAUUGUGUUGAAAAUUGCAGUAAUAAGACGUUGUAUUUGCUUUGAAAUAUUUUCUUAAAAAUCAAGAAAGUAGAGCUCUAUGGGCUUUAAAAUGUAGAAGAGCUAACUGGACUCUCACAGCAAACAGUCAUACAUGCUAUGUGAAAUAUUAUUAUACGUCCAAAUCUUUCAUUAAACCUACUUCACUAGUUUGUACAGUAGAAAAAGUAAUAUGUUAUUAAUCUUUUUUUUUUUUACAUAAAAUAAAACUGAAGUAUUUGUAUUUAAUAUUAAGCUUAUAAUAACAAAAAAAAAAAAAAAUUGAAAAAAUUUAAAUCGCUGUUUAUUAACACGAUAUUAAUUUGUAUAAUACUUAAUAUCAAAUUAAUGUUUAUAGAUAAUUCGGCUUCGAACUAGUAUUACUCGUGGUUCUUUAAUAAUAAUUGAAUUAUUAAAUAUAAUGCUGUGAAUUUGUAACAAACGCAUUUUCGUUUAGAUUAUUAGUGCAAAAUAAGUACGAAUUAUUCGAUAGCGAACUCAAGCCAUGGAUUAAGACUUUUAUUUUUAUUUUUUGUAAUUUGUAGAUCUUUCCCCCUUUUUUUUAAUAGUAUUAAUAACAAUUUUUAUUUUUUUUUUAUAUUAACAUUUAUAUGAAUACUUUAUGAUUUUAAUUUACAUGUGAGGAAUAAGGAAUUUAAAGUUUACUAUUAUAUGUGUGAUUUUAAAAUUUUCUAAUGUCUUCUGUUUGUUACCAACUUUUCUACCAGAAUCUGGUACCAAUCAAAAAAUGACAGAAGACAUUUUUAAAUCUAGUUGGUGCAUGAAGAAGGUCAUUUUUUAAUUUUCCAAGUGGUUUUUAUAAUAGUUGGAAAAACCAAAAAAUAAACCAAAAAAAAAAACGUAAAAGAAAAACGGAAACAUUUAUGGCGUUAACGAUUUCAUUAUUUUAAAUGUUUUCGAUUUUUGUUUUUUACCAUAAAUCUUGCUCCAAAUUUUGAGAGUAAUAUCUUUUCUCAAAGAAAUUUUUGUAAUUGAAAGUCAGUUUUUAAUUUUCCAAGUAGUUUUAUAACAGUUUGGAAACUUAGAAAAAACAAAAUGUGUAAAAACGAUGUGUAGUAGAUUUUUUUUUUUAAAUUUACAGUAGGUACUAAUUAUAGUUAUACUUUAUUAAAUCAUCUAUCAAUGACCUAUUUUUGAGGAAAAGGAAGGGAUCCUUUUUAUAUUCGUGUCUCCACAGUGCAGAUAAAAACACCCAUGCGCACAUUAUUUAAUUUUAUAUGGUUUUACGCCGUAUAAUAUGUAAAUUACGAUAAUAAUAUUAUGACUAAAUUGAUCAGGUUAUACUAUUCGUAUGCAUAUAAAAUACUAUUAUAAUGAUUUUACAGCUCCAUCGUUUGCCACCGUUCGACAGCAGCACUUAUAUUCAGCACUAUUUAACACUGCUACAGCAUCGCGCUGAACAUGCCUAUAUGUACUCGUAUUAUACAUGUUGCAAUCAUUAAUUGCAGCACUGUCGUAUCCAGACAUUUAUUUUUUAUCGGAUUUGGUGAUGUAGGAAGGGAUUUUAAAGAUAAAACUAGACGUAUAUUUUUCGAGAGCACACUAAAGUACUGAAAUUGGCAACGAUAUACUCUGUAGCUCUCUGGCUACGUCAUUGAUUAAUCGUAUUGCAAUGUUAAUGAAUGUAUAAAACUAUAUUAAUUUCAUUUAAAGGUUUAAACAUAAAAUUAGGCAGAUAAUAAUAUUAUAUUUUGGUUAUUUAAUGUUAUAAGGUAUAAUCAUAUAAUACUCGAAUGCAUAAAAACAAACCUACAUCCAAUUUUCUUUAUAGAAUACUUUCUCUUGAACCUUGAUAUAAUGGCUUUUAACAAAAUAAAAUGGUUGAAACAUUUAACUAUUUUUACUUCACGAUUGGCUGACUUGAAGAAGUAAGCAAGCCAAUCAGACUUGAUGCGGGAAAUUUAGGUGCUUAACAGUGCAAUAUUCUACAAACAGAGUUAAACUUUAAUUUGCAUUGUGUCCAUAUUACAAUAAAAUAUUUGAAGGUAUUAUACCUAUUUAUAUUUUCAAAGUUUUGGAUCUAGAAAAUUGUAAAUCCUAUAAAUUCUAACUAAAGAAAUAAAAUUGUUUAUGUGGUUUUUUUACUCGUAUUAUAUACAACUUUCACAAUCCAAUAAAUUAAAAUCAGCAAUAAAACAAGGAUUAUAGGUAAAUACUAAAGAAGUAUUAUUUAUUCGAAAAUUAAUUAAUUUAAGAGCAAUCAGAGUUUAAAUAUGUCUUUAAGUUUUAAAAAAAAUUCUUAUUAAUAACUGAAACAGUGCACCACUGGAAAUUCUUUGCAAGUCUAAAAUCUCUAACAUAAUAUUAUGAAGGCCUGCCAAUAGAAGGAGUAGACAUUGUAAAAGAAACAAAAUUCUGCUUAAGAACUAACAUUUGUUUGAUCAAAUUAAAAAAAUAAAUACAAAAUAUUUAAACUCCUCAUAUAAAAGGAUUUUAUUUAUUAAGUCGAUAAUAAUUUCGUUUUUUAUUAUUUUCGAUAAAAUGUUAAUUUUUUUUUUUUUUUUUUUUUUUUUUUUUUGCGAUUUUUAAUUCGAUUUCUUACUAUUAUAAUUAUGACUUACUAAACAAUUUGUGCGUACGGAUGUACUCAUAAUAUAGUAGAGUUGGUCAAGUACUCAAUUUUUUCGAUACAUUUUUCUUUGGUGCUCGUAACUCAAGUACUCGAUUUAACUCGCAUAUUCGACUUUCUUGUGUAAUCGAUUGUUUGAAAAUAAAAAUAAAUGUACACACAUAUCUGAAUCGGCUGCCGUCGUCGUCGAGCGGUACCGCUAAGGUCGCAUCUUACCUAUCGAAAAGUUGAUGGAAGAUGCAUGUUCUUUUGUGGGACUGAUUCUAUACCCUGUCCUUAUGUUUAAGACUUUUUAUGACUCCUUGAUAAUGAUACAUUUUAAUAGAACUUUACUCAAGUAUUUUGAUUUCAAAAACCAAAACUCACCCAACUAUAAAUGUAGCAAAUUAGGCUAUAUUUAAUUGUCGCUCAAAUGUGUUAUGACUUUUAUGAAUAAAAUUAUAUUUGUAUUUUUGUGAAAGGAAGGACGAGAGGGAUAAAUUCUCCUUCAAUGUUUUUUUUUGGUUUAUGCAAUUUUGAUAGUCUAUUCUGAAAGCCACAUAGAGUACCAUCUAGUAGAGUUUGCCAUUUGUUUUUGGAACACCUUCUAUAAAAAAAAAGUAUUCAUAAUUUAAAAUUUGUAAUGUUUCUUUUCUACACGACCAUGGUGGUUAUUGCCUGCUCUUUGAAAAAGAAUUUAUUAUGAUGUUAGUAAUGAUAUUUAUGAAAUACUAAUUUGGCGGCCUUACCACUACGUUGUUUUUGAUAAGUUAACAUAGCACAUGCAUAAAUGCAUUAUUAUUAUAAACCUUUAUUAACAAUUAAUCUUAAUUGUUAUUUGAAAAAAAUAUACCUAAUAUUCUUUGAUAUUAUUUGUUGUUUUGUUGACUAUUUUAAGAUGGAGAAUAAAAGACAAUAAAUAACAGAUUCUUAAUUCACAUAAAAAAAAAAAAAAACAAGCAGAUUAAAUGGCAAGAUAAAUGUGAUUGAAUAUAGAAGCAGCAUAUUAAAUAACCUAUUCAUUUAUAUUGUACGUAACGUCUACAAGUCUACAACUGUAUACAUUUUUAAGAAUGAUAACUUAAACACUGUAAACACAGUAAAGCACUUCAUCGCUUUAAUGAAAUUGGUUGCUUUGUUGAUAAAAAUAAUUUGUUUGAUGCUAAUGAACAUCUAUAGUAAGCUUGUAUUUUUAUACAAAAUAUAAUAAUUAUUUAUUUUCCUACAAUUUUUAUUUGAAUUUUAAAUAACUUAGUUUGGUUUGCUGGUACUUACAAAUUUGUGGAUGCCAACUUUAAAUUAUAUUUUUCCACAGAAUAAAAAAAAAAGACUUGCGUGGACUGUGGUUUCAAUACAAAUUGCUUUUGGAAUUCAAUGAGUUAGUUUACUCAGAAGAGAAAUCAGGAGCUUUUUAUAAAUAUUAUACUAUUUCUUGUUUAAUUUGGUGGAAAACAUGAUAAGCCUUUGAUGCAUUUAUUUAUUUAUUUAAAAGUAAUAACUAUUGAGUAAGCAAAUUUAUUUACUUAAAAAUACAUAUCCUUUUUCCCACUAGAUUAAAUUCCUAAUCACGCCACUGGUCUGAUAGCAAUUUAAAAUUAGUCAUAACUGAGAAGACCAAUUCUGUGACAAAAAAUAGGGUGAAAAUAUAAUACCAUAAAUAAAAAUAUUGAUAGGACAUAUUGUCAUUGUUUUCAAUAUUAUCACAAAUCCGUUCUAACUACAAGAACUAGUGAUUUAUCACAUUGUAGAUCACUAGUUCUUGUAUUCAUUAUUUACUGUCUGAAAAAUCAUUUAAUUUAAAAAACAAUAUUGAAGCUUUAUAACUAUGAAUAGUUCAAAAUGAUUAUUAUCAAUAAAUAAAUUAUUGAGACAAUAUUUUUUGAUAAAUAAGGUAGCACUGUACUGCUCAUGAAACACUUUAUUAUCUAUAUUUAAUAUAAAAGACUCGUUUUACUGAUUAACUGAUUUAUCAACAUAUAGUAAAAACAACUGUCGUUAAAAACUUGAAAUUUUGAAUAUAGAUUCGUUGUAUGUUGUAUGACGUUCGAAUCCACUGAAAAUGGUUUUUUGGAAAUUCUAUUCCUUAGGGGGCAAAAUAGGGGUUGCAAGUUUCUAUACAAUAUCAAUGCAUAAACCAAAUCGAUGGGUCUAGAAACUUGAAAUUUCGUAUAAAGUUCCCUUAUACAAUGUAGACCAUCGCUAAGAACGGAUUUUUAAAAAUUCUACCCCUAAGGAAUUAAAAGGUGUCAAAGUUUGUAUAUACUAUCAACGCAUAGCUCCAACCACUAGGUCUAGAAACUUGAAACAUAUUCUUUAUAUAACGUAAAAUAUCGUUAAGGAAGAAUUUUUGAAAAAUAAAAAUUGAUCUCUCUGUAUAAUAUAGUCUAUACAAUUUCAAUUAAUUCAAAAAUAGUUCCUGAAUUUGUUUUGAUUUAAACACCUAUAGAAAAAACUAAACAGUGAAUUUCAACGAUUUUGUAUUAUUGCUAUAUAUUUCCGUAGGUAUUUAUAUAUUUUUAGAUUUUAUUAUUGUUAUUUUUUUAAAGCUGAUUUUUUCAUGUAGAUUGUAAACCGUUCAACUGUCAUUUAUUAUACAUUAUUAAUUUGUGUGUAGUGUAUAAAACGUUUUUAAUUUUAAUUUUAGUUACACAACUAAAUAUAAAACCUAUAAUUUGAAAUAAAUAAUUAUUGACAAUGUAUUUGUAGUGUUCAGAAUGGUUUUUUUUUAACUACGCAUAAUUAUUUAUUAUUGUUUUGAAAUUUGCAUUAAUAAUAUUAUAAUGAUGGUUUACUCCCCUGUCGCCGAGUACACUUUUCCCAAAAAAGUGACAUUCCAAUGACUGCGUGGUGUUUUUAUUAUUUUAUUAUUACAUUAUUGUUUAAUUUUCCAGUUGAUUGCUAUUUGUUAGUAAAUAUUAUUGUGAAUAAAGUUUCACUUACCUACUGGUUUUGAAAUUGUACAUUGAUAAUUGAAUUUAAACACCAGUCAUCAUUUGCCCCAUUGUUUUAACUGUACGCGUUUUUUUUUGUAUCUUUUUAUUUCUAGAUGUUUUAUAACUUUAGGUAUUUAUAUUUAUUUAUUUCAGUAGAGGUAAAAUUAAACUCAAAAUCGUAUAUCAACUCAAAAUUGAUUAGAACCGGAUAUUUUUGUAUUCGUUAAUUUUAGAUUCUGAAUAGAACGAGGAAUGUAUUGGUUUUACUAUGUUUAUUUUUAAAUUUUUUCUGUUAAAAAAUUUGUUGGUAGAAUAUUUACUUCCAGUAAUUUUUUGAUUUUUCAAGUGGUUUUCAUAAUAAUUGGGAAAAACCGGGAAAAGUGGUAGGAAAAAUGGGAAAAUUUACGAAGUAUAUUAUUUUUUAUUUUAUUUUUUAUUAUAAUUCAGUUUAAAAUAUCCGUAGAUAUUUGAAAUUCGGACAGAAAACUUAUAUUUGUGUCUUUUUUAGACGUGGUAAUAUUUUAAAAAAUUUUAGCUAUUUUCAGUCAUUUAUUAUUUUUAUUCAGUAGGUACUAUAAAAUUAUUAAACCAAAUAAAAAUGCUUGAAAUAUGAUAUGAUUUAUCAUUGUGUACAGAUAUAAAUUUAAACUAUAUAUCGUAUAAAUACGAAAAUACUUGUAAAUUCGUAUUAGUCUUUGUAAUGAAACAUCUAUCCCUUGUUAGUUUUGUUGCUGUAUUAUAUAACUAUAUAUAGGUAUUAUAUUUUACAGCUAAGUUGGAUUCAGUUAAAAAAUAUAUUUCCUUCGUAAAGCUUUUUCUGACCAAUAAAUCUAAAAAUUAUGACGAUUGAGUAGGCAAACUAAAACAAGUUGAGAUAAAUUAUAUUUACUUUAGAUUCAGCAGAGUGCAGGAUAGAACAGUCUAGGAGCUUUCAUUUUUACAAGGUGUGUUUUGUGCUGUUUUUUUUAAAUAAUUUUGAAAGCAGUAAAUAUGAUUAUACAAUUUUUAUGUUGUAACUUUUAUAGAUAAGUAAUAGAUAAAACACAGCGGAUGGUAUUUUAGGUACCUACUCAAUAUUUAAAGGUUAAGAGUAAUAUGAAAAACGCAUACACUAUUUUAAACAAAAUCAAUGUUGAUUAUUUAAUUUUAAUUCGAAUAAAAUAUUGUUUAUCUAAGACUCGAGAGUGUUGGCAUUUUUACCAGUUAUUUAUUUUAGAUAGAUAGAUAAUAUUUAUUAUACAUCUAACUUUUAACAUUUAUAAAUUAUGCUUAAUGCUUAUAAUAUACGAGUUUACCUGUAUCGAGUUUUUAUUUUACGUAACCCUGAGAUAUAGCCCUGUGUUAGAUAUUUAAUAAAUUUAAAAAAUGUUUACAAUAAGCACAGAAUAUUAUAUGAUGUAGAAAUCAUAUGAACACUAUAAACUAAUGGCAUAAAAUAUUUAAUUUUUAAUGAUCACUAAAUCGUUGCUUUAAAAUUAUAGUUUGAACUAACUAUUUGUAAAUCCCAUAACCAUCAUUCGUGACGAGAAAAUUUGCAAGAAAAGUAAAACAGUGCAAAGUUUUUAUGUUGAACAUAAAUAACAAACAAACAAAGAAACUGUGCAUGUCAAAAAAAAUUAAUUAUCUUGUAAAUAUAUAUAUAUAAUAUUAUAAGACAUAUUUUAAAAUGAAAUAAAUGAAAAAAAAAAUUGAUAAAUUAAAUAAUUUAAUAGUAGGUAAUUGCGUUGUUAAAAAAUUCUCGUUAUUUUCAUUCAAUAAUUAUUAUUAUAAGUUAAAUUUAGAUCUAGAAGAUUUUAUACAAUGGAGAAAUAAUACAUUAUGUAAAAUUUGCUAAACAUUAAUCUUGUUCAUAUAAGCAAAAAAAAAAAAAAAAAAUAGUAAAAUCCCCUUUUUCUACUGUCUGAAAUUAUUCAAGUAGUAUUUAAGCCAUAUUAUCUCUAUCUCUACUGUCGAUAUAAUGUUUUCAUAUUCUUAUUUAAAAGAAAAGUUAUAGUUUGUGUUUUUUUUUCUUUUAUAUCAUAAUAUAUUAAUAUAUAAAAGGAAUCGACUGUGAAUAAUAUUCAACGACGUCGUUGUCGUCAUCAUAUUAAUAUGUUCAAUAUCGCAUUGUACUUAUUAUUAGUAGGAAUUUAUACAAAUGGAAAUGCUUCAAUUAUUUAUUUAUAAAUGUAUUUAUAGAUUUUACUUUUAUAACUGUAAGUACUCCUAUUAAAUAUGUAAACAUUUUUUAUUUUUUAUCUAUUUAUAUAAUAUGCAUGUAUUUACUUAAUAAUAUUGUAAUACACUAAUAGUUGCAAGAAGUAUUUUAAAUAUCUGAUAUAUUAUUAUGCGACGGAUCAUUAUAUGUAGGCCCGUGUGAAUAAUUCACAUUUUAAAAACAUACUAAGCCAAAAAUGUAUAAAAACUUACAGAGUUACAUUUUCCUAGCAUUUUUACUACCGUGUUAACAGUUUCUUUAUUUUACAUUAUUUUUUAUUUAUUUCUUCUAUCAGAAAUUAAGAUCAAAUUUCGACGAUUAUUUUGAAAAUUACCCCAUUUCAAAAAUGUAGAACCAAAUUUUUAUCAGAAUUGUUUUUCAUUAGCAAUGGUUUUAUCUUUGCUUAUAGAUAUACAUUAAAUAACGAUUUGUAUCCUACGUUCUCAACUUCCCACCUAUAAUAGUUGCAUACCCAUUUUCAGUACCAUUUCAUUUAAAUUGUAUUUUUAUUAUAUGAUAAGUUAUUGUUAUUGCAUUUAACUUAAUAAAUCAAUUAGCUUAUUGCAUAGAAAUUUACUAUAUUAUAAAUUUUAAUAUAAUGUAUUGACUAUUAUUUUGGUGAUUUUGUUAUUUUAUAAUUGUGUACCUAAGUUAGGCUCGUAAAUAAACAAAUGACAGUUAAAUUUCUUUUUAAAUAAAAGGUAAAAUUUGUAAAAAUAAUUCUGAUUAAAGCCUAGCGGGGGGGGUGAUUAAUUUAAUAAAUGUAGAGUGAUAAACCACUGUUUAAACAACCAACUCUUUUUCGAGUUGAGCUUUUUCAUUUACAUUUUAUUUUAUUUGGUAUUGAUUAGCUUAAACGUAAAUUAAUAUUAUUCAACAAUUUAAAAUUCGUGUAAAUAAUAAACUGUUGGUUCAAUAUUUAAUAUAAAAAUAUUCUGCUCAGAAAAGUUUAUCAUUCCAUAUACACUAUACAUACAUAUACAUUCAAUUACAUUAAAUAUCAUCCCUUCCAUUUUACUUCCUAAAACAGUGGUACCUACACACAUCAGCAGUAUCAGAUUUUUUUCUUAAUAUUUAUGAUUUAUGUCGUAUGACGAUUGAAGAAAACAAAGAGCCGAUAGGAUACUGCUGAUAGGAGUUUCACUGAAGAAUUGGGAAUGUAGGGUACAUAUAAUUAUUUAAUUUAUAUCUGUAUUAAACAAAAACAAUUUUUGCUCAUAAAAUACAAUUCAGAGUGAAGUUCGACUGUACAUAAUGAUCUCCUUGAUACACCAACUAGAUCCAAAAUGCUACAAAAAAGCUUACUUGUCGUUUUUGGAUUAAAGCCAUAUAUCUAGUAAAAAAGUUGUACACAGGCACAAACAAAUAAAGAACACAAUAUCACAGUAAACCUAAUAUAUAUAUAUAUAUAUUUAUAUAUAUAUAUAUUUCUCUCUACGCUCAGAAUCUAAAAAAGGAGAAGAACCCUUUGAGAGAAUUCCAGUGGAUGAUUAAUAACCUGUGCUUUACUUGAAAUUUGAUUUUCAUAAAUUCUUUCAAUUUUAAACUUGACUAGUUUGAUGCAAAAUUUCUCGUAGAAAAACAAAAUAGGAAAAAUUAAAAAUAAUGGAAUCAUUACUGUCGCAAAUAUAUUUGCUUGUUUUUUCCCGGUUUUUCCCAAUUAAUAUGAAAACCCCUAAAAAAAAUCAAAAAUGAAUUCUUCAAUGCACCAACAAGAUCCAAAUUAUAACAAGAAAUAUAUCAUAUCAUUUUUUUGAUCGGAGAAGAUUUUUGGUAAAACAUAUUUAUAUAUAGAAAAAAAUAUAUGCACACACCAUAGUAAAACCAAUACAUUCCUCGUUUCGUUCAGAAUUUAAAAAUAAUUAUUUUCUUCACGGUCAAUAUUAUAGAUAGCUUGACGAUUAUAUUACUAUAUAACGGCUACAAAACCUUUUAACAGGCUGACGAGUGUGACGGCGGUGUUAGGCGGUUAAGCAACAAAACAAUAAAUUACAUUAUUUCGGCUCGCUGACCACUACUGAUUUUUAAUUAAAAACUUAACGCGUAUCAUUUUUGGUUGAUACAUCCACCAAAGCAACGAUACUAAUAUUUCGAGAGUGCAAAUAUAAUAUAAAUUUGGGCGUUCGUAUCGAAUCUCUGCAAGUACACAAAUAAACAAUAUCAACAAAUAUUCCUUUUAUUUUUUUUGUUUUGCAUGGUAAAAUAUAUAUCUUUAUUAUGUAAUAGUUACGAUUGCAGAAGGUUUAGGAAUUCAAACCUCCUCUGAAAUAUAAAUUAGCUUUUAAUUCCUUCUUUGGUAUUAAUCCUUUGAUGCUAAAAAACACCAGCGUUAAGCAUGGACCUAAUAAGUGUCGUUUUUGCUGAUUGUAGAUUGUACUGUUGGCAGUGUUUGAUUCAUAAUCCUCCUCAAUUGUAUGCUUGGUUUGCAAUAGAUGCAGUAUGAAGAAACAGUGUUAUCAAUGGCACCACGUGGAGGUUCUUACCAUGCUUCCCUUUAUACCGAUGUACUACUCUAUACUAACCUAACCUAACCUACUCUGUAGUAUAGCCCCACCAUACCUAAGAAUAAAUAAAAUAAAUGUAAUCACAUUCUGAAAAAUAUCCAUAACUAUAAAUCUAAAUAUUUCACUGAAUAGAUAUAAUAUUAUCGCUUUCUAACUAUGAUAGUACUUUCAAAAUAUUUUGGGCUUAUUUUAGAUAUUUUUUAUAGCUUUUAAUGGUUUCAGGUUUUUAACUUCAGUUGUACAAAUGUGAUAGAAUGUGUAAACAUAUAACAAAAGGUUCAUCAAAAGUUGUACUAUCUGUAAAAAAAAUGGUAAACGUAAUGUCAUAAUUCAUUUUUAUAAACGGUUUAAGUUAAAGUGUAUGUAUGUUACAAAGUAAUACGUUUUUUAAUUUAAAAUAUUUUUUAACCGAAUUCCACUUAAAAUCGUUUACAGUGAUAAAUACGUAUGUAAGGAUAAGUCAUUAUUUAUCUUUACAUAUUAUAUUAAACUAAAUAAUAAUAAUUUUAUAAUUUUAAUGCCAGGUUACACAAAACUUUAUUGAGUCAAUAAGUCAAUAAAUAAUUAUUAGUAAAUUAUAUUAAUAUAUUAUAUGAUAAAUUGCUAUCGGUUCAAUAAAUUAAGUUAUUGAAUCAAUAAAAAUUAAAAGAUGUUCCGCAAAGAUUCAAUGCCUUAUUGAGUCUAUAUUAUAUCGGUCACACGUGUCUAUUGGUUCAAUAGUUAAUAGGCUCAAAUUUGGCCCAAUAAGUUAUAUUGAUUUGAUAAUAUGAAAUUUAUCAAAGUAAAAAUUUAUUUUUAUUUUUAUAUGACCAAAUACAUAAUUGUUUCCCUAUAAUUUAAUUAUAAAAGAAGGAAUAAAGUUUUCUUCAUCUGAAGAUGAGUUCAUUUUUGAUGUAUUAGAAAUUCUACUAAAACAGCGUAUACAUCCAAUAAGAUACUUGUAUAAUCCUUUGAUGUAAAAUAAAUAGACGAUGAUUUUGAUUUCGUACGCCAGUUCAUGUAAAUAAUUUUGUUUUUCAGAUAAUUAAUAGCUGAUAGUGUGGUUGCAAUUAUAUCAAGAAAUUAUGAUUUUUCAUUUUCAUUGAAAUGCUUUUCUUCUUUCCGUUUAGUAGAUUUGUUAAUUUUUAAACCAACUUUAAUAAUAAUCUAUACACCAUGCUUCUAACGCAUAAUCGAAUAGAUUUGAGUAUUGACGAUUCAUUACUGUAAGUAUACAAUCCCUGUAGUUUGCGAACAAAACAAUAUUAUCAUUAGACAUCGUGGUACGAUUGCAAGGAGGGCACGAAAAUCUACAUACACAACAUAAGGCGUAUUAUUCCCGUGUUUUGAAGGAAACUCAAGGUUUCUCGGUGUAUGUACAAAUACCUAUACUAUAAUAAUAUAAUAUUGGAUGUUUUAUUAUUCUCUCCUGAUCGUGACGCUUACAAUACGCAUAUUAUUACUAAAGAUAAUCGCACAAACCGAUUCCCGCCUAUAUAACGAUGCCCUCUCUGCGGAUGAACGCGGCUUUGUUGUUUUCGAGUGGUAAGCCGUUUUAAAGGCACCUACAAAAGUGUAUAGGUCUGCUGGAGUUAUGCGUCUUAUUUUAAUGUAAGAAAAACGUAUAUUUUAAUACGCGUACGUAUAAUAUAUAAACUGUUUAUUAUGAUAUUAUGUGUACAAUAUCGUGGACGGGGAUGGUAUAGAGAGGCGUUCGCUAAUUACACGUAUACCAUAUUCUUGGCGCAAAAUCGAUAAAGAGUGGGGCCUACGUAUAAUAUGUUAAUAUAAUACUUGAGCUCGUAAAGUUCUAACAUUAUAUUAUAUUAUAUGGGUAUAAUAUCGUUGAUUGAGCGCGAAAAACCAUUUUUCUGCGGUUUUGUACAUCGGAAAAAAAACUCGCAUGGGCGCAAACACUCGUUUUAUAAUUUUUUUUAAAAGAAAAUGAGAAGAAAAAAAUUCGAACGUACUUCACAUCACGGGUGUGUUACUGUGAUAGAUGGAAAGUUUGAAAGAUAUUGGAUAUAGGUUAGUUAAAUUUAUAAAAUAGGCGCUAAAAGCAUCGAUAUAUCAUUGCAAUCAAAAAAUUAUUUAGAGCCGUGUAGUAUUAGUAGUAUAAUAAUCAUUUUUUUCCUUUGUAGCUCUAGGUAACCCAGAAAUCAAAAAAAAAAAAAAAUACCCAACCGAUCACAAUUGUUAGUUUUUUACACUUAAUAGAAAAAUUAUUUGGAAUCUAAAGGUUUUUUUUCAAUUAAAGUACCAUUAAGCAUCUUUUAAGUUUCGAUAAAAAAAAUUUGGACCAUUUUUACUGACCAAAAUAAGAACCUAGGGCUAAGCUAUUGAAAAUCGUAUGAAUAAUUUUAAGUAAAGUACCACAGGGCGGAAAUCUCACAUCGUUUAAAAUACUUCAUGAAAAAUCAGAACAUUUUACCUACCAAAGAAGUGUUUUAUUAAAGAAAAAAAAGCUUAUUUUUUGGAACAUUUUUCAGUUAAAACCAUCCGGCAAAAAUCUGCAUCUUUUAAGGUGUGGAAUGAAAAUAUCGCUACAUGUUCGCGAGAAAAAAAAUCAUCUUAGUAAAACUAAUAUAUGUACAACUAUUCCGUGUAAUACUUAGAAUCAAAAAUAGUUUUAAUGGCGAUUAUUUUCAGUUGUAGUUUACACAUCGCCGUAAUCUACACUUAUCCAGCCCUAGAUUUACGUUAAUCGCCAUUAAAAUUAAAUAAAAAUAACCUAGUCCGUAAGUUUAGAUAAACGAAAUAAUAUUUUCUCUUGGCUAAUUUUUACACUUGUCGAAAAACGUACGUGAAGAAUGUUACAGAAUUUUAAAACUCCGUAACAAUAUUAUUAUCGUGUACCCACGCACAUUCAAAAAGGUCUUUAAUAAGCUGGGAAAUCUGUGUACCUAUUUUAAAAAAAAUAUAUAUAUUUUUUUUUAUUUCGUGGGUGGAAAAAAACUAUGCGGUCAUCAAAAUAUAAAUUCUCUGUUUGUUAGGGAACUUUGUAUGUUUAUUAUAGGUGGAUACCCAAAAUCUGCGUGGGAGUUAGAUUUUUUUUGCACAUAUGUCGUAAAAAAAGGUAAAUGCUCGUGAACAAGUUAUAGCGUUCGUGCCUGUGCGCUAAAAACUGCUUUGCAGGCGAGGGACCGCGGCUCCCUCUGCCUCAUACACAUAACGACAGUGAUCGAACAAGCGCUGGAUAUGUACAGGGUGAUUCAUUUAGCAUAAACUAUUGCGAUAAUCUAUUUACAUUUUGAGUAAAUUUAAUAUAAUCUUUUUUUUAGAUACUAUCUAUACAAUAUAUAUAUAUAUAUAUAUGAUCGUUCAAAAAAAACCAAAAUCGAAUUUACUUUAUUUACCUAACAUUGCUGAGUUAUGAUUAGGUACUCUGUAUACACAAGUAUAACUACGCAUGUCGUCACUGCAUAUAAGAUUAUUGUUUACUUUAUUUGAUUUUUUCCAAAAUCAUUAUAAAACUACAGGAAUAAAUAUCCGUAUUAGAUCUACCGUAGAUCGUAUUAGGGUACCGACAAAAAUGUAUACACAAAAACUUCUCACCCUCUCUUUGUUGUAUUUUGAAAAUUAAAUAAGUUCUGUAAAGCGCAAAUAUAUCAUAAAAAUUUGUUUUCUAUUUCCAUUAACCAAUCGAUUUAUCGGAAUUUUAUUUUAUUUUUCGUUAACUCGUCAAUUAUUUUUAUAUAAUAUUAAUUGUAAUAUAAUGAUUACUAUUGAUCGUAUAUGGUAAUGGUUUACUCGUAUGAAUAAAAUAUUUUAAUUAAUAUUUCAUUAUAGUAUUUUAUUCGUAUAUUCGUUUUUAAAAUAACGGCUGAAAUCGAAAAAUCGAUAUCAUGUUAUACUGUGAAUUAUAUUUGUUUGAAAACUGAUGAGAAUUGUUAUAUGCCUAAUAGCAUAAUGCACACGAAAUAAAAGCAUACCGAUGUGGUUUUGCUUAACAAAUCGUGGUUUUUUUCGAUUAAAAUGUCUGACAUGAGCAAAUAAAUGAAGUAAUUGCAUAAAUUAAAUAUAAUAGUAUUGAAAUAUUACAGUUUUUAGAAAUAGACAUACAGAUUAAGCUUUCCAGCUUUUAUUAUUUAUUCUUAUAGUUUUCAAACAACUGGCCUAUACCCCACGCGAUACAUUAGAGUAUUAUUCCAAUUAUAAAAAAAAAAUUAUAAAAAAGACGUCUUAGGAUAAUGGAAAUAGGUGCAGCCAAUGUUAUAAAUAAUUUAAUGUAUAUCUGUACUCAACAAUAAACCAUUGUUUACGAAAAAACGAUUCUGAGCGCACUUCAGUUGAUAAUGAUGCUAUGUAUGUCAUUUUAUAGUAAAAUAAUUAAAUAGGCAUUAUAUAUUUUCUUUAAUAAUAUUUGUUUAAAUUUGUGCCGAUUUUCCACCGUUUUUCCAGUUUUUCACAUUUGCUGUGAAAAAAUAAUAGCAUUUUAAAAUAAAUAAUCGAAUUUCACUCAGAAUCGUAUUUCGUUAGCAAUGGUUUAUUGUUGUGCACAGGUAUAUAUUUAAUUAUCUAUAACAUUGGCUGCACCCAUUCCCAUUAUCAUAGGACGUCUGUUUUAUUAUUUUUUUUAUAAUGUGAAUAAUACUCUAAUAAACCGUGGGAUAUAUACUCUAAUAUAUUCCUUUUUUUAUACACAUAUAUAUAUAUAUAUAUGUAUAUCUGUUUACAAAUUUCGAUUUUGUUUUGAUGAUUUUUGAUACUUUUGCGUGUAAUCCACUUGUUUGAUAAAGUUCACAUUCAUCUCUAGCAGUAAGCCCUUUUAUCUCGUCCAAGUUAGUCGUUUCUUUUUUUUCUAUUCGGUAUCGGUUUGUUUAUUUGUUUAGGUUCUUCAUCGAUAUACGUCGUCUCUUCACCGGUAAAUAUCGAUUUUCAUCGUCCGUUCAUAAUACAGUGGAAGUUUAGAAGUUCUCAGACUUAUCUGCGAAGUAUACUAUCAAUAGUCUUUUUAUAUAGAAGUAUUACAAGACGAAAACAAAGACCGCGGUUUGAGGUGAAUUUGUAGUAAACUAAAUUGUUUUUUAGAUUUUUGCUUGAAUCAUGAUGACUUUAUUCUAAGUACUAAAUUCGAAUGUUAUAUAGUAUUCGAUUUUUUUUAUUGCACUGUAUAAUUGUAAGUAUAGUUACGGUUUAUUGUCGAGCAAAAUGAUUCGAUAGAGUUGAGUUGACGACCUCUUUACGAGGGUGGCAAAGGGUAAUGGGAGGCACGACUCUGUAGACCAAUUGAACGGAACGGCUGACAUCAUUGUCGCCGUAGUAACAAUACACGCACGGAGAGGAGAGGUCGAAAAAGAAUUUCGGAGAAAUAGGGCAAUUAAGAGCACAAUAUAUUAUGUAGAAAAAAGUUUGGAAUGUUCGGAUGAAAUAUUUUUCGGAAAAAAAACUCAGACUGCAUUAGACAAAUUUUUUUAAAACAAUGAUAUACAAAUAAUAAUAAUAAUGAAAAAUAAUGGUAAAUAAUGCGAUAUUUUAAUCAGACAGUUUUUGCUGAGGAGGUUUUUAGAUAAACAGAUGAUUACACACGGACGUACAUAUUAUUUGAAAGAUAUUAAUUUUUUUCCGAAAUAUUUACAUCAUUCAAUUUCAUACUAUCCUAUUGUGACUAUAAAUUCUAUGUCACAGUAUAACACAUUGAAAUUUAUAACUGCUAAUUUAUGUAGAACGUGUAAUAAACAUUAUAAAAUGACCAACAAUGAUCAUAUACGCAUGUUAAAAACGUGAUUAUUUCUUUUUUAGAAUUCCGUUAAGUUCUGUUGAACAUGCUUUAAUAAACCUAAAUAGACAAUUUUAUUAAUGUUUAGCUAUACAAUAUAAAUUACAACUGUAUGUGUUUUUUUAACUCAAACUUUUUUAUGGAGUCCAAAAAGUUUUAUCCGCAUAAAUCAUAAAAUAUUAUAUGAAAUAUCGAGUAAAUAAAAUCGUCUUAGUUUUGGUCUUAAAAAUAAUACAAAUGACAAUGAUAAAAUUGAUCAAAAUUCAAUGUAAUCUUAAUUAUUUAAUUAAAAUUAAAAUAAAAAAAACCAAAUCAUAAUAAAAAAAAAUAUAUAUUAUUCUACUCUACUACCAUAUACAAUAUUAAUUUAUUUUAUGGAUAUGCAUUUUAAAAAGUUUUCAAUUUUUACAUUUUUUUCUUCUGGUAAUUCGAUAUUUUCCCUUUAACCUAUUUUGCACUGAUCAAUCCUCAACUCAAACAAAAAUAUUUUUUCAAUUAAUAGUCAAAUAUUUGGGUGGGAAUGUGAAAUAAUUUGGAAAACCUAAGAUUUCAUCCCUCAGUUUGGUUUUUAGUUUUUGAUUUUUAUCUGGCUAUACCUACAGUGUACAAGCCAGACAUUUUUACCUCGGGGCAUUUUUACCUCAGGACAUAUUUAUCUACAACCCUUUAAACACACCAACUACACUGCAUACAAUUUUCUAUCAGAAAUUAUUCUUCAAGGUGAUGGUUAAAACAAGAUAUCUGUUGUUCGCAGAUAUAACAGAUAAAAAGAAACACACAUUAUUGUAAAACUAAUACAUUAUUCUAUACCAAUGAUUUUCAACCUUUUUGACACUAUAAGGACUAUUUAAAGAACUUUUAAUAGAUCUCAAAUCAUUUAAAAAUGUUUUCGUUUUGUAUUGUUUCGUUUUUCAAUAACUGUAUAAGAUAUUUUUGGAUGGAUAUCAUCAGUUAACUCGUCGAUUUUAACAAUAAAAAGAUUUCGAAUUAUACUUCGGAUCGGUUCUUUAUCGUUAUAUUCUGGGAAACUCGUCUUUGAGUUUUUACAGAUGGUGUUAAACGCUGUGCUGGACCACAGUUGUGAGGUCAAAUGGUUCAGACAACUACUAUCACUUUAUAAAAAUUAUUUGUUCAAUUUUGUAGAUAUGGUUUGUGGUUAAAAACCUUUAUGCUCUAUACGUUCAGAAUCUAUUAGUUAUAUGUAAUUUACGGAAAUAUGUAUGGAAAAACGUACACGAAAACGUAUAUUGUUUCAUGAUGUUGGUGACAUCAUGUUAAGAUAAUUUCUGGUCGUGAUAAAAAUAUAAAAAAAUUAAAUUAAAUUCGGUGCUGGAGUCUAACUCGCACAUGAUGCGAUUUUUUAAACCGUGCCCCCUCUUGUGCAGACAGACAUCAAACUUGACAUUUGUUUUCCGUUUUAAUUCCAUAACAAUAAAUUUGUAUAAAUGAAAAUAUCGUUCUGUGUAUAAAUAUAUAUAUAUAUAUAUAUAUAUAUAUAUAUAGAAAAAAUGUAUUGACUUAAUUGACUUCAAAAUUAUAAAUACCUAUAACAGUUUCAACGGAGCAAAUAUCGAGACGAGACAAUAUGUUAAAAUACAGAGGUAAAAUAUGAAAGUAAUUUUUAUUAGUUUACUUUGACCGACAUUGUUUAUGAAGUUUUUUUUUUUAUAAGUAAAACUGAUCGUAGAAUUUUGUUUAUAAUAUCCCAAUAGAGAGAUUAAUUUUCGCUGUUAAAUAUUUAUCAGUAUGUUUUUUAAAAAAAUUUAUUAUUAAUUGGAUUUUUUUUAUAAUCGUGUUUUUGUUUUGCUCACGGAUUCGAUAGUCCCAUUUUGUUUUAGCGUAAUAAUGAGGCUGGGAGAGCGAAGGCAGUAUUCAUCUGGAAAAUAUUAUUUGAACAUAUUAUUCUCACGGAGUGAUGAAAACUUACGGUUUCCAGUCUAAUUGGACUGCGAGCUCACGUAGGACUUUUAAUCGAAAAUAACGAUUUUGAUGUGCGAAACCACUUCGGACAGGUAACAGCAGCAAAAUUACGAUGUGGAAACAUAUACUUUAUGAAAUGAUAACAAAUAUUUUAGAAAUUAUUGCUAUUUUACUAUUUAUAUAAUUAUUUUUAGGCGUGUUCAUGUGUACCAAUUCCCUUGACGCGGAGUUUUUGUACUAGUGAAUAAAAAAAAUUUACUCGCGUAUACUUAAUACACGUGCAUUUAUAAUUUUAUUUAUGUUAACGUAUUUUGGUGUUUUUCAUGUAUUGACGAAUAUUUGUUUAGGCGACAACGUACAUAUUAUAUUGAUUUUUUCUUUUUUUUUUUUUGUAUAAUUCGUAUUUAUUUUGUCGUUAAAUUCAAACUUUUAACAAUAUAUCAUGAACUUGAACAAGUAAUGAAUUUUAAAAUAUUAAAAAAGCGAAUGUGCGAAUAUACGCGCACACGUGAGCGACACACGUGUUACACGUAUACGCAGAUUUUUCAAAAAACUACGCGGUUUUAUAGAUUCUAAUAUUAAUUUCACGCGUACACGUGAAAUAGGGCGCUCUGGUAUAAUAUUAUUAUAUACGCGCGCGUGCGAUGUUUAUGUCGCGUCGGCCGGGAGGAGAAAAAUAUCUCCGCGGCGGCGUUUAGAGGGGAGUGGUCGGCGACGGUGAAAAGAGAAAAAAAUCGACCGGCGCGUCCGGAAAACGCCUACCGAACGACGCGCCGAACGAACGGACGGGCCGCGCGCUACUACGACCGUAAUAAUACGACGGUGUGCCGCGCCACCGCCGGUCUAUCACCAGUUUACCGCGUCGGCCGCGAAGUUUUUGCCGCCGCCGCCGCCGUCGUACACGCGCGCCGUACACUCGGUGUGCGCGCUGCACCGACCCGAAAACUUUGCGAUAAAUAGCCGCUAAACGACUUUUCUCGACGGUGGGAUGGCGGGUCGUGGCAGAGACGUGGCUGGCGGUCGGACGAAUAAAUCGGCGGCGCCCCUCCGAGCAUAAUAUACGUAUAUAUGUAUUAGUAUAGCAUACAGGGUGUCUCGCACGUUAGAUCUGACACACGAAUAAUCAAAACUAUCCAGCUACAUUAACUAUUGCGUUUUGUCCGGGUUUUUUUUUUUUUUUUGCGUCUAUUGUAUAAUUACCGCGUAAAGUAUGGCGCUACGAUUCCUCUGUUUUACAUACCUACAUAUAUUUAUUUUUCAAGUUAAAAACACAUUUUUUUUUUUCUUCUUUCAAAUCGAUUUUAUAAUAUCCAAGACGGCCGUUUGAUAUGAAAUACAUAUUUUGAAACGAAAUACGUAUACCAAUGAAAACACGCGUUAGAUCUCUACGAUUUUUCGAAUUUCGCGACAAUUCUUAAUGAAAUUAAUUUUCAUGGAUGGAUUGAUAUUAUUUAAUAGUGGCGUUGGCAAUCAUCGUAAACUUUGAAAAAUCAUAGACAAUUAACGAUUCGUCAUUAGUAAAUAAUAUUCGUAACAUAAAACUUGUCCAUCAAAAUAUUUUUUUUGUUUUAAAAAAAAAGUGAUUAUCUUGGAUUUAAAAAAAAAACAUUUUUUAUUUAUUUAUUAAAAAAAAAACAUUUUUUAUUUAUUUAUUAAAAAAAAAAACAUUUUUUUAUUUAUUUAUUAAAAAAAAAAAUAAAAAAAUACUUGAAAUUUAAGUAUCACGGUGCAAGGCUUAACAUUAGUGUUCGCCCAUUCCAAAAAAGAAAAACUCAAAAAUAUUGAACAGACAAAAUUUAAAUUCUUUUUUCAGAUCGUCAUGGGACAUCCUGUAUACUUAUAAAGAAUAUAUAUAGUGCGGUGUUCAUUCUCUUCGAUCCCACGCGUUCUAGCACAUAGACGGCGACGCGGGACGUUCGAAAAACGCAACGCACGCGUUCUGUCAUCGUUUUCUCGCAAUAGAUCAAUCAAAACGUUAGGUCAUCAUAUACUAUUAUACAAUAUUAUAAACCUCCCCCGACGCUAACGGAUACACCCGAAAAUAAUGUAAAAACCUAUGCUAUCUGAAGGGCGAUUUUUAUUUUUUUUUGAGCUACACGAAUUUUGUAAUAUUAUUUAUUAUUUACUUUGUAUCUAUUUAUAAAUGUCGUAUCGAUGUAUUUUUCAGAUUCCGAGCGUAACGAUGGAGCAAUUGGUUUCACAAUGCUGUUUAUUGUUUUUUUUUUCUUCUUUUUCUUUUUCUUCUUUUUCUUUUUCUUCUUUUUUUUUUCUAGUCUAUGGACACAAUUAUUCCAAGUUAAACUUGCUCCGAUUUCUAUGCGUAGCGUCUUUUCUGAAAGCUGAAGUUGUCUAGACUGUUUAUUAUUUUUUUUCUUUGUUCUAGUCUAACUUGCUCCGAUUUUUACGUGUAGCACCUUUUCUGAAAGCUCAAAUUUUGGGUCAUUUUGAUUUUCGACGCCAUUUUUUAAAUAAAAGCACUUAAGUGAGGUAAGUAAGUGCACUUAAGGAAAAAACGCAGGAAAACGUACAAUUUUACGAUUUUAUUAUUUUAUAAAAACACGGACGACGUUGUCUACCAGAAAAAAUGAUUUAAUCGAAAAAUCACAAGAUACCUUGUUUGUGCUUUUUUGAUUUACUUUCUUACGGUAUCAUCGCCAAAACUUUUGAGCCACUUUUAAGCUAUUAAGGAAUUUUAAUUUUUGGGAGUUUUUUACUGUUAGGUUAUAAAUACGCGUAGAAACUUGAAACUUGGUAAUAAUACUUAUAUUUAACUUACCUAGGCGUGGUAAAAUUUCUGAAAUGAUCUAAAGACUUUUUUUUCUUUAAUAAGCGUUUUGCAAUAACUUUUUUCGAAAAUCGUAAAAAAAUCACAACACUUCCAAUUAUGUAUUAUUGAACUGCGCUCGGAAUCGUCUUUCGUCAAGCAAAGGUUUAUCGUUGCUUACAGAUAUAAAUGAAAUAACCUUAUGUAUCCUACCUUCCCGGCUUCUCACCUACAACAGUGGCUGCUCCCAUCUCCAGUAUCAGCACUUUUUUUUUAUAUAUAUAUAUAAUAAUUAUUAAUAGAAUAAUUAAAAAUAAAAACUAUUGACAUGAAUUAUUUCAUUACAUUUUGCCACAAAAUAUAACAAAUGAUUAAACAAAUUUAAAAAUUAAUUAUUUUAUUUUAUUUGAGUUCAUUUUUCUCGGAAAACAAUUUAUCGGUUAGUAAAAAUGGUUCCAAAUUAUUCGCUUCAUAAAUAAAAAAAUACGGAUUUUUCGUCCCGUGAUACUUUAUUUGAGAAAUGUUAUGUAGACACUAAAUUUAGAAUAUUUUUUCUAAAAAUUGAUAAUAAACGUUGAUACAUUGUUUUAUUUUCAUUGAUUUCUGGUCUUUUGGUUUAUAUACAUUAUAUAGUAUAUAUAGUUUAGAUUAUAUAGUAUUAUAUACCUUACCAUUUCACCGAACUCAAAACAUUAUUUUCUUAAAAAUAUGAUUUAAAUAAUUUCUCGUUGUUUUUAGAACCAUAAAGUAAAUUCUAUUCCUUACAUGCUUAUUAAUGAUUACAGAUGAACUUUAAGUAGUAUCUUUUCAUAAAUAUUUUUUUUCAAUGUACUAAUACUCCUGUAUCCGAACUAAUUUCCAUUUUAAUCUCGAAUUCCUUCUCAGUUAAAAUUUUAAUAUUAAUCGGCUUACCAUUUUUUGUCUAUUUUUUAAAUUUUUAAGCAUAUUUAUCACCUUCUUACCUUCUUCCCCUUAAAUUCAAUGAUUCUUAUUUUUAUUACAUACUUUAGCUAAAUGUUUAAUAUUCUUACAUAAUUUACAGUGAUAUUUGUUAUAUUUAAACUUGCUGCACUUAAUAUACUACAUGAUUGGUCCACGCACAAAAUAUUUUUUUUUCGUUUUCCCGGUCUUUCACUCACUAGUUUCUGAUUCCUUGUGUCUUUAUUUGAAUAAUUUUUGUUUGUUGAAUUUUUUGUUACCGCUUUGUUACAACUUGUCUGUAACCAUUGGCUGUUUUACCAAAUUGAUGAACUGUAUUACCACUGUAUUGUGAUUUCAAAAUUGAUUUCCUUUUCAUCAUCAAUUUCACCAAUAUAUUGAAUCUAAUUUCGAAAUUACCUUAUUACAAAUUUAUUCCUUAAUACGGCAUCAAUAUUUUUUUUAAAAUUCCAAGAUGAAGUAGCAUGGUUUAUUCGUACAUACCACUCAUUUAUUGACUCUUAUGGUAUCUGCUACAGAAUCUAAAUUUCUUAUUUUACUAAAUACCGAAACUCUAGGCGAAAAUUGACUAUCGAGUAUUAUAUACAUUGUUUAUCAUACACAUAAUCAGCUAGUUUUGCUAGUUAUACAAGUCUUUUAAAAUUGUAUAAGUGUACAUAGUUACUCAAAUAAUUAACAACAUAAACAGCAGUAUUUCCUCUCGUCUGAAGACCGGAAUCAUGUUCACUAAAAAAAAUUGUUCCAUUUAUUCUUGAUAAAGAGUCCAGUGACUUCUUGCUUUGAACUCUGACAGCGUGCUCAUAACACCGUAUUCAUUUACUGCUGACAUUUCUUGUUCCCGUGGAAUACUUUUCGGUUGCAUUUUCUCUUUGUGAACCCUUUACUUCAUUAACAACAGUAGUUAUUUACAAUUGCAGCAGGUAUUGCAAUACUGUCGUUUGUUGGAUAGAUAUAGAAUACACAAAAAAAAAAAUUAAAAAAAUAGUGCUAAUACAAUGUCAUUCUACGUGUCGUAUAAUAUGCUAUUUAAGGUUAACUAUAGUAAAAUUAUAUGAAUGUUAUUAUCAGCGUAUCUUACAGUCCUUUUUAUCAAUAAGUCGCACUAAUCGGAUAUUUGUAUACAAAAUUUAAUAUAUAGACAAAUAUAUUUAACGUAUUUUUCAUCUUAAACUUAUAAUGUGAAUUUUCGUAGUAUUAAGUGUUGAUAUAAUUCUGACCUUAUUGAAUUCUACCAGCCAAAAAUAUAGGUCUUGAAAUGUUCAAGAUUAUUCUCCCAUAUCCUAUUUAUUUAUAAAUAUAUAGGUUUCAUUAUUGUCUCAUUUCUUGUCUUCUUUCAUUUGUUUUUAGUGUUCAAAUUAAUAUAAAUUUGUAAUAUUUAGUAAACUAACGUCUUGUGGAAGUUAAUUUUUAAUAAUUAAAAUAAUCUAAUUAACGACUACAUUUUGGUUUUUGAAAAUAAUAUGACGAUAUAUUCUUAUUAAUGUUAUCAUACUCUAUUUAAUUCUUUAUUGUUCAAAUCUCGCACAAUUUUAAUUUAAUACAUUCAAUCGUAAGUACCUAUAAUACAAAUCUUAAUUUACAUAAUAGUUGCGGCAAGCGUAGGAGUUAUUUGAACUUGCUAUAAUAUAGAUAGUUGCAUUUUAUACUAUCGUAUAAUGAUACUUCAUAGGUUUAUUUGUCACAAAACGCAUCCGCGUCGUUAUCGUUAAUUGGUCAUAUUAUUAGUGUGCUGGUCCGUUUUUUAUAUAAUUGUAUAUCUGCUUUUCAGAGGUUACCUAUACUGAUUUGUGUACCUCGUAUUUUCGCCAGAAGAUUAGUAUCCACCAUUAAAACUUUUAUGACCGUAACAUUUUUCGACGUACAAGUUCUGCAUUAAUACGUACAUAUACCUACGUAUGAACCAGGGAUAAAAGUCAAAAGUUGAUAUGACCUGUUUAUAGUGUUUAUGGUAAAUUAUAGUCAUUAUGUUUGAUUGGCGUGAAAUUUUAAAAACACUAAAAAUCAGAAUUGAUCGAUUAACAUAACAUAAUGAUUGAAAAAAAAAACUAGAAAUAAUAAUAAUUAUUACCUAAUGAAAAUUGUCCUAAAAAUAAUCGCUGAUUCCUGAAAAAUGUAUUACUCUGUGGGUGAGGUUAAAUAUGCGUAUAAUAUACCUAUCUAUAAUAUACCUACCUAUAUAUAUAAUAUAACCUAUCUCAUUUUAAGGUCCAAACGUUUAGCGUUUUUACGGGCGUUACGAUUUGUGUUCACCAUCGACGCUAUCACACGCAUUAUAUCAUUUAAUUGUUUCGAUUUAAUGCAUACGCUUCGUCCGUCAUUGGCAUACAGCGAUAAAUACUAUCGAUUUUAAAAUGGUGUAUUAUAGCAAUAAUGACGGUAGUCACGACAUUUUUUGGCCGAACAAACGAUAUUUUACGGCUUAUUCGUCUCAUUGAACGCCUAGGUAGUUUGACGUUUUGAAAAACGGCCACGCGAUUACCCGUUUAAAAACAGUACGCCCUAUGUAUUUUAGUCUUAAGUAUAUGUUUACGUUUUAAUCGUCGUCGGUAGCAACAGAUUUCACUCGAUUUAGCGAUUUUUUUUUUUUUAAUGUAAAAAAAAAAUUAACUUUUAGCUGGUGGUUCUCAGAACGUCCGUUCAAAUCAUUCGUUAUCACUUUUCCCAAACCCAUAUCCAACAUUUUAUAAAUAAUCCAAGUUUUAAGCUAAUUUAUUAAUAUUAAAAUAUGAUAAACAUGAUAUGACCUAAUUAAUUUUUAAAUAUAAAUUUCUAUAUUGGAUGCACACUUGAAUUUUGAAUUUUGAACAGUAUAAAGUUUUAUUUUAAUUUUUAUUUAAUUAUCAUGAUAACGUUUUAAAAAAAAAAAUGCGUCAUCAAUUUCUUUAUAUGUAUUUCAUUUUUUUUAAAAAAACAUUUUUCCUUUUGUACUUACUGGACAUAGCAUCGACAAGAACGUAUUACGCUCAAGUGUGUGCAAUUGUCGCAGCAAGAGAUUCAAAUAUUUUUGUUUUAAAUUUCGUUGCAUUAUAUAUAUAAUAAUACCAUUAUCCUUUGAAUCGAACUAUAAUGAAAAAAUUAUUUCUAUAAAAAAAAGCGGUUGAUUUUAAGAGUAUUAUUUAUUACGCAAUUCCUAAUUGUGUCAGAUUUUCGAACAUUUUCGAUUUUUCCACAGGCACACAAAAAAUGUAAACACCAUUUAUAGCAAAACUAAUUUACUCCUCACUACACUUAGAAUAUAAAACGAAUUUCAGAAUAAUAGAAACCGUUAUUGUAAGCAUUUUCUCGUUUUUUACCGAUUGUUUAGAAAACUAGAAAGAAAAUUUAAAAAUGACCUCCCCACGAACAAACUAGAUAACAUUUUUUACCAGAAACCACCCCUAAAAUUAAUGAUUGAAGCACAAUUUCUGAUCGAAGAAUUGUUUAUAGACAGACAAAAAAGUAUCACAGUAAAAACAAUACAUUUUAUUGUGUUUUAUUAUAAAAUUAAUCUUACUUCAUUUGUGUUUUCUAUGCAAUUAUUGUGUUAAUUAACAAUUAAUGUGAAUCUCGAUAUAAAGAAUAUUUAGUCCUUGCCCAGUAUAAUGUUUUUGAUCGUAUAAAAAAAAAAAAAAUCGUAAAAAAUUGUCAUUUGGACGAAGAUUUUGUCUCCCCCCCCCCUCUAAGCAAGUUAUUAUACGAUUUUAUUACAUGGAUAAAUAAGCAUUAGCAUAUAACAAAUAUGAAUAAAAAACAAAAACAAUUUUUGAUACUUUCUUUUUUAGGUAUCAUCCCUGUAAAUAUCCUUUCACAUUUUUUAGUUGCGAAUUUUUUGGGAAUAAUUUUUUUUAUUAUUAUUUAUAAUUUUAUCUGAUAGUAAUAUAAUAGUCAUAUUAAUUAAAACCAAAAAAAUUAAUAUUUUUCAAAAAACCGAAUAGAACGUUGCAUUCAGUUGUUAAUAUAAAAAUUAAUUUUAAAAAAAAAGAUGUUAUUCGUUCAACCAAUUCAAACGUUUUAAUGACUUUUUUUGACUUGAAUUUUGAGUUAAAUUAUUUUCGUAUCGUUUAUCAUUAUCAAUAUACUUGUAAAAUAGAAAACACAAAGGCGCAAAGUUUAGUGUUCAUAAACGUAAAAUUGAGUUAAUAAUAUGUUAAAGACGGCGUAUUCCGUAGGCAAUAUCCUUGUAUAUAAUCGCUGGGGAAUAGUUUUGUUUUAAAAAUAUUUGUUUAUAAUAUAAUUACACUGUAAUAAUUUAUAUCAAUUAUCAUAUUGUGUUAAUAUGGGUACCUAUAAGACUAAUGAUACUCAAACCCUCAGAAGUUUUAUUUAGAAGUUUUUAAAAUUGUAAUAAAUAAUAUUAUACCUAUAACAAAUUUUAGCCUAAAAAAAAAACAAAAUAAAUGAAGUUUAGCUUACUACUCGUUUUUUAUUUAAUUUUUUUUUAAAACAUUUAAGGCACUGAAUUCAAAAAUAUUUGAAUAAAGUAUCACUUUUUUAUAUUCAGGAAAUUAUACUAAAUUUUUGGAGAAUACGUGGUUUUAUUGCUUAAUAUGAUGUUGUAGAAUGUAUUUGAAACUAUUAUUUUAGAAGUUAUGAUGAUUUAGAAGAUUUAAGAUUUUUAAGACUAUAUGCCAUUAUUUAUAAUAGAAAAUUAAGGGUGUGGGGUAACUUAACUUAACGUAACCUAAAAAUACAGAAGGAAGCGAUUCGUUUCAAUUAUAACCACCACUACAGAGUAUGAUAUUAAAUUAAUUAUAAAUAUAAUAUUAUGAAAAUUUAAAGUUAAUACAUAUAUUUAGGUAUAAUGAUAGAAUAGAAUAAAAAUGGUUAGUAAAUAAACCGAAAUAAAUCAAUAUAAAAAUAACCUAUGUAUUUCAUAUUCUAAAUGGAACACUAUAUAUUGUCGAGACAUGUACAAACAAACAAAAAUUAAAAUCCCAUACCAUAAUAGAGCUUUAUUAAAAAAACCUUCAAUAAACCGUUGUCUACCUAUACUUACAGACUACUCUAUACUUAAAAUUUUAUUUGUAUACGUAUUGUAUAAAAGUUAUUAGAGUGGAGAUCCAAUACGUUUAAAAAUGAAAUAUUUUAUUAAUUUAAAACAUUUAGUGUUUAUUUUUAUUAUCAAUUGUAUCUCGAUUGAACUAUAGAACUGGCCGAGAAAACCUAUUAGACAUUUUGCAGAUGUAUUUUUCAUUUUGUGAUAGUAUAAUAUAAAAACGUUUUUCAGAAACCGAAAAUAGUUUUUCUAAUACAAUAAUAUUUUAUCAAUCAUUUCAAAAAAAUAAUUUCGUACUUACUUUCGUUUCCGUAGCCAGUCUAAAACAUUAGACAAGUACAUCAUUUAAGGAUUUAGGUUUGGCCGGGCCUAUUCAUAAAUUAAAAAUCAUAAAAAAAAAAUGAUGACAAUAUUUUAGCACAUUUUUAAAUACCUAACUGUAACACGCCACCAUUGUUAUGUUUCACGAUGAAAACAUUGAAUUUAUCAGGACUAUAAUAACAUUAAAUAUACCUAUAUGUACAAUUUUGAUUUGGGUUUAUUUGGAUAUUAUUAUGAAUAGGAAUAGCAUUUUUUUUUUACUAUUAUUAUUGGUCAAAUGAUAAAUUUAAAAAUGUACUUAUGUGAACUGAUCAUUUUACAGCGUAGCAAUAAUCGUAAUUGACUAAAUCUAUCUAUCUAGUCACUAGAUAGAUAUCCAAAGAGUAAUAAUUUCCUACCAUCACAACCAAAUCCUAUGGGGUUUUGACAAUAGUUUGAUAUUAUAAAUUCAUUAUAGGUUCUCGGUUCUUGAUAAAAUUCCUAGUCGUAGAGCGUCUUGUGUUCAGUAACUAUUUAAAUUAUUAUUGUAAAAUCAAGUUUUGUGCAUUGUUAUUUUAUAAUAUUAUUUAAACUAAAUACGGUUGAGUUUUUUUACUACUUACAACACUCUUAUUUUGUAUUAAAUUUUUUAUAUUAUUGCUAUUGGCGGGAGAAAACCUACUAAUUAUUUUAUAGCAAUUGUAUAUUAAAACUAUUUAUUGGUUGUUAGUACUGAAAUUGGUAAUUUUUACACUCGAGUAUGAAAAUACUAUACCUACUUUUUAUACAGUAUUCUCAAUUAACUUCUUUUAGACGAUAAUAUUUAUAAAAUAUAUAACGUACACAACAACCAAAAACGAUGUCUCUCUCUCAGACCCCUAAGAUCUUGAAAAAUGAAAUUGAAAAAAUAUCUAUAAAUAAAUAUUACUUAUAUAACAAAAAAAUACGCGAAUAAUUUUAUGCUCGGUAAUAAAUAUCUGCCAUCUUCCCCUCUAGUUCCGUCCCUGUAGCUAGUAUAGACCAUUUUAUACAACGUUCCGCUUUAAACAACAAUAGUAACAUUACGGUAAUAACAUAUAUAAAUAUAUUAUGAAAUUUAUGAUUUGAUGAAUUAUUUAUUGUUACGAAAACACAAGGGUCUAUUACGCCUAUUAUUAUAACUUAUGCUUAUUUUUUUUUUAUCAAUAAUAAUGAAACCAUUAAUAAAUCAUUAAUCAUAUAGAUAUAGAUUUUUUAAUUUCAAUUUAUCAUUUGUUAAUUUCUUAUGGUCAAAUAUCUAUCGAUAAAAAAAAACACAUGUUGUUGAUAGUUGCUAUGCAUAAUACGCAUAUUGUAUACCUCUAAUGCAAUAUUGUAUUUUAUACAAACAACCUGAUAGAUUCAAUAUUUCAUUGUGCAACACAACAAUGGUAAUAUGUUGUAGCUAUAAUAGUUUCUUCUGGAAAAUGAUAUACUUCAGGAAUAGAUGAAGUUAAGGUUACAAGGUAUGUCGUGCAAAUACGAAUUAUGUGUUAAAUAUUUUCAUACUUUUUUUUUUCCAAAAUUUCCAUUGGGAUGGGGGAGAGGACAGGCCAAACAUGCGUCGUACAAGUGGUGAGUUAUAUAUUGUGCAUAUUAUAUUAUAAAUAUUAUUAUUAUAUCGUACCAAUCCAAUAAUAAUAUGUUUAUAUUAGCUCAACAUACAAUUAUUGUCGAUUUGCAUUUUAUUAAGUAUAUUUUCUAUGUAUGCUUGAGUUUUAUUAUGUUGUACCGGAAUUAUGUUUUGUCAACAGUUUGCUUAAUAAUUGUAUUAUAUUAUUUUUAUAUAGAAAACUUAACGUCGAACCAUUAUUAUACACACACAAUAUGGAUUCAUUCAAGCGGUAUACUUAUUAUUAUUUUUGUGAAAUUCUUCUUUAAAAUCGUCUGACAAAAAUAAUAGUUAUAGCGUAUUUACGAUAAAUAAGUUAACAUUAGGUUGUCGUUCGAUAAUAGUUUGACAUAUUGAAGAAAAAAUAAUUACUAUUGUUAUUAUUACAACAGUCUUGGUACUUACAACUUUUAGGAUAUUUUAUACGGAAAGUUUGAAAGUCAUUGCUAUAUAAUUAACUCGAGCCCGAGGAUUAGAGACUUAGUGUUAUAGAAAGACCGGGACUCAGACCAUAGUAUUUUCAUAUGUACUUUUGAUUGUUUAUAUUAUAUGUCAAUUUGACUUCGGAGAAGUUAUCAUCAUAAGAAGUUACAUCUUUAAAAUAUAAUGAUGCCAAAUUAUAAAUAAUUAUCGACAUAUAUAUAUAUACGAGUAUAUUAUACUUACAUUUGUAGCUUAAAAUCUUAAAAAUAUUAUUGGAAAAUAAUGAAAAUGAUGUCUAACAAUAUAGAUUAUACGAUUACCGCAAAUGAGUUUUCUGCCGCUUUCUACUUGUUUUAUAUUUAUAAUAAUUAUAUACAAUACCGAAAUGUAUUAUUUCAUAUUAAUGUAAUACUACACGUUGCAAAGCCUGUAUUCAUCAUAUUACAUUCUUUUUUUCUAAGUAGUAAAACUAUUUAAAUCCAUUGCGUAUCGGUAACUCACUGGUAGAUUAAUUGUUUGGAUUUUAGAUUCUGAGCGUAGCGAGCCCGAGCGAGAGAGUUAUUGGUUUUACAAUGCUGUUUAUAUUUUUUUUCUUCUUUGUUCUUUGUUCUAGCCUGUGAACACGGUUUUUCCUAGUAAACUUGCUCCGAUGUAGAAGUGUAGCACGUUUUCUGAAAGUCAUUUUUAUCUACUUGAUAAAUACAUAGGUUAUUUUUUGAUUUUCGAAACGAUAUUUAAAAUAAAAACGAUUUACCGGGAAAAAAAUUAGAUUUUUUCACGAUUUCGUUAUUUUAAAUAAGUACCUACCACGUUUUCUACCACAACUAUGGCUCCAAUUAAAAAACGACAAGAGACCUUUUUUGUUGAAUUAUUAAUCUUGUUUUUACUGAUGCAGUUCGUUUUUUUGAUUUCCGUAUUAUUUUUCAUAAUAAUCGGGAAAAAACGUAAAAAGGUUAGGUUGAAAAAAUUACAGUACUUCAAAUUAUGUAUUACCGAAUUGCACUCGGACUCGUCUUUCGUCAAGUAAUGGUUUAUCGUUGAUUACAGAUAUAAAUGAAAUAACUUUAUGUAUCCUACCUUCCCAACUUCUCACCUACAAUAGUGGCCGCUUUUAUUUGGUAGAUACUCUGUAGAUAAAUUGUAAAACCCAACAGAAAUGCUUAAAAAUUUGAUGGGAGGUUCAUUAUAAAUCAUACUUAGUGGUAAAAAAAAAUGUAAAUUAUAUAGUUUUUUUUUUUUUAUAAGAAAUUUAAAAUCAAAUUUUUACGAAAAUUGUAAAUAUUACAGCUUUUCACAAUAUGUGUAACUAAACUUUGAUCCGAAUCGUUUUUCUUUAUCAAUGGUUUAACAUUAGUUAUAGAUAUAAUUUAAGUAACCUUAUAUAUCCCACCUUCUCCACUACCCACCUACAACAGUAGUCACAUCCGUCUCCAUUAUCAACUUUUUUUUUUCACAGACGACUGGAGAACCGAACUUACAUAUUUGUAAACAUGCAACGAUUUUAAUUCAGUUGAGCUGGCACUGUGUACUCAAAAACCCCCAGUCAUAACAUCAUUUCUUUUUCACAUGGAGAAUACCAGCUGAAAAAUACAAGGUUAGUAAUAAUAAUAAUUAAUAUAUUCAGUUUUAAUUUAUUGAAAUUUCUAAAAAUGUUAGAACACUAUGUGUCUUCGGAUCACAUAAAUAUAUGUGACCUAUAUUUAUUAUGUACCUAUACAAUCUACAUGAAUAUUAAUAUAGUUUCUAAGUAAAUUUAACUUAAGUAUUUUGAAUUUAAAUAAUGCAGUUGGUAUAAAAUAUUCUCUUUAUAUAUUAUUAUUAUUGAUUCAAAAGAAAUGUCGAAUAAAAGAUUUUUUCGACAAUACUUUAAAACUAAUAAUGUAAUAUUAUAUAUGUAUAUAUAUAUAUAGAUGAGCCUAUAUGUACGGUUUGGUAAAAUAUGUACAUUUACGUGAAUCUCCUAUACUCACGUAUUAUGAUUGAAAAAAAGUGAAAAAGUUUUAUACUGCAGAGCGUUGAAAAAAAAAUACUAUACAUAGCUAUAAAGUAUAAAGCUAAUAUUUAUGUAUUUUAAAUUAUACUUUAAAAAUCAAUUAUCAUAAGUGGAAUAGUAAUCUUAGUAUAUUGGGAAUUUGCCUUUUUUUUAACUACAUUUGGGUUACUUCAUUUAAUUUAUAUUUAUAUUAUUUACUUAAAAUUUACUUUAGCCUAAAUACAGGAAAAGAUAGGAAAAGUGACAACGUGGGUGAAUCUCUGAAUUUAAAUUUAUAUUUUCGCGUUACGUGCUAUUCUGUUAAUCAUUUUUAUAAAAUUGUUCAAACGCUUGUCUGAAAAAAUAUCGACAUAUUUCAAAAAAAAAAAAGUAAUUCUUUAAUAACAGAGAACAAUUUUCUUUACAUACAUCUUUUAAUUUGGACCAUAAAUGAUUUAUGUUUUAUGUCAUAUAUCAUAAACUAUUUUAAAAACAACAAUAUCGCUAUUUAUAAAACUGAUAUUGAUUUUUUGCCUAAUUCAAAAUCAUUAAAAUAUCUUUUGAAAAAUAAAUUUUAAAAUGAAAAUUAUGAACAUUUAUAAACUUAAUUAAAUAUUAUCCAAUUUUAGUCUUACUAUUAUUAUAAUAGUAUUUAUAAAAAUAUAAUUAUAAUAAUGACGUAUUCAAUUGAAUGCAAACUAAAUGUGGUGUAAAAAUGCUUUUUAUAGUGCAGUUCGUCUUUUCCGUACAUUUUUGUUUACAGAAUAAUAAUGUUGAAUGUAUCAGGAAUAACCAUUUAGCCACAUUAUAAAGGGAAAUAAGUAGGUCAUGUCGCUGUUGUGUAAGAGCAAUUUACCCGAACGAGUUACUUAUUCUGAAUAGGUCAUGCGUAUAAACUUUGAUACCAUUAUAGUCGCAUUUUUAUACUUAAAAUCGCAAAAAAAAAAAUAUAUAUAAAUAUAUGUAGAUGUCAUUAAAUAUCUCAACGGGUUAUUUUAAUUUUUCGAUAUUAUAUCAACUUUAUUUUACUAUCGAUUAAUAUUUUGUCCGGUAUGAGCAUGCGAGUUUAUUAUAAUUAAUAUAAAUGCAUUUUUUAUUUUAUUCGAUUUCUAAGAGUAAUAAAUGUACACGAAAUUAUUAAAUCUUAAUUUCACAAGGUUAAGUAAAAAAGUUUUAUGUUUGGAAUUUUUAAAACAUUGGUUUGUAUUUGUAUUUAUAACUAUUCAAAAAUGAAAUAAUAUUUAUUUAUAAUUAUGUGUUGAGCUAUAAAAAGCACAUAUAGAGUUGUAGAUAUAAUGAUGGUUUUUAUCAAAUUAAUCACUUUGUAUAAUAAUUCUAAAUACGUUUAUUAGCUAUAAAAAAAAUGACAGUUUGAUAAAUUUAUUUUAUUGAAAUCUAUUUGAAUGUUUGUAUGUUCUGUAGUGUCCCAAAAUGGUGCCCUUCAGUUAUAAUUCGUUUCGGAUCCAUUACGUAUAUAGACAGCAAAUUUAUAAAAUAUAAACGCGGUGGUGUAUUUUUGAUUUCAGUAUUAGAUUAUGAGUGUGAAAUUUUAACGAGAGAUAAUAUUUUACUACAGCGGUGGUUUUUAAUAUAAAAUUUUUGUUUCAUAGAACACUUUUCUGGAAUGAAGUAUUUUCGUUUAUAGUCCAACGAUUACUAGCUAGGAAACAGAAACAUAUUAUAUUGAGUUUGGUAUAGGUACUUUAACGGGGUUAAUUUGUAUUUUAAGUAAUUUAAAAAUUGCACUCGGUGACUAUGAACCAUGAAAUAAACAACAUACAUAUUUUUAAGAGAGUGUUAGUAAUAAUUUUAUAUUAAGUUGGUAAGCCAAAAUCAAUAGAUAAGCACGGAAUAUAAAGAAAACGUAAACAUUUUGUGUUAUUCUUAAAUACAUAUUUUUAAUAUUGUAAUUUCUGGGUUGUUAUAAAAAUAAAAAUAAAUCAAUAAUUUUUAAAUUGUUAAUACACACCCAUAUAUAUUUCCUUCGGUAUUUAUUUCUUUUUUUAUUGCUCAAUACAUAUUGCAUACAUGAUACAUUAUAUUAUACACCAUAAUUCAUUUUUAAACUUGAAAUAUUUAAUAUGGUUUUUUUUUUCAAUUAUUUUGUUUUUGUAAAAUUAUCUUAUAUAUCUUUUAUUUCUCGGAGAUAUUUUUUUGAUAACAACUUAAAAUUUUAAUCAAAAUCAAAAAUGAAGUACUAUUUUAAAUAUCGCCGCUCCUGAUGAAUCUUUAAUGCUCAAUAUGCAUAUUUUAUUAUAUAUUUGCUCGGUGUUUUUGGGCUAAAUUUACAUAACGACAUUAAGAAUGCAAAGAAAAUCAGUUUUUAGAGGCAUAUAACUGUAAGUUUUUAUAUGUGUGAAUAAUAUAUAAUACAUUUCACUAUAUACUUGUGUUAUUUGAAUCAAUUAUAUUUGCAAAGAAAAAUCGUUAGGAUCUGUCUGAGUAAACAAAACCUAGUAGGAUCUAUCACUGUAAACUUUAAAAAUUAUGCGAUAUAUUUCUACAACCGGUGUCAUAGUGCACAAGUGUGGUCGGUAUAAGUGACUUUUUUUUGCCGAAAAUGAGUUAAGUUUCUAUACAAUUAACCAUUUUAUUUUUCAUAUAAUGCACAAAUGUUGCAUGUGUGUGUUUAAUAUUUUAUCCAUUAGAUGGAAUUGUUUUUGGAAAUAUGUACGAUGUACUGAUUUAUAUGGAAGUAUAAACUUUCAACACUACUUGUGUGCAUUUUAAUGCCAUCGAUAUGCUGUACUGUGUAUACAGAUUAAUCUGUGUGUUAAGUAUAAGUACACAAAAUUAUUUUAAAUAAUUCACAUGUAUACCUACUUGUAGUUUUAGAAGAACAACAUUUAAUAAUUAUUAUUUGAUCCUAUGCAUUAUUACAAUAUUAUGUUUAAUAUUUAUUUUAUUUCACUUGUUACAAUAAUAUAAUAUAAUAAUUAUUAAUAACUCAUAACAUAGGUAUUGUAAUUUUAUUAAAUUAUGAUUUAAACUAAUUGAAACCCUUGGAGGAUGGACAAUUAUAAUUUUUUGUUUUUAAAUUUACAGCAUUAAAAUAAUCUUCUUAAAAUAUAAACAAAAAAAUCCGAUUUGUUUACUGAGGCUGUAAUACGUUUAAAAAUAUUACGAUUAUUUUCUACCUCUCAUUCUACCAACACAAUAUAAAUAUGCGGCUGUUAUUUUUUAAUUUUCGUUAGCUUGCUAUACCACUGUACUAUAUUUUAAUAAUAAUAAUUAUAAUUAUAGUAGGUAUCUCGUACCUAUAUCGAUAUUUUAUCAAACAAAAACUGUUUUAUAUUACGAAACCUUUCAUAAUUGUUUUAAAAUUUAAAAAAAAAAAACAAAUAAUAUUACAAACAACUAAUAUUUUUAAGUGCAGUAUAAUUUUGUUUAAAUCGUGAUAAUUUCGUAAUACAAUUACCUACCGUCUAUUUUUGUUAGAAUAUAUAAUUUCAUAAAAUUAUUAUAUGUAUAUUGGAUAUAACUACCUCGCGGUUACAAUUGUUUUUGAAAAAAACGGUCAAUUUCAAUUGGAGUUUAACAAAAAAUUAUUGUCUGUAAAAGAUUAAAUUUGAGUUUCCAGAAAAGAAAAAAGAACAUGGAAUAUGCUUUUGUAGACUUGGCAAUAUAACUUAAGAUAGUAUCACAGACGGAGUAUUGAUUAAGUAUUAUAUUGUAUAUAGGUAACCUACAUCUACGCUUUCGUUGUGAUUUAUACAUUUGUAUAUGGGUUUAUUUUAAAAUGUUUAACAAUGGCUUAUAAACAAAAUAAACUUGAAGCAGAUAAUAUUUAUUAUUUUCUACUUAAUGGUAUUUUUAAAACUGAUUCAAAAAUAUAUUUUAUUUUAAUUGUUUAAUAAUAAUACAAAGAAUAUUUUAUAUAUUUAGUAGGUAAUAUUUUAUAAUAUACUUUGUACUACACUGUAAACAGAUGAACAGAAUUUUUAUAAUAGACCAAAAUAAAUAUUUAGUUUAAAUAUUGCUUUAAUUAAUAUAGUUUAUACUUAUACAUAGUAUUUCAUAUUUAUAUGAUAUGACGCCCAAUUUAAAUAAUUCUAAAUAAAUAUGACUAUACAUUUUAAAAUUGUAUAAAAUGCUUUUAUUUUAUACUUAUAUUAAAAUAUACUUACUGAAAUUUGCAACAAUAAAUUUUGGGGAAAAUGAUUCUAUUCAUUUUAAAUUAUGAUUUUAUAAAAAAAAAAUGCCUUUGUAAUUCUUUUUUUUUUAGACGACUAACGUACAGAUUUUUGUAGCUAGAUGAAACUUUUUAAGUAUGAAAAAAAAUCUGUGAAACUAAUAUCUACAGCUCCACUAGCUCUGCUUAGAAAUUCUAUUGAUAAAAUGGUACGAUAUCGAAAGUAUUCAAUUUUAAAGUUAGGAAUUAAAAGUGUGAUUCAAUUGUUUGAUUAAUUUAUUUAUGUUGGCACACAUUUUUACCUAUAUUGAACACUCUCGAUGAUUAAUAGAUAAAAAAUACACUAGUAUUAUUAUUCCAUUAAUUUUAUAAAAUUAGUUUAUUUUAGUUUAACUUUAAUUAUUUUAUAAUAUUAUUAAUUAAUAUUUAUCUACCUUAGUACUUAAAAUAAUAUAAACUGAAAUUGAAAUGCUGUUAGAUAAUAUUUAAUUCAUAUGAUGAAUUAUUGUAAUUAACUAUUGAAAUCUAGAUAAAAUAACAUUGUAAAUAUUUUAUUAGUGAAUAUAUAUUAAUUUUAUUAUUCGAAUAUAAUAUAAAUUUAUUAUAUUUAUGACAAUUGCGUCUAACUUAUAAUAAUACUGCAACAGGGGUGGUCACACGAGGUGGGGUAGGGGGAGGACUGAGAAUAAUAUAUCCACCAUUAUCUUAAAAAUUAUCUUCAUCCCUCUUCUCAUUACAAACUCAUUUGACUGCCACGACUGAACUGCAACCAUUAUAUAAUACAAGAUUUAAGGAUCGACCUAACAUUCCUCCCCCAUCCCUCAAGUCAUUCAAUUCCUUAGAUUUUUCAUAACAAACAUAAAAAAAAAAAUGGCCUAGAAUAAUGGAGACGGGUGCAGUCUAAAGUUAUAGGUAAUUUAAUAUAUACCAGCAACGAUAAACAACGAUAAACCAUUGCUUACGAAAAAACGAUUCUGAGCGGAGUUCAGUUGAUAAUAAUGCUUUGUCAAAAAUGCAUAUGCCAUAUUAUAGUAAAAUAAUAAAUUAGGUUCUAUAUAUGUAUAUAUAUAUAUCCUUGUAUAAUAUUUGCUUAAUGUACCGAUUUUCCCAGUUUUCCUACGUUUUUCCAGGUUUUCCCAUGUUUUUUCCCAGUUUUUCACAUUUGCUGAGAAAACUCCGGAGAAAAUCGAAAAACGACCUGUCUAAAGUACCUCUCUAAUCAAAUUUUAUUUUAGAAAAAUUGAUAUCAUUAAAAGUUGGAGUAAAAUUUUUGAUAGAAAAGUUGUCAACAGAAAUAAAAAUUGUGAUAUUAUACAAAUAUAUUUCGUACAUUUUCCCAUUUUUUUUUUUCGGUUAUUUGCAUUUGAUAAGAAAUUCUUGAGAAAAUCGAAAAAUUACAUCUUUGUAAAACCAUAACUUUCUUCGUUCCACUCAUAAUCUAAAACAACCAGCCAUAAAUGUAAUUGAUUAUAUUUAAUAAAUUCUACCAUCACAGAAAAGUCAUCUACUUUGUGCUACUACUGACCUGCUGUUCUUAAUUAUUAUAUAUAUAUUGCAUAUAUUAUGUAUAUUAUUUAUUAUUUUUAUCUACGAUAAAUGUCGUUAGUAGGUAAAGAAAAUCUUAACUAGUCAAAAAUUAUUUAUCAAUUACAUCUAAAUAUCAGUAUUGCAUAACAUCACUAAAAUAAUAAUUCGACAAUUAAACCUGAUAUUUGGUACUAAAAAAAAAAACCGAUGAAGGGAGAGGAGAUCUAUUUGUAUCAUUUAUAUUUUUACUCUGUUAGAACGCCCAUGAUAAUUAUUAUGAAUUCGACCUUAUAAAUAUGAAAAUCGUUUUUACUAUAUUGUAGCUAGUACAGUACAGCAUAGGCGGUUUUAGAAUAACGUAUACAAAUAUUAAAUUUAAAUGUAGACUAAAAUAUUAUAUACGAGUUCUCAAAACAAAAAAAAAAAAACCCCCGUAUACGAAUUCAAACUUAAAUAAUAUAAUCGGGAUUUCAUAAAUAAUUUAUAUAUCAACCAUUUUUUCUUUUUCUUUUAGACAUGGUAAUAUAUCAACUACCGAAUAAAUAAUAAUAACAGAAAGAUUUAUUUAGAUAAAUUGUAAUAAUAAAACACAAAUAAAAAUGUCAAGUAUACAAUAUUAUUUUGUUCGUGAAAUAAAUUGUAUAAAUUAUCCGAAAAUUUAAAAAAAACAAAUUAGCCCAAAUUGUCAUAUCGCCCAGGUUUCCUGUAAACUAUGCACUCGUAUCAACUAUAGUCUGUACACUGCAGGGAUUUUGUUUUUUUUGUUUCCAACGAUGAACAGUUUUUUACUGUUGAAAUUUGAAACGUCACAACUUCUUUAUUUUUCUACCUCGUCCUUUCAAAACCGGUCUCUCUUUUAAACUCUUUAUUAAAAUACAAUUAUCACAAUUAAGAGACGUGAAAUUUGUAUACGGUCAUUGCUUAAAAAUAUUCACUUUGUACUUCUAACGAUGCAGAUUUUUAACUUGGUCAAACUUAAUUUAAAAAAAAAAAAUCAAUAUAUUGAAUUCAUUUUUGAUAAUUUAUGGGUUACCUUGGCUACAAGGAAAAAAACGACAAAUACUUUUUCAUUCAGAAUUUUUUUUAUAUAUUCGGAGCGUAGUGAGAGAGCAUUGAUUUUACUAUGAUGUUUAUUUAUUUGUAUUAUUUUUUUUUUGUGUCUAUAAUCUUGCUCCAAUAUAUCAAGUGUACCAUUUUACACGAAAGCAAAUUUUAUUUAGUUGGUGCAUUGAGGAAGUUAUUUUUUGAUUUUCCAAGGAGUUUUCGAAGUAAUUGGGAAAAAUUGAUCAGAAAAAAAUUUCGUGUCUCGUGUAGAUUUUUAAUAAUUGAGAAAAACCGAAAAAAAAUUUAGAAAGAACCGGAAAAUAAAUUUUUUGCUAUUUUUAAUAAGGUUUUUUUUUUUAAUUGUAUUUCAGUUAAAAUAUUUUUUAAAUUUUAAAUUUGUACAGAAAAUGUAUGUUUCCGUUUUUGAACGUAAUAAAACAUUUUAAUUAUUUAAGCCAUUUUAAAUAAACAUUUAAAUUUUGAAAAUUGUUUACGUAAUUUUUAUUUGGUAGGUAGUUGGUGGAUAAAAUUGUUAGACUAAAUAGAAAUGCUUGAAAAUUCAACAGGAAGUUCAUUAUAAUUUAUACUUAGUGGUAAAAAUAAUAUAAAAAGUGUUAUCUAGUAUUUUUUUUUUAUAUAAGAAUUUUAAUAUCAAAUUUUAACGAAAAUCGUAAAUAUUACAGUCUUUCAAAACAUGUAUAUCCAAACUUUGCUCCUAAUCGUUUUUCGUUAGCAAUCGUUUUCUUACAGAUAUAAAUUAACUUACUUUGUGUGUCCUACCUUCCCGACUUCACAUCUACUAUAACGAUACCACAGUAUCCACAGUAUGGCUCCAGUAUCAGCUUAUUUUUUUUAUUGAAAUGAUUUUUCGUGGCUUUCAGUUUAUAAAUUAAAAUGUAUGCCAUUCAUACUUGCUAUACCUUUUACAGUGGCCUAUCAUAAUAUGAAGCACGUCUCGAUAUUUUUUUUCUAAUUGCUGAAAUUUACGUUGGUCACCAAUCGGUAGUGAGUAGAUACAUAUGCAUAAAUUGUUAUUUUCAAUUAUUAAAUUUUAAAUGAAAAACACAAAUUGGGUGAAAAAAAAAAAGAAAAUUUAUUUAUGAAAUUGUUGGGACUACUGUAGAUUUCGAUUAUAUUUUAGUAUAAUAUACCACGUUUGGUAUUAUGUUAUCUAUUUUUGGACUGGGAUGACUCGCAUGACAGUGGAAUCAUAUAAAAAAUUACAGGAUUAUAUUAUUAUUGUCUCCAUACCAUACGGAAUAUUAUUAUGCUCUGAACGAAAAUUAAUUUAUAAAAAAAAAAAAAAAGACAAUACGUUAUUAUAAUAAAUAAUAAUUAUUGUGUUUGCUUCAACCCCCGCGACGGCGUAAUUAAUAAAAUAUUAUGUUAUUCGUAUUAUUUGCGCAGCGUUAUGAAUAAACAAAAUUGUAUAAUAUACAGUUGAAAACACAUCUAUAUAAUAUUUAUGUCAAUAUAAACGUAACGCGUAAUAAUAGUGCUAGGUAUAUGUGUACACAUUAAUUUUAAAUUAAUACCAACAUAUAAUAUAACGCUCUAUACAUAUAUAUAUAUAUAUACAUGUACGAAUUGUUGUAAUUCAAACGUAAAAAAAUUAAAUAUUGUUACAGUUUUGUACAUCUAUAUGUUAUACGUGUACCACCGCGGAUGCGUAAAAUCAUUAAUAAUACCACAAAUACAAAUUACCUCUGGGCUUAGCGAGGAGGUAGGUAACCUACACCACGCCGCCGCAUGAUAAUAAUACAAUAAUUAUAUCAAAAAUGACUCAUUCGAUAUUGCAGUUGUACCAACCGAACUAUCCCGCAACAGUUAAUAUGCAUGGAAAAAUAAUAUAGUAUUAUGUUGUAGGUACCUGUAACAUUAUUACGGUGUUUUGUGCCGCGUUAAAUAUUCAUGGAAAUCCAUAUUAUUUUCCGUCAAACAAUAUAUGAUACAAAUGUGAAUUUAAAUUGUAAUUUCACACUAUAGUCUAUAUGCAUAGAAUGGAAUAGUUACCGCGGUUUAACUGGUAUACAUUUUGUUAACGUUCCUUUUCAAUUCUCUAACACAAUUUAUCAUUAUAAUGCACCUAUAUUAUUAUAUAAUGUUUUAGCGCGACACUAUUGAGUUUGAAUAAUUUAGUUGAUAGCUACUUAUAAGUGUAAUCACGAAAAAUAUACUCAAAUUGUACCUGCUAAGAAAAUGCGUAAGAAAUAGUUUCUUAUCGGGGAUGGAUCAAGAGGAAUAAUAACGAGAUCUAGAGGCCUUAUUCCCCUAAUACACAUACCCAAAUUAAAUUCGUCGUGAUUUAUUAUAUAAGCAUAUUGAUAUAAGAGAUUAUUUCUGUAUUUAUUGAGAUUUAAUGAAAUGUUGAAUAAAUUAGUUUUGUUUUUUUUUUUGAUGAUUUUCUUAAAACUGUUGAUAUGUUUGCAUGAUUCACUAGUUCAUUAUACAUUAUACCAUUAUACUAGUUAUUCGCUACAAGUUAUGUAUAUAUAUAUAUAUAUAUAUAUAUAUGCAUUAUAAGUAUGCAUACAAUAUAUAUUGUAUGUCAUCCUAACGAAGACCAAAUGAACUUUAACAGUGUUUCUUAUCCCCGUCGUGUAUUUGCGUGUGUGCACUAAUUUACAUUUAUAUACAUAUAUAUAUAUUAUGUAUAUUUACUUAGAAUUUAUUCAUAAUUGACUAUGAGCAUCUAAUAUACUUGUGUAAAAACUGUAAUUAUAUUAGUAAGAUACCUAUAAGUUUAUUUCAUUACAACGAAUUUAUCAGUAUUACAAUUAUUUUACAGGAAUAUUAUUAUUAUGCAACCCUAACCUAACCGUGGGUAAUACUAGACCCUCUUGGCAAGAGAGCGCCAGGAAAUAUUUUAACUAUAUAUAUAUUAAUCCUAAUCUGUAUUCUAGUAAUAUCUAAUAUUAAAAAAUUAACAUGAAUUUUGUGUACAUACUUUAUUCUCUUAUAACUCCAUUAUACAACUCCAUGUCAACAUAAUAUGCUAAUUUCUGUUCUAUGUACAUAGUCAAAAGGUUAUCUAAACGUUCUUGCGACAUGGCACUUCUAAGUAUGGUCUUCGCUAUAUGCUCAAUUUCGAAAAUGAUCUCCUGCAAUAGGAAAAUCAUAUUUUCUUUGAGAUAAAGUACAAUCAUUGUAAAUUGGAGCGAAAUUUCUGGUAGAAAACUUGCCCACAAAAAAAAAAAUCGUAAUAUUUUACUAAUAUAUUUCGUAGAUUUUCCCGUUUUUUUUUCCUUUUUUUUCGGUUUUUCACAUUUGAUGAGAAAACUUCUGAAAAAAUCAAAAAAUGACCUUCUUAAAGUAUCUUCCCGCGCCAAUUUUAUUUCAGAAAAAAGUGCUACACAUAAAAAUCGGAGCAUCCCUGGUAGAAAAUUUGUCCACAAAAUAAAAAAUAAAAAAAUAAAUAAACAUCUUUAUAAAACCAUAAGCUUCUUUAUUCCACUCUGAAUCUAAAAUAUCAUCACUAUUGGUAUCUAGUUUCAAUUAAUAUUAAUACAGGUACGGUCGGCAGGAGGGAUAGUUACAUACCCUUCCCCCCCCCCCUCGUAGUAUCGUCUAUGAACCUAAUUAAUCUAACCUAUGCAAAAGAAACGCAGAAUAAUGAAUUAAUGAGCGGCAUUUAGUACAAUCUAACAAUGAUGGUAUAACUAGUAUAGUUACGAAAUUAAAAAAACUUAAAUCAUUAGGUGGGUGCAUUAUACAAGUUAUUUAUGUAUACAUACAUUGUAUAAAAAAUAAUAAUACACUUCGUAUUGACAAAAUCGGUUUGGUAUAAAAUGUAAUUUACUAGCACUCGUGAGUAUUAAUGUCUAGUUUAAAUCAACUGGAAAUCAUUCGUUUAUUAUUUUUAAUCAUCAAAUACCUAUGUCGUAUAUGCGUAGGACGUAAUAGGUCGUGAAUUAUACGGCCCGAUGGAGCUAUAAAAACGUGAAAAAAGUGACAGUUAAUUGGAAUUUGAAAAAAAAAAACCUACUAUAUUAAAUUUCUCGUCUGAACCGAGCACGUUUUCCUAAUACAAAAGUUAAUUGUCACGAGAAACAAUUAAUUUCUUUCACCUAAAUAUAUAAAUGAUUAUAUUUGUGUAUAAAUACCCGGCUUUAUCGUUUUUUUAAAUAAAUUAGUAUUAUAAUGAAAACAUUUGAAAAAAAUUACAUUAUAUAAUUAUUAUUAAUUUUGUAUACAGGGUAUUUUUUUUUCUUAUGAUUUGACAAGUGCAAUAACUUUUUAUAAGUAUACAAUAUCUUUAAGGUUAUUUAAAUCAAGGCUUCAAACCGGUUAAAAUCGGUUAUGGUCUUUACCGAUUAUAUUGGACAAUUUACACAAGUGAUUCCCAACGUGGGCGGUACCACCCCCUGUGGACUUUUUAAUUUUGAAGGGGGCUUUUUACUUAAAGAGGCCCUAAGGAGGGCGAUUAUACUGUGAUUUUCGUUAUACAAAUAAUUCGCUGUUAUUAAAAACAAUUAUAUUAUUAUUAAAACAUUAUAAUAGUAAAUUCAUUACUUAUUGCGAUGAAACGUAUAUCUGCAUACAAUAAAAAAAAUUUAAUAAUAUAAUAUAUUAUACACAUUAUAAUAACAACGAAAUGGUAAUAAAAAUACUUUUAUCUUAUCGUAUCGAUGUCGAUAAACUUCGUUUAGUCCCUUUUUACACGGAUAUUUUCGAUAAUUGUACCUAUACUUGCAUUUAUUACAUAAAGUUAUAAUUUAGUGUGGGUGUAUGUUAGUUAUACGUAGACGUAAUUAUAAUAAAAUGUCCGUGAACAAAAUGUAAAGAAAAUAUUUAUUUUUUACUUUAAUUAUAUGGCCGAUUAUAAAAACUAAACGGUAAUUUGUUUUUAAUUUAUUGGGGGAGACGGUGUGAGUUUUUGAAAGUCUAAAAGGGGCGUUGAGUAAAAAAAAGGUUGGGAAACACUGAUUUACAUGAAAGAAAACGAAACCAGAAUUAGUUAUUUUAUUGAACGUAAAACAAAAGGUUUAACCAGAAUUAUUUUUCGUUUCUGAACGAAAAUAAAUAUUUAUUAAAUUUGAAUUUAAAUUAUGAUAAUUAUUUAUUAUAUGUUGGUCACUCAUUUUCUAAUAUGAAAAUUAUUGUGAUAUUUCACCACGAUAAUAAGGUUACAAUUGUCUCCUUUAAUGCUGAUUAAGUCCGCAAGAGAUUGUUGGUUAAUGCAUUUUAUACUUUAAUGAUUGAACAGCCAAGUAUUGUCGUCGGCGUGAUUAUCAAAUAUUUGUUAAACAUUUUUUCAAUACCUCCAUUAUUUCUCUUUUCUUUUAUUUUACAGUUUGUACCUAAAUAAUAAUUGAUACUAUUACAUUUAUGUUGUUUUUAGUGUUAUUUAUUAUUUCAUAUUAAUUUUAAAUGUUUGAAUUAGGUAGUUAUCUCGAACAGUGUCAAUUCCGCGAUUAUUUUUACCUUGUUGUUAGUUGUUUAAUAUGUUUAAAUUUAAACUUUAAAAUUAUAAAAUAAAGUAAACUAAUAGUUGGUUUACAUUUUUUUUUUCAUAUAGUAGUAGAUAAAUAUUAUACACUAUUAUACUUAAUACUUAUAUAGUUAUAUGUUAUGGCAUGUUACUAUAGUAUUGUUUUAAAAAAAAAUUAUUUUAAAAAUAACAAAAUUAACCGGUUUUUUAACCAAAACAAAUAGAAGAAAAACUCAACCCAUUAAUCACAAAAAUAAUUUCGGUUUGAAACGUUCAGAAAAGGUGUUACAUUUGGUACAUCGCUGUAAGAUUUGGUACAACAUUUGUUGUUUGCACAAGAAAUAGAAGGGUAUUUUUCGAUUCAAAUAGUCCGAGCUAGUGACGGCUUGGGUUUCUAGGAGUACCCUAUAUGCAUUUAUUUUUCCCUGUUUAGGUAGCAGUGAAGAAUAAAAUGCAAACAAUGUUUUUCAAAACUCGGGUUUGAAUUUGUGAUCUCUAGGAUGACAACAGGUACGGAUCACCAUUAGAUUGCGAAUAAAAUUUGAUAAAAUUGAGUUAUUUAACAUAACAUAUAAUAUCCGUAUAUCAGAACUUUAAAAAGCUAUAAUUUCGAAACGUCAGUCUGCUCAAUCCUGACUUCACCAUCGUUCUUAAAUCAGCAAUAUAAAUAAUAUGUUCAAAACAAAAAAAUUUAAGAACUAGAUUUGUUUCACAUAAUAUUUUACUCAAACUAUUUUUAUCAAAAUUUGAUAUUAAAAUUCUCUUUUUAAAAAAUAGGACAUUUUACCAAAAAUUAGGACUUUAAAUGAACUUCUUGUUUAAUUUUUAAACAUUUAUUUUUAAUCUAACCAUUUUACCACAGCGUUCCUACCGAAUAAAAAUUACGUUCAAAAUUCGCAAGAUUAAAAUGUCUAUAUAUAGCUCAGAAAUGAUGUCACACGUAAAUAUCGGAGAAAGAUUUUGGUAAACAUUUUUAUCACAGUAAAAAAUAAUAAUAACAAUAUAAAUAUAUAUAAACAAAAUUUGUAAAACGAAUAUAUUCCUCGCUACACUCAGAAUCUAAAAUAGUUAUUUUAGUCAUGUACUAUGAUGUGUGCUUUUUUUUUUUUAAUUUUUUUUUCUGACUGUAAACACUUCUUCGUAAAGAAAUCUUGCGCGAAUGGAUUGAGUAUAGUACUUAUUCUGAAAGUAAAUUUUGUCGAAUUGGUGAAUUAAAGAGUUCAUUUUUUGAUUAUUCAAAGGAUUUUCGAAAUAAUUGAGAGAAACUCGAAAGAAAAUUAUAGGUAAAACGGCAAAGAUUUACGGCGCACCACGAUGUUACCGAUUUCAUGGUUUUUAAUUUUAUUUUUACCAUCUAUUUUUUCUACCAGAAAUAUUUCUCCUAUCAAAAAAUGAUAAUAAAUCUAUUUUGUUACUUUUAACAUAUAGCUACUGACAAAGAGGUUAUUUUUUGAUAACCAAAGUACUUAACGUCAUAACUGGGCAAAACCGAAAAAUUGAAAUUGAUUAAUAUUUACAACGGUCCCGGUUUAAUUAUUUUAAUUUUUGCAAAAACGACGUUUUCUAGCAAAAAUCUUACUCCAAUCAAAAACCGACGAUAUACCUUUUUUGUUGUAUUUUAAAUUUAGUUCGUUUACAAGUAUUUAGUUUUUUGAAUUUUAACAUUCAAUUUUGAAAAACACGUAUAACCAACCUCCGCUCAGAAUUACUUUUUGUUUACAAUGAUUAAUCGUUGCGUACAGUUGUAUAUUAAAUUUCUCUCCCCAUCCUAACUUCCUAACUUCUCACCAGUGGUCAACAACAACAGUGGUCUAUCCAUCGUUGGAAGUACGUAUAUCUAUCUAUUUUACUUUUAAAUUAUAGAUUUUAGAAAUUUUAAAUUGUUAUUAAUAUUAUCAUUUUUUUUUUUUCUUUUAUAUUAGAAAUAUUUAUAGGUAUAACCAUUCUAUUAUAAUGUAAAAAGAGCUGAUAAUAGGGAUGGCCACUAUUGUAGGUGAGAAGUCGAUUCGGUAGGAUACAUAAGGUUAUUUCAUUUAUAUCUCUAAUCAACGAUAAACCAUUGCUUGACGAAAGAUGAGUCCGAGCGCGGUUCGGUUAUACAUAAUUUGAAGUGCCGUAUUUUUUUUUUAAGAUUUUCGUUUGAAAUUGAUUUAAAAACGCUUAUAAAAAAAAUUUUACCACGUCUAGGUAAGUCCAAUAUAAGUGUUAUUGCCAAAUUUUAAGUCUCUGCAUAAAUUUAUAUUCGAAUUACAGCAAAAAACUCCCAAAAAUUAAAAUUAUUUAAAAGCUCAAAAGUAGCUCAAAAAUUUUGGUGAUGAUACCGUAAGAAAUGAAAUCAAAAAAAUCAAAAAAAAGGGCUUGUGAUUUUUCGAUUAGAUCAUUUUUUUUUCUGGUAGAAAACGUCGUUCGUGUUUUUAUAAAAUAACGAAAUCAUGAAAUUGUAUGUUUUCCAACGUUUUUCCCCACUUAAGUGCUUUUAUUUAAAACAAAAAAUGACCUUUUUUUAAUGUACAUUAUAGACGACUUGAUAUUUCAGAAAAGUUGCUACACGUAAAAAUUGGAGCAAGUUUACCAGGAAAAAACUUGUCCACUGACUAGAACAAAGAACAAAGAAAAAAAAAAUAAACGUCUUAGUAAAACCAAUAGUUCCCUCGCUACGCUCGGAAUCUAAAGUACAACAAAUUAAUUCAAGUUUAUAAAGCGUGUUUAUCACGAACUAUUUGUACAGUAUUAUUGUUUUAUACUUUUAAAUUAAUCCACUUUACUCAUAGUCAUAGGUACGAAUACUGAAUUUUGUGUAAUGUUUUUAAAAUAUAAUUAAAAAGUUGAGCUUUUAUAUAUUUCAAGGUAAAUUAUAUUCAUCAACAUGUUGUUGCAAAAAUGUUAUAAUUUUUAACUUUAUAGACAUUAAAGCGUACCUAACUAUCGUAUUUAUUUAAGUGGUCAAAUAUAGUUAAAUAUAUUUCAUGUAUCAUUAGAAUCAUAAUUUCCAAAAUUACACUUAGAUAUAAUAUUUCAUAUUUUUUUUUUUAAAUUAAAAAUGAAAAUUUGAGUUUGUAAAAAAUUUUUUUUUUUAAAACCAAGCCGUUUUAUACAUUUAUUUUUAAACAAAAUGAUGUCAAAAAUAUUUACUAAUGAUGCGUUCAUUUUCGUUCAUGUUCCAAUAAUUUAGGUAAGGUUUUUCAUUAAAAAAUUGAUAAAUCGCUUGAUAUAAUUUAGUAGUGACAAUAAAAACAAUCUUAACCAUCGUAUACUUCAAAAAAUUAUAGGCAAGUAACGACUCGUCAUUAUAAUAUUUAAAACGCUAGAGAUGUUAUACUACAAUAAAUAUAUCUUGGAAAAAUGUUUUAAAUAUUAAAAUUCGUAUGAAAAAAAAACGUCUUAGAAAAAUGGAGACAGGUGUAGUCACUGUUAUAGGUAUUUUAAUGUAUAUUUGUAAGCAACGAUAAACCAUUGCUAACGAAAAAGAUUCUGAGCCCAAUUCAGUUGAUAAUGAUGCUUUGCCAACAAUAUUUAUAUAUCAUAUUAUAGUAAAAUAAUUAAAUAGGCAUUAUUUUUUUAUUUUUUUAAUAAUCUUUGUUUAUAUUUUACCGAUUUUCUUGUUUUUCAUGAUUUUUCCUAUUUCCUAUUUAAUUACGACCCUAGUAAUUAUUACAAAAGAGAUAAACUUGAAAUUAUUCAACAAAAGAAAACGUUGUUGCAUAUGUCAGACCUCUGUGAGUCACUCUGUAUAGUUUAUAAGUAUAAUAAGUAUAUACACGCGAAAUACUAUAAUUCGAAUGGUCCGAAUUUAUAUUCAGAAUAAGUAACUUACAUAAAUCCAAUAAUAUACGUAAGAUUGAUUCAUAUGCACACGUCGUCGUUUUGGUAGUAGGUUUAUUUUUAAUUUUACCUACCUCCACCUAGUGCACGAGUUGGGCGAGGAUGAGGAUGGACGCUAGUUUUCGUUUAAAAACCAUCAUUCCUUAACAAAUGCAUAUAAAGAAUGGAGGGAUGGUCCAUUCCUCCACAAAAUACACACAAAAUAAAUUUAAUUAAAUUCACAAUAGCAAAACUAUAUGUAUAUACGUUUGUGUAGUUUGAAUAGCUAGGUACCGAAAAGUUGACUGCAAACAACUGCAUUUUAUGAAUCUUUGAAUAAAUUGAUAUUAAUUUUAUUUCAACUAUUUUAGUACAUUUAUAUGUUUUAAACAUUUCCAUGAUAAAACCAUAAAAGCAUAUUUUCUACCUACCUGUACUUUUUCUUAUCACUUCAUUAUAUUAAAUUGUAUAAUUGAAAAUGUGAAAUACAAACAGAUACGCUUGCUACGAACGCGUUCCUAGCGUUCCUUUAUUAAUUUUAUUAAAUUAGGAAGCACGCUAAAAAUCGAUGAGACAAUGAACGGGUGGAUUCUGUACGUCCCAGUCUCCUAAUUCCAACAUUUAAAAAUAUAUAACACAAUACAUAGGUAUUAUGCUAACGUCUAACAUGCUAUCGUUGGUAUUUUAUAUUUUGCACAAAACGUUAAAAUAAUUAUUUUUACAAUGAUUUGGAUUGGGUUUUUUUUUAGGUUAACUCUUAUUGGAACAGUAGGCAAAUAUUUUGUGUUGAUAUACAGACUAUCCUACAGUGUUAUUCGUAUGUUUAUAAUUCUGUCAAUACUCAUUUUUUUUUCAAUUAGGUUUUGUGGAAGAGGGAGAUAUAUGUAGAGAAAAAUUAAAUUUGUAUUUUCAUCCUUCAAUUAUGGAAAAAAAAAAAAUUUUUAUUACUUUUCAAAAUUUUCAAAACAGCAAAAUGUAAAAUGUAUUAUUCUAAAAAUUUUAAUUUAUCAUGCAUUGAAAACAACUAAUUUUCAAUAGAAUAACAAGUUACGCGAUAAGGAAUGACAAUAAGCAGAAGAAUUCCUUAUCGUCUAAUGAAUAUUAUUUAUUUUCACGUCUAUAUUCUAUACAUUAAAGUCAUUAUAACUAAACAACUAUUAAUUGGAUAUAAAUAUAUGAUAUAUUAAAAUGUUUAGAACAAUAUAUUUUACAAAUGAUUGUUUUGAAAAUUUUGAAAAGUUGUCAAAUAAAAAGUUAUUUUUUUCAGUGAUCAAGGGAUGAAAAUAAAAAUUUAAUUUUUCUCUACGUGUGCGUCCCCCUUACACAAAACCUCUUUUUUUUAAAAAAAAAUGAAUAUUGUGUUUAUAGCAUGAGGAUAACACUGUAGGACACCCUGUAUAGUAAUAAUAAUAUGAUAAUAUAACAAUUUUCAAUUGCGUAUAGUACUCCGUAAAUAUGGGAAACUAAACCACAAUGUUUAUAAAACAUUGUACAUUGAUCUGGGGUUUUUUUUUUUUAAUUCAAUACACAAGAAAUUUUACAGUAGGUACUUUCAAAAAUUGUAAAUAAAAUCAUUAUUCAUUAAUAACGCCGCUCAAAUUUCAAUUUUUCAAUUAUUAUUUGUUUUGUUUUUUCUUAUUACCCAAUUGAAACCAUAAUUCACCACACCCGGUCCCUGAUAUUGUUCACUUCUUAACUUUAUAAGCCAUAUAAUACAACAUUAAAAUAAGAGUUUUGUAUUCGAAAUAUUAUGUAUCUUUUUUUAGUCAUUUAUAACUACUGCUUUGAAAGUAUGUUCAAGUUAUGUUAAGCUUUCUUAUUAUUGUUAUUUAUGUUCAUAACUUUUUUUUGGUCACGUUUCAAUGCUCGAAAAAUUGACUUAAUUAUUUUUUAAUAGAAAAAAAAAAUGCAAUAUUAUUAUUAGCACAAGUAGAAUAGGUUGAAAGAUUUAAAUCUAAUUUUAGAUUGAGAGUGUGAUAAAAAUGUAUUUUUUUUUUUUUUUGGAAAAUAUUUUUUGGAUUAGUAGAAAUUUGUUCACGCUAUACUGAUUUGUUUUUCUAGGUAAUGCUUCAUUGGUAAUAUGUUUUAAAAUUUCAAAUAAGUUUUCCCGAAAAAAAUUUAUGUAUUUUUGGUCCGAUGGUAUUAUGUUUAAAACAGUUGCUAAUUUCCCUACAGGUUUUAUAAUUUAAUUGAAAAAUUGACAGCAAAAUAUAAUCAGUGUAUGAAAUGUAGAUAAAUGAAAUUUAUUUUGUUGAUUUUUUUGGUUACCUCAUUGGCUACAACGUGAAACAAAAACAGGGAAUAACAAUAAUCUGCUCAUUAUCGAUUUUUGAUUCCAAUAAUUUAUCGAUGAUUUCUGUAUACAAAUUAAAUUACCUGCGCUAUGUCUUUCAAACUUCCCGCGCGCUACAGUGUCAGUGGAUGGUCUGCCCGUAGUGAGGAGUACGUCCGGCUUUUAAAUGAUAUAUCCGUGUUUAAAACGCAUGUUAUUAUAAUUUAUUUUACAGUUAUAUGCAUAUUAUAUACGUAUAUGUCUGUAUGUGUGUGUAAAUCCACAUAUAUAUACAUAUAUGUUUAUGCCUGUAUACCUAUACACUUACACUUACAUACUUUACGCGCAUUAUAAUAUUCUAGAUGAGAAAAUAUUAUAAUGUUUACAUAUUAUAGCGCUGCAGCAAUAUGAAAGUGUACGUUUUAGUGUACAUGCGAUUCUGGCACGGUGAUUUCAAAAUAUUAUGUAACUAAGCCUUUUGCUGCAGCACGGUGUAGUUUAUUCAAUUUAAUUAAUAAGUCAUUUACCUUCCUACCUACAUAACAUAACGCGCGCGCGCGUCCAUACACACACACACUAUUCGAUUAAUUUUAAUUUUAUUUGUGUAUAGAGAUUACAAAAUACAAAUAUGUAAAGGCUGCGGGAAUAAAUGAAUAUAUAAAAUGUUUUAUAAUAUACUAAACGGAAAUAAAAGCACGUUGCGUCGUGCGUGUAGUUGUAUUGAUUAAAAACUUUGUGCAGAGUAAAAGAACUCGGGUAAUUCAUGUAGAUUGUUAUGUUUUUUUUUUUUCGUAUACAUAUAUUUGUUUUUUUUUUUUUAAUAAUAAUACCAAAGGAAAAAAUAAAUAAAAAUAAAUGUUUUCUACAUACCGUUCGACGUUAAUAUUUUAUAGCAAUAAAACAAAAAUAUUAUAAUACCUACGCUACACUGCCACAUUAAAUUCGUACAUUGUAUGUAUAGGUACGAAAAUCCGACAGAAAUAUCGUUGCCGAAAAACAAUAUUCUAAAAAGUUUUGUAUAGUUGAGUCAAUUACAUAAUAAUAUGUAAAAAAUAAAUUCAUAUAUCUACUUAUGUAUACCUAGGUAGCAAUAAAAAUUUCUAUUCAACGUUUUUAGAUUAAAAAAAAAAAUCUUCUGCGAGGUACGUAAGUGGCCUCUAGUCUGGAGACUGUAGGACCAUCCCAUGUAAACCAUGCCUAUUUGUUGCUCAUAUUUUACAAUCCAAUCUUCCUCCUAGUUUUUAUAAAUCUUUCUUACCUUCCCAUCUUGUUCACUCCCGUCUACACGGGAGUCUCUGUUCAAUUUGUAUCUAUUCAAACACUGUUCGAAGUAAUGAUUUUUUCAGCGAUGUUUAGUUUGGUUACAUAAUGGUACAUGAUCACAUGAUACACACACGCGACAUAUUUACUCUACCUCGACAUUUUUUGGUUUGAAAAUAAAACAUUUCGCAAAGUUUCCCGUGUUUCCCAUUUAUUAUGAAAACCUCUGGGAAAAUCAAAAAAGGUGCUGCGCUUGAAAAUGAGAGUAUAAUUUUUGGUAAAAAAAGUUGUUUACAAAAUAAAAUAAAAAAAUAAACAUCAUUAUAAAACCAAUACAUUCUACGCUCAGCUCAGAAUCUAAAAUGCGAGUUUGUUAGUUUCCUGACCACCUUUGACACGAGCGAUCCUGUUAACUGUCACCUCACAGGUCAAACAAUUUUUAACAACUUUUAGUAACUAACAAACCAAACAAGUCGUCUUUAACCUUAUUUAUAUAAAUACCCCUAACACUGCUACAGAAAAAUGUGUAAGGCAUUUAGAUAUAAUGAACCGAAACCUCUUCUUCGGAUAUAUUAUAUCGAAUAAUUGGUGGUCGCUCGAUCACGUUUUCUUUGCGUUCGACCAUGGUACUUUGGAGACAAAACUCAUUAGUUUUGUUUAUUUAUUAUUAUUUAGAGGCCUCGUCAUGACUAUUAUUUAAGGGAAUAUAAUCUAGUUUAUUUCUUAUCUAUAUUUUCAAGUUUAGAAUAAAAUAAGAGUACAUUUGUUCAACGUUUUCCGUACGAUCUAUAGCACUCGUACAGAUAAUUCGAAAUCUUUAUUCUAGAAUUAAAAUCGGACAACGCAAAUCAACUUAAAUUUCGUCAAAUCUUUAGGGCUUUUGAGGUAAAGCUGACGGCAAUAUUGAGGCCCGUUAUGUAAUGUUCCGAAGACACCCGACGAGUAAAUUAACUAAAUUAAUCUCUUCGCCAUUGGCAUCAAUACACUUUUAUUACAGCCAAGUGCGUUACAUUUUCACCGCGUGUUGUUUCACUGUGUAACAGCUAGAAUCAAUUUAGUUAGUUAAUAGUUUCAAUAACGCCGUCUUAUUUCCUCGACCAAAAAUACACGAACAAACCGUUGUGGUUCAGAAAUCUUUUGACAAGAUCGAUUAUUAUGUAUUAUAACAUUUUGAAGUUUAAACACCGCAGUAACCAUUUAACCGUAAACACGUAUUCCCUUUCUGUGCUCGGUUAUCGUGUCUGUAUAGCGCGUUAUGGAUACAUGAAAUAACAUGAAUAAUUAGUAUACUAGUAUGUCGGUGGUAUACCUAUAUCGUUCCCCUUGCACAUCGGCCUCUUCAAUAUAAUAUUGUAGUCGGGUCGGUGAUGUUUCAUUACGACGCAAAAUCCAUUUUUCCACUUUGAUACUCUCGACCGACGGGUUUCGUGAAAUUCUGCACAUUUAAUAUCCUUUUAAAUUGCAUAUCGGUUUUGCAAUAACUAUGCCUACGAUACAGAUGUCCAUAUUAUUGUGUAACAUACUAUUAUGUGCUUGCUUCAUUUGAAUUUCUAAUGUUGCGUGUUAGCACGAUUUAGAUCGGAAUACUUGGUCCGAUCAAUAACUUCGUAGCGUAAUGCAAUUUCCACUGAAUACUUAAAUAUGUAAGCAUAUUUUCCAGACGUGGUACGGAAAUGGUUCCAUAAUAUUUGUGGGCUCUUUUUGAAUUAUUUUUAUAUAUUAAUGAAAUGAUAAUGUGUUUACGUAUAAAUUCUCGGCCAUUUGGUACAAGGAGAUUACCAUACGUUGUUUUUGCUAAAGGUGUUAACGUCACAUCAACUGUAACUAUUAAUAUGAUAAUGUGUUGUUUAUACUACAUGCAUCGUCCCUAAGUGGUGGCGAUAGUUCAUAGUAAUAAAUCGAAUCAAUGUUAUUCAAAAUAAUUAUUGUCAAACUAAUAGGUGUACCGAUAAUAUUAAACACGGCUACAAGCUGUGCAUAUAGAGGGCGCCAUACGCGAAUUCGAAACGGAAACGUAUGGUUUUCGUUAGUCUCAGCACGCGAGCGUAAAACCGUUCGAAGUAAUAAUCCCGUUGUCGUUGUUUCAGAUGUCUUAACAACGAUGCCAAUGGCGGCAAUAUGAGACCCUUACCGCCGGGUCAGGAUGGAGUCGACUACUGUAAAAUCCGCAGAGAGCGAAACCACCACCACCACCACCACCACAACGGCGGCAGCGGUGGGGGCACACUCCGCCGGUCGUCGGCAUCGUCGGCGGGUUUACUGGAACCGCCGUCAUCCGCCGAACGGUACCAUCACGGCACCAUCGAGGGCCAUUACCGGGUCCACGACCUGGCGCUCGACCGGUACGUCCCACCGCCGUCGCCCGAACGGUACUCAUCGUCCGGCUCGUCAGCCACGGGCCGCCCGUACCACCAACAGCACCAUCAACACCACCACCACCAACACCACCAUCAGCAACAGCACCACCAUCAGCAACAACAACAGCAACACCACCUACUGCAGCCGCCGGACGACCGUUACGUCGCGACGGGAGGCGGUGGCACUGGCGGCGGCUCAUCGUCCGGCCGCAACCACUAUCUGCCGGUGUCUCAGACCACGACUUCUGAAAACUUUAUGUCACCGCCGUCGCCGGUGGCCGAACGGUUCGACUAUGCCGCCCGUCACCACGACAGUUACGGCACCGCUACCGCCGCCGCCGCCAAACGAAACGAAUCCGUUUAUUCGAGGUAAGUGCACGUGCGCGCGCGGCGCAAAAUCGAUAUAAUACUCGCGCACAGUGUGCGUGGGCGUUAUAUUCUGUGGCGUCCGCUGUGGUCGCGGCAGUGUGGGCGAAACGUUUCUAAUUUCUGCGAGAGUUUAAAAUCGCUCCGUAUUUGUUUGUCGUCUGCAACGUACGUUGGACAGAAUAGCGCACGGUAAAAAACCGAUACCGCCGAGACGGUUUACAUUUGACCGACAAAGUCUAGGAAUAAUAUUAUGUCAAAUAAAUUUACGAAUUUUCUUCUUCUUCCCCUUUGUUUUUUUUCCCCGACUGUUUUUAGGGAUCGGCGACCAUUCAGUGACAGGCGUGACAGGGUGUUUCGUGAGGCGACGACCCCGUGACCGAUUGAACGUUGGUACCCCCCUCCCUCCUCCCGGCUAAAAAUAUGAACUAUUGUCAACUGAUACUUGACACUUAAUGCCGCGUUGUUUAAAUAAAGAUUUCUGGUUGUUAAUAUAAAGUAUUUAUAAAUGUGUAUUAUUUAUAUUGAGUUAAUGUGCUUUACGUGUAUUUCGCUUGUAUUCACUUUAACUUUCGUGUAUUGAAUAUUUAGUGUGGAGGUAACCAGCAAAUAUUUCAGUAAACAAUAUUUUUUUUUUUUAUGAAGAAGAUAAAAUAAAAUCGAUUAUUUAUCAAUUGUAAAAAUUAAUUUUUUUUUAAACGAAUCUCACAAAGUAAAUGUCGCAUGUUUUGCUGCGCGGCUCGGUAUUUUGAUCAUUAGCCCAGUGUUCUCCCUUGUAUUGACGGAUAGCCAAAUAAAAAAAAAAAAAAGGCAUAAUGUAUUAUUAAAAUAUAUGAAGUGCCCAGUUUCAAUAAUUGUUAAUAUUCAUAAAAUAUAAAAUCCCCGUGACUUUAAUAAGCCCCCACUUUUCGCCCGUCCUGCAAACGAUACGCCGCCAUCGACGAGCCGCCUAAUAUCCGAUCCAUACGAGCUACGACUUGUGAGUGGCGGGUUUGUUCCUAAUGAUGAAGCACGCAAUUUUUCAGUUGAGACCCUUCUAUAAAAAUUGUCACCUUUAAAAGCUUACGAGUCUUCGAAAUCACCGAGCUAUUCUCCCAUCACCACUGUUACCCCUUACAAAUUCAUUUCUUGUUCUGUUUUCAUCUGUUUAUCGCGAAAAACUCCCGUCUUACUCCCCGGUCUUAUUCCGUCCACUUUAUUCUCCAAUACACCGAAUUCUACUAGCCACGUCCUCUGCGAAUCCUCCGUUCAGUUUCUCUAGCUGGCUGGACCUUAAUAUUUUGUAUGUUUGGAAAAUGUUUACCUUUAUUUUUCGCCGCGAAGUCGGCGACGUUGCAACGUUUUAACAUACACAAAUAAGUCAUAUUGUUAUCUGCUGGCCAUUCUACAGCGAUUUUGUAUGUUCAUUAGUAGCUUGUAUAUAAUAUACACUGAGCUUUGUCGCAAAUUAAGAAAUUCAUACGCCAUUAAUAAUUCCGUAUAUGUUAACGUUGCUCUAACUUUUGUUUUCUAAUUAGUUAUUCUACAAUUAUUUUCAAUGUACCGUCACAUUGGUUGUUUUCGACUAUAUCUACCGCUAUGGCGAGACCUUAAAAUAUUAGAACCCAAGAGAUUAGGACUAUAUCUACGCGCAUUAACCUACUGUUUUAAAUUUACCAUUGUUUCGCUCUACUCGACUAUUAUAAUUUGUUCAAAUCUCAUUGUUCUAUAUUUUGAUUAUAAAAUAAUAUUGUUGAAUAAUAAUAUUAUUGUUGAUUGUUUUCCAUUUACCACUCAUCUCUCCCUUCUCUCCCUUCCUUUUUGUUUUUUUUUUUUUUUUUUGAACGUAAAAUAUAUUUGGGACGGUUUUAGGGUAUUGCAAUUUGCAGGGUUUUUCGAAAUCAAAAAUGCCACAUGAAAUUAUUAUCAUCGUUCGAUUUAAAUAAUAUAACCGCGACUAAUAACUAUACAGGAGUGUUGACUGUGCGGAUAUUGAACUGGUGCCAAAAUUUCAUACCUUUACGAUUAUUUUCAUUAAAUACCGGUAUAUAGGAAAUAAAUAUCCUCAAAUCUAGCAUAAUAGCACAUUAUUAUAGCGAAUAAUAAAACGUACUUCGAGUGCUUACGAUAUCGAAAUUUACAUAAUAUUAUACGAGCAGACCCGUUCAGGAAUAUUGUGUGGCCCGGGGCGGAAUCAUGUAAGUGGCCCCUUUUUUAUACACCUACUCAAUCAUUUUUUGCUUCAAUCGCCUUACGGCGCUGGACUCCUUUAAUCUUCGGGGGGCCCGGGUCAAUUUUUACCCAAACACCCCCUAUGAAUGAAUCUGAUUAUAGGUACAACACCGCGGUAACCGCUUUUUCCAAGCGCUUUCUCGCUGUACCGUUAAUGGCAUAAGGCAUAACCAAAGCCGAAUUAACGGUCCACAGUAGGACCCUAGAGGCCGAACUUAAAGAACUAAAAAAUGGCCUCUUUCUUUUUUUUUUUUAAUUUUUGUACUGUAAUUAUUUUUAACGAAUAUCCUAAAUGUAUAUACGUACAUAAAUGCAGAUGACAUGCAAGUGAGUCCAUUGGGACCCAUCUUACAUCCUGUGAGCUCAGCGGACAUAUACUCGGUUCCCUUUAAUCCGGGCUUAGGGGAUAAUGGUACAACUUUAGUGGCGUCCUCAGCGUUUGAAUAUAAAAAGGGAUAUAUGAGGGAGGGAGAGGGAUCUAAAUAUAAUGAGUUAUAGGUACAAAACCAUUAAAUAUAUUUGCAGGUAUAAACAUUGGUACAGUUCAUAGUAUCUACUCCUUCAAACAGUAACUGUAUUUGUUAUUACACAAAAUAAUAUGUCAUAAUAAAAUUUAAAUACGACUGACAUACUUUGCACAUGGGUGCAGCCACUGUUGUAAGUGGGAAGAUGGGAAGAUAGGAUACAGACGGAAAUUUAUUGUACAUCUGUAAGCAACAAUAAGGAAGAACGAUUUUGAGCAGAGUUCAGUUGAUAGUGAUGCUUUGUCAACAAUCUAAAUAUAUCAUAAUAUGGUAAAAUGAUUACAAUAUUGUGCGUUUCCAUGACAACAAUGAUUAUUUAAAAAAGUCUAAAAUAAUAAAAACUUAAUAAUAACAAAAAAUAAAUAAAAAUAGUUGCUAAUGACAACAUUAUUUUUAAUCUUUCAAUCUUUUUUUAACCGGAGUAAUCUUGCUUACUCCGAUUAUCUAUGUAAAAAAAUAAACAUCAUUAAACCCAAUACAUCCCUCGCUCCGCUCACAAUCUAAAAAAAAAAAAAAAAAUAAUAAUAAUAAAAUAAUAAGUGAAUAAGUAAUAGUUUCGUAUUUGAAUAUUGUUUUUCCAAAUAAUAAUAAUAAUAAUAAUAAAAAACAAUAAUUACAGGAAACUUAGAAAGCAUAAAUUAAUUAUUAAAAAAAAAAAAAUGCCAAGGGGAGAUAUGACACCCUCCUCCUCCCCGUAAACACGCUCGCGUACGACAUUAUGAAUUACAUAUGUAUAUAUAGUAUACAGGCAGGUAAAACAUCAGUUAAACCGACGCACGUUCAGUUAUGAAACGAAAAUAUUAGUUUGAUUGCCAUAAAAGUCAAUCGGUUGAUAUUUCAUUCUUUCUCUCUCUCUCUCUCUCUCUCUCUCUCUCUAUCUCUCUCUCUCUCAUAUUGAUUUACAAAAGACCCACCGAUACUCUUUAAUAAUAGACCCAGGAAUAUAACUUAACGUUAUAUUGUAUACAUUGUACAGGCACUACCGUAAGGCUAGUUAUUAAUCGAGUAUCGUAACAUCCGUAACCUACAUUACAAUAUAAGUUACGCAUUAAACUUGUCCGUACGUUGACAAAAGGUUUGAAAAAAAAAAAAAAAAAAAAUUCACAAUACCGUAUAAAAUAAGCUAAAGUAGCUGCAGAAUAUAAAGUUCGUUGUACAUUAUAAUAUUUUUAUCCGAUAAAAAAAAAAAAAAAAGUAAUAAUAAUUUUUCUUUGGUAUAUUAUAGGUACUUACCUAUAUAUUUUUUCGAGUCGGCUAAAUUCCUUUAAAGCUUUUAUGAAAAUAAACACGCGCCCGUACCCCAUGCACGCAAAUUAUAUGUACUGGGCGGUAUAUCUUAUGCGCGAAACCGACGUUUAUUUUCGAGUAUAACCAAUUUUCUUUUAAACUUUUUUAAAUAUAUAAAAUUAUUUAGACUCUACCUGCAGUACACUACUAUAAUUUUAUGCGCGGCCAUUUCCGUGCACUGCUCGCGCGGGCAUUCGUGUUUCCACGAAUAUAAAAAUAGUUCAGGUACACCUAUACGUACAUCUAUGCAUAAAGGGAGUCGCCCGCGGAUGUUUAUCAGUUUAAACAACACCCUGUAGAGAAAAAUAUUUACUAGGUGUGUUCUAAAUUUUCUUUUAACAAGGCCACGAAAACAAAACAAAAUAAAUCAUGUUGUUACGUUUGGUGACGGAUUUUCGACAUUUUCUGGAAAUAGGAACAAUAUUAUGUAGUAUUUUUCUAUGAAUAUAAUAUGAUGUGUUUUUUCUAGAAAAAUUUUUUUCGGCCACUAAAUUAAUUUAAUUUAAUAUAGUACAUACAUGAUAUACAGGGUGUUCCAUGAAAAUUCGACAAAUGCAAUAACUUUUGUGCUGUUCAAUAUAUUUCAAAAUAGAAUUUUGGAUUUAACAUAUAUUUACUAAUGACGAACCGUUAAGUUUCUGCAGUUUUUCGAAAUUUACAAAAAUAAUGUCAAUCGAAUCGCCAAUUUGUCCAUGAAAAAUAAUUUUGUUAAUGGCUUUUGCAAAAUUUCAAAAAAAUGCAGAAACUUAACGGUUCGUCAUUAAUAAAUAUUUGUUAAAUUCGAAAUUAUGUGUUAAAAUACUUAUAUAUUUAUGCAGUUUCAUUUUUAUAUUUAAUAUACAAGCCUAUAUGUGUAACUCAGGCUUAAGUAACUAUUACAAAAUAAUAAUAAUAAUAACAAAUAUUGAACAGAACAAAAUGCCAUAACAUUUGUCGAAUCUUCAUGAAACACCUUGUAUAAUAAAUAUUAUGAUUCACUACAAUUAUUUUGGACAAAUAAUAUAUUAAUAUAGUAUUUAUUAUCAAUAGUUUACCCUUGAAUAAUUUGUGUUUAACAAUGUCACACCAAAAACACUUCAUAAUAACUCCGUGUACAAAAAGCUAAGUUUAAAAAAAAAAUCAUGUAGUGGCAUAACAUUUAGUAAUGAUUUAACCUUUAAAUGACGUGAUAUAAUAUGGAAACUUAGUAAAAUGCCAUUUUGUAAUAUCACAAAUAUCUAUAACGACAAAUAAGAUAAAUUGUAAAGUUAAACAUUUAGUUAACAUAUUGCUUACUUUGCAAGACCUUUAAGUAAAUUUAACCAUUACCCACUUUAAACAUUUCUUAGUUUGAACUGUUAGGUUUAUAUUUAGAGUUCGAUUUAUUUAGGUUUCGAGUUCAAAAUUCAUCUACAGGUUUAACAAAGUCAAAUAACAUCGUGAAUUUUUUUUACACAUUUGUGGUUUAUAAACUUUUAUCGAUUGUUUAUAAAUUAUUAAUUUAUUUACGAAAUUUAUUAUGGUGGUUAUUUAUUUGUCUUUACUUACACGUUUUGCCAAGUAAACAAUAUGUUGACUAAGUGUUCUCAGCGGUUCUCAAACUGUACUCUGCGGAACCUCAGGACUCCACGUGAGUAUUCUAGGGACCCCGUUGACUCCGUGGGCACAUCUGUAUUAAUUAAAUUCAAAUUUUCAUUACAUUUCUUAGUUUCGCGAAUUAACGAACUAACAAAAAAAUGUAGUAAUAGUCAUUGCAUUCUUCAUCGUCAAGCACUCGAUAGGUAUUAAGAAGAUGUCAAUAUCUCUUAAAAAUUUCCCUUGAUGAGGCAGUGAGUGAAGAUUGUAAAUUUCGUAAAAUCUCGACCAUUGAAAACUAGACUGUUCACAAUUUUAUGUGAAGAUAUGGGAAGUAUUCAUAAAUCACUACUUUAACAUACCGAAGUAAAAUGGCUUUCUCGAAGAAAAACACUUGUACGCUUACUUGAAUUGAGCAAUGAAUUGUACGUUUUUUCACCGAACACCCAUUUAAUUUAAAAAUAAAUUUAGACUUAUUUAUUUCGACUUAGUUACUUGGCUGAUAUUUUCACAAAAUUCAAUUAAGUCACUUUAUCAAUACAAGAUAAAAAAAAACACAGUUUUCACGGCAAUUGACAAAAUCCGAGCUUUAAAAAAAAUAAUUAAAUUUUUGGCUGUGUGUUUUUCUCAACAUAAAAUUGAUAGUUUUUCUUUGUUAUAAAAAUAUUUAGAAUCGAUUGAUGGUCAUAUUGAAGAAAUUGAUGAAAUAUAUGAUGAAAUUGAACAACAUUUAAAUGAAAUACUAUCGUGAUUAUAGAAAAAGAUUUUCCUGAGAGUAAAAAUAUAGAAUUUAUCCAACGAUAUAAUUGGGUUAAAAAUUAAUUUUUAGUUAACGAUAAGCCCGAAGACUUAUCUAUAACGGAAUAUGAAGAAUUUAUUUAAAUAACCACCGAUUCAUCGUUAAACACUCUUUUGAUAAAGUGUUUAGUGCAGUAUCGGUAUUUCUCAUUAAACACUACAACAGUACCUACACAACUAUUAUUGAACUACCCAGUCAUUCAAUAUUGUCCUAGCAUCCUUUUAUUCCUAAUGGACUGAAUGCUUGAAAACAAUAUUAAUAAACACAAUGCUAUAGCGUUUGUAGUGAUUUCUCACUACCAAGCGCUUUAUUUAUUUAACACGACGUAUCCACGAGUCUGCAGCAGGACCGGUGGUGUAGCUCGGGGAUAAAAUUGGUGGUGUGUAUUUAAUCGCAUAGAAAAUAUUAUAAACAAGUCGGUAGUCUCAGAGAUAAGGAUAAUUUCACCCGAUGAACAAAUUUAGUAAACACAAAGCAAUAAUAAAAUACCUAAAUCCAAUAAUAAUGUUAUUAUUAUUAAAUUUGGUCGUUCCUUCUGCAUAAUAAAUUUUAACAUUUUCUUUAUUAGAAAAGAUAGUCGAUACUGGGAUUGGUGCAGCCACUGUUGUAGGUGAGAAGUUGGAAAGGUAGGAUACAUAAGGUUAUUUAAUUUAUAUCUGUAAGCAACGGUAAACCAUUGGUGACAAAGAACGAUUCGGAGCAUAUAUUCUGUUAUACACAUUUUGAAGCGCCAACAUUAUUUUCCGCCAUUUCCCGCUUCUUAUGAAAAAACUACUUAAAAAAUCAAAAAUCAACUUGCGCCAUAAGAAACAAAAACCAAAAUACAACAAAAAAGGUUUCCUUAAUUUCUUGUCAUUUUUCCAUUAGAACACUAUUUCUGGUAGCAAACGUCGUCCAUAUUAUUUAAAUUAAUGAAAUCGUAAAACGUAAAAACCCGUAUGUUUUUUCCCGGUCAAACGCUAUUAUUAAGAAAACAACGUCGAAAAUCAAAAAAAAAAUGUCCUCUUUGAAGUAGUAACACUAACUAGACAACUAGACUUUUCAAAAAAGUUGUUAUACGUAGAGAAUGGAGUAAAUUUACUAGGAGAAAACGUGUACACGGACCAAAAAGAAAAAGAAAAAAUAAAAAGUAAACAUCAUUGUAAAACCAAUAAAGCUACACUCAGAAUCUAUAAGUGUCUUAUUUAAACAUCGGUCAUGCAAUGAGCUCUAAUCGAAUGUGCUAAUUUGCUAUCAUCGUUAUUAUUAUUAUUAUUAUUAUUAUUAUUAUGACUAAUUGACUACACUUUUUAGAUUCAGAGCAUAGCGGGGAAUAUAUUGGUUUUACAAUGAUGUUUAUUUUUUUUCUUUCUUUUGGUUUGUUUACACGUUUGUUUCCAGUAAACUCGCUCAAAAUCAUAAACCUUUUUCUGAAAGGUAUAGUUGUCUAGUUCGUACUUUAUAGAGAUUAUGUUUUGAUUUUCAACGAUGUUUUCGAAAUAAUAGCGCUGAAGUGUGAAAAAACGUAGAAAAAUCGUAUAAUUUCCCGAUUUUAUUAUUUUAAAUAAACACAGACGUUUUCUACCAGAAAGUGCUUUAUUCGAAAAAUGACUCGAGACUUUUCUUGUUGCAUAUUUAAUCUUGUUUUUUAUAGUAAAGUUCGUUUUUAAAUUAUCGAAGCAUUUUUUAUAAUAAUUAGAAAAAACGUACAAUAAUUUCACACAGUAUAUUUGUUCAAUUUUGCUUUAAAAAUACAAUACUAUUAACCGAGCUCCGCUCAGAAUCGUCUCUCGUCAGCAAUGGUUUAUCAUUUCUUACAAUUAUAAAUUAAAUAAACUUAUGUAUCCUACCUUCACAACUGUCCAUCUACAAUAAUGUCUACACCCAUCCAUGUAUCGGACCGUCAUUUUUUCUUACAAUUAUUCAAAAUCACCAACUUAAUGAAAAUAAAAAGGGGUGUAGCACUACUGGACACCUAUAAUAACAUCCCAAAGUUUCAUUCAAUUCGGAAUUUUUCCAAGGUACCUCUCCCCCCCCCUCACUCUUUGACUGGACUAACAGACAAUAUUAUAAAAUUCAUGAAACGAGUAAUAUAAAAUAAUACAAUAAAGACGAAAAGAAAUGUUUACCAUACAGCAACAUAUUGUAUAAUUAUUACGCUUGUCUUCGUCGUCAAUACGAUUAAAAACAUCAUAUCACGGUCACAAGCAAGUAGCCGUUAGCCGGAUUUCCCCGACCGCCGUCGACCUUUAUGAUUACAAUAUUGGGAUUUACGAAUUUAUUGAAUUUUAUGCUGUAAUAAUAAUCAUAUCGCCAUCUAUCGGGAGUUUUAUUUUACGCAAUCGUAAAACGGGUCAGUGAGCAAUCCAUAGUGUUUAUAAUCAAUGGUAAUACUAGCGAAUAUCAAUCUCUGGCUAAAAAAACUUCCUUUUGCAACAACAUAUCUGUGUGAAAUCGGAUUUUCAUCAUUUGCAUCAGCGAAAACAAAAUAAUGCAAUAAAUUAAACGCUGCGCAUCCAACUUUCGUCUAUCAAGCCAAAUAUUAAAAUAUUGGGCAAUGGAAAUAGCCAACAUCACGGAUCACAUUAAAAUCAUUAAAUAUUAAAAUUUAUAAAUAACUAAAAUAAUAUGUUCUUUUUUUUCCUAUUAAAUUUUUUUUUUUCUAAAUUUCUUAAGGAUAUUUUUUUUAUUUAAACGAUAAAAGAAUCUUUAUAAAUAUAAAUCAAUAGAAGUAUUUACACAUACAAUGCAAUAUAUAUAUAUACACAAAACUUGUGUGGGGUUUUACUUCCAGUGAAGCAGCCCCAUUCUUAAUCUAAUAAUUAGACUAAGUCAAAUGGCUUCAAUCGUUUGAGUCGUCUGAUGUCCUGCGAGUUGUCGAGGAGUUGUAUGGCAGCCGUAUUUGUGUGAAGCUCCAGUUUUCUUGAAUGUUUGCAAACCGGGUAAUUUCAUCCUGCACGGAUAACAUUUUCAAAUCGCGGUGGAUGAUGUCGUUCUUAUCAUACUAAUAUGCUGUGACAAUGGUACGAAGAGCGAUGCUCUGGCAUCGUUGUAUUACUGUCACAACCCCACAGUUGAAUACCAUAAAUCCAAAUCGGUUUAACAAUCGAUACAUACAAGAGACGUUCGCUGGUUAUGUCUAGCUCGGAGUAUCGUCCAACUAGCUAGUACAGUUUUUGCAUUUUUUGUUUGAUUUGCAACUUUUUCUGGCGUACAAGAAUGUGAGAAUCGUGAGUCAAGGUGAAUUCCCAGAUAUUACGCUAAAUUAUUUUGCGAAAUUAUCUGCUGAUUUAGAGUGACUGGAAUGUCUGUGGUUUUACGUAAGAUAUAGUUAACGUGCACCGGACUUAUCUCCAUUAAUUUUUAUUUUCCUAUUAAAUUUAUUUAUUUAUUUUAUACACAUUCGUAUUUUAAAGAAAAGAAAAAUUAAAAAGCAAAUCAUUUAGGAUUUACGUAAUUUUGUAGGAAUUAUUGUUGUCUCAAAUAGACAUUCCUGAUUUUUGGGGUUCCGUAAAUUUGUUUAGGAACAUAAGGGCUCCGCGAACAAAAAAAUCUAAGAACCUCUGGAUAAAUGUAAUGUCACUACGUGAUUUUUUUUUUUUUUUUCUAUACUUAGCUCGCGCCACUUACGUUCCGCUGGAUAUGCAUUUGUUUUCAACCAACGACACGAAAGAAUUAAUGUAAAUAAAUAUAUAAAUAAAAAAUGUAUGUAUAAAAAUAAAAUUAAUUAAUGCAUGCGUCGCCUGGAGUAUUACGAUGAGCGUAUUAUAUGGUCGGUCUCGAAUUAAAAAUUCAUCAUCAGGUACAUCACAGUCAAAAUGCAAAACGUAAAUGUCAUAACAUUAAUAAUGUUUUGCAUUUUGACUGUGAUACACCUGAUGAUGAAUUUUUAAUCCGAAACCGGUUGUAUAAUAACUCCAGGCGACGCAUUCAUUAAUUAAUUAAUCUUAUUUUUAUGCACAAAUACAAAAUUGAUAUAUUUAUUUACUAUGUUUACUUAAUUUUUAUUUAUUUACGAGUAUUGAACAUUCUAAUAAUUUUGUUUUUACUUUAUUGUUUGACAGAAAAAAAAAAAAAAAAACUUCGCGCGAAUUGCAAUAAUGUUGUUAUUGAUAUCUACGGAACGAUAACUAGGUAUUUAUUUUACAGAUACCAUUUACCAGCCGAGAGGUUUGUUCCUAUCGUUUCACCCGACGACGGCUACGACGGCCAUUACGAUCGGUGCGACGACGUGUACAGCUCCCGGAAGGAGGCGGCCGCGUUGUACUCGAGGGCUUCGGCGAUCGUGGAUGCAAUGCCCUCCUCGGCAGCGGCGCUGUCCAGGGCGUACGCGACGGCUACCAUGCGGCCGUCGAACAGGUGCUGUACCGGACGAUUAUACAGUACUGGCGACGAGGACGGUGGAAGCGCCGGCGGUGGCGGUGGAUGCGGAUACCAGUAUAACACCGUUGGCCGAUCACGUUCACCCAGAGACCUGUCGCCGGGCGGACUUGUCCGCCAGCAGAUGGCCGCAACCAUUUCUGCCAGCCAUUUGUCGUCGACCACAGAUUCGCCGCCCAAGGUCGUAUCCUCAAUGUCUCUGCUCCAGUACGACUCUCGACUCUACGACGAUAGAAAUAUCCACCGGAGUGGGAGCGCGAGUAAUGUUCACGCCGCUCUUUUGGGGGGCGGAUUCGCCGUGCGAGAUGGUUAUGCAAUGCGCUAUGUCGAUAGCAACGGUGUUAACAAUAUUUCUGGGGAUAGCGAAGAUAGUGGUGGUGUUGACGGAUCAAGCAUUAGCGUAUGUGGAAAAGGGAGUGGUGGCGGUAGUGUCGUAGGACACUCUGCACCGCGCCGCAUUUCGUCUUCGUGCAUCAGGGAGAGUACGGCGCUCGUGUGCUGUUCCACGGCCGCGUAUUCCAGUCACGCCGUGCUGGCUGAUAUCAAAAACGUGGCGACAACGAUCACGUCGACCGCGGCGGCGACGGCCGCGUCGACCACGUCAGCCAUCGCCGCUGCCGCCGCCGCCGCAGCAGCAGCAGGAGCAGCCACGCCGUCAGCCAGCACCCACAACACUUCCGCGGGCAGUAACUACUCCUCGUCUGGCCAAAACUCCCUCCCAGUCCAACCCAACAACGUUUCUUGGUGAGUACAUUGACCUCUGUAUACUGUAUGCAUCUUUUAAUUCACAAGUUCAGUUAGAUUAGAUUAGACCGACGGAUUAUACCAAAAGCCCGGGCACACGGGAAGUUACCCGGGAAGUUAAAAUCCGCACACGUUUGCAUGCUGUACAAUGGCGUAUUUUGGGCUUUUUUUUUGAAGGGGGGGGGGUUGUCCUGACUCCUGGCAGUAAUUUUUCUCCCCAAAUAUUAACAUAGCUUCAUCACGAAUUCAUACCUGAUUAUAAUACACCUUAAAACCGUUUAAGUGGUAAUUUUCUUGUAAAAAAAUCUCGGGAUCGCUACUUAAAUGUAUUACUACAUAAUAAUAUUUUGACAGGAAUAAAGUGUAAACGAUUUGACUAAAUAAAUUAAAACCGAUUUAACACUUAAAUUUACUGAGUAAUUUCCCAUAUCAGUUUAAUUAAUUUUGUAUAUUCGUAUUGAUAGAAAUGUUCAAAACAGUUUUAAAAUAUUUCGCCAUUUGUCAACAAUAUUUUGCGAUACUUCAAUAAUGAAUAGAACUAGAAAAAAUAUUUGGGGGUUGACCCCAGGGCACCCCCCCCCCCUCUCCCACCUAAAUAUGCCACUGACCCUAAAGUUUUCGCAUUUAGAUAAAACUAAAAUAGCAAAUGUUCAUCACAUUAGAGACGUUAAUUAUAUAUUGUCAUCGUGUGUGCAAUUAUAAAGAACAAUUAUUAAUCCGUUAUCCUCCCGAAUCCCAGUGUUUCCUAUCAUUACAAAUUGAUUGAUAUCAUGCCCUUUUCUUUUACUUGUAAAUAAACCUAUUCUCAGGCCAGAUUUUUCAGUUUCUCCUUCCUCCCAUUGUUAAAAAUUCAAAAUUCGCAUAUGAUUAACACACACACGUUCAUAAGUUCGUUAGAUUUUAGAUUCUUACCGCAGUGAGGAUUGUAUUGGUUUUACUAUAUACGUUUUUUUUUCUUUUUACCUGUGAUCAACUUUUCCACCCGAAAUCUUCUUCUUUUUAAAACAGAUUUUGUUUAGCUAGUAGCAUUAAUGCAUUAUAAUCAUUCUUUAAUUUCCUUUUAAUUUAUCAAGAUAAUUGGGAAAAAAUAUAGGAUAAAAGAAAAAAUAUACGCAAUUUUUGGUAGAUCUUUGUUAUUCGGUGGUAAAUUCUCCCAAUAAUAUGGUAAACUCUCUCUGGUAUACUUUAAUACCCUUCCAAAUGCGUAAGUUCCAUACUUAUUAAAGUUUUGAACGCAACUAUUCUAAUAUUUACAUAUUUCCGUGAUUUUAGUCAUGGUUUUGUACUUGUGAGCAAUCCAUUGAUAGUUGGCCGUCAGUUGUCUGAUUCGAUUUUAUUUAUUUCCCAGAUAAAAGCAAAUGAUCUUCUGUUUAAGAAGCUAUUCCCAAAAGAUUGUAGAACUUAUCGGUGUGUGCAUUUUAAGCAGCCGACAAUCAGGUGACAAGUCUCGUUGAGUGUAAUGUUGGCUUUUUCGUAUGAUUACAGUGAGUGCGACGAUUAUUUAAUGUACACCGCAAUAAUAGUAUCGUAUAAGUAGGUGAUCAUAAUCGUUAACGACCCACAUAUUUAUUUUAAAAUGUAACUUGAAUGAUGGUCGUCAAAACUAUAUGCAUUUUUGGAAAUGUUUGAUAUAAUAUAUACUUUUUUUUUUUAAAAAAAAAAUAUGAUUCGUUCCUCGAUUUCCGGAAGGAAAAAACCAUAUUUCCCAUAAUAAUUUAAUAUCAUAAUUGAGCCAUGACUGUAACUUAUGUUCUAAAAAAAAGUUUGUGAUAAAACGACGAGCCUUUUCGAAAAAGUUUUUGUUUUUUAAGACUUUUUGUCCUUAAUGCAGUAAUUCAUUAUCGAUCCACACGCAUGAACACUAAACGUAUAUAGUUUUUGCUACAGCUCAUGUGUGCGAAAAAAAAGAUAACACACAGUAUUGGCGUGGCGUCUUUUUAACCCACUACAGCAAAGGACUCGUCCGGGAUAAAUAAUAAUCUCUCAAGAUUUUUCACCGUGAUAAGAAAUUUGCUAUACUUGCUAUACUUUGCUAUACUCGAUUUUACGUAGUCGGUUUCACACAGUACCCUUUAUAAAAAAAAAAAAAUGAUUUUCAACCUUUUACGAAUGGCACUACCUAAUUUUGUUUUUCAUUUAAGACGAAAAAAAUCGUUUAAUAGAACUUGAACAAUACAAUGUACAGUAUACACGACACUUAUGGUUUUCGGCGACCCCCAGGUUGAAAACCACAUGAACUAAGGUAAUAUGAACUAGCAACGACAUGGUAAGCGGGUGCAGUGACAGAUCCAGGGGGGCCUAGAAGCCCCCCAAACCUCUUCAACAGUAUCUUUUUACUUACGGCAAAUAUUUUAAAUUGUCUAACGCAUUAUAAUUUAUUACACAAUAUAUAUUUUUGAAACCAUUGAGAAAUGGGAAUGUGAAAUAAUUUUGCUUUUAAAAAUAAGUACAGAUUAAAUUUUAUAUUAUAGAAGUUAUUUUAAAAUAGAAUAAUUAAAAUAUAUUAUAUCAUGAUUAUUAUAGGUACCUAAUUAACAUAAACGAUUCCUAAUCCAACCAUGAUAAAAUUAAUAAUAUUCCCUUAUUAACCAUUUCUUUCAUAUAUUUAGGAACACGUGUAUUAGAACGUUACAAUGCAUAUAUGGCUUAGAAAUAAUUUUUUUAAGAAGCCCCUCCCCAAGUUCAACCAUGGAUCCACCACUAAGCGGUAGCGGUGCGGUCGAGUUUUUCAACGGAGAAUAUCUAAGUGAAUAGUAUCCAAGAAUCGCAAUGAUUUAAGUGAUAAUUUUCUUAACUAUACAGUAUACCUACGCUACGAAAAUAUGUGCAUUUGAGGCGUACAUGUGAUAGAAACAUACACUUAUCACUUUUUUUUUGUAUUACCGUAUUCAUGGUUAUGCGGUUCUCAAUUUUAUAUUAUUUUGUUACAAGUGUUAUUAUUCUACACCAGACAGCGUUCUAACCUCUGGAUUUCCACUUCCACUUGAUCGAAAAACUCGAUCAAAGAAAUUGGUUCCGUUACCAGUCCAUAUUAUCUUAGUUCAUGGUCUAAGGAGAGAAAACGCCGAAUAGCUGCUAAAUGCCAAAUGCUCUUAUCAUAUUUUUACUAUCAUAUUCUAUAAAUGGUCUGGUCCUUAGUCAUAGUAGGGUUAAGGCUAUCCACCACCUACUUAUUUAGAUAUCAGCAGAAUAACUGUAUGGUUACUUUGUCAACCGUACCCCUCCACCCUCCCAAACAUUUGUUAACAUUCAUCAAAAUGUCUGACUAUUGAAAUUCGUAUACCUUGUUUUAAUUAUCUAAUCAUUUUUAUUGCAUAUUGUAGCACAUAUAUUUAUCAAUUUUUGUGUAGUAUAAAACUUAUAAUCGCUAAUUCAUGAAAAACAUGAUUUUACACAAUUUCGUAUUACAAAUUAAAAUUACGGCUAACACGAUGUUGAAUAUAUUAUUGUUAUGAAGCUCAAAUAGAUUGUAAAACUGUAUUACUAUUGCCUUCUUUAAAUAUUAGUAUAUUUUUAAACACCAGAUAGAAAUUUUAUCCAUUAGCCAUCCCCCCCCCCACUAAUACCACCCUAAAAAUAUGGUCUGGUCUUAACCAGGCCUCAUCCCCUUUUUCGGUGCCACUGGUCUCGACAACAGUUUAAACUGCACUUCAUUAUCGAGCAAAUAAUAAUUAUGCACUAUUAUGUACUUUUAAAACACUUCAAAAAUAUAUUAUUUUGUCGGAAACAUUAUUUGCUUAAGUUAGUUUAGGUAAUUUAUACUUUACGUUAACGUAUUACCUGAAAAUAUAAUUAUUUAAAAAAGAAUUUAAAUAUUUUUGAUUAGAUAAAUUUUUGCAGGCAAUAACUUUCGUUAAAAUUUCGACAUUCUCUUAAUAUUUAUAGGUAAGUUUAUAAUUUUCUUUCGCAAUAUUUCGUACAAGGGAAAAUUAUUAAUAAUAAUACUAUGUUUCAUGCAUUCGAUAAUAAUAAUAACAGUUGGGUAAUAUAGUUUUAACCGCUAAAAUUCGUUUCAGUAUUAUUAUUUAUUACUAUAAUAUUGCGGGAAAUGUUUAUUUCACGCAAGGUCAUGGCGUAACGAAAUAGAUGUCACGCGAGCCUUCACGACAGUUAACUAAGGUUUACUGGUAACAUAAUAAUAUUCACUUACCUCAAACUACUGCCAGCAACUAUAGGUAGGUACGAAAUUUUAAAAUCUCGUUGAAAUAACACUAUAAGCCCCGUCGCAGUUUGACGAGUGCCAAAAUUUACAAAUUCCCCAACUACAUCUAUAAUAAGUUAUACCGUGCCUAUAAUAAUAAAUAUGAUACUCGUAUUAUGCGCCAAGAAAAAAUGAAACAGACCAUUUUUCUCAAGUAGUGUUCAGAGCGUUAAAAAAAAAAAUAAAUCUCUUGAGCCUUUUUUAUCUUCUGGAUCAGUUUUUGCAAAUCAGAUCAUUGGGUAAGUAGGUACCUACAUCAUAUCGGUAAAAACUACUUUUAAUCAGUUUACGCCUUGAUUUCCCAAAUAGAUUGCAAUGGUCGUUUAUAAAAAUGAUCUAAACGGACCGUUUUUUUCACUGUCUGGAUUAGACAGUAAAAAAAAGGUUUAUAUCAGUAAUAAAAUAAAGUAUAAGCGGUUUUUAUUAUGAACUCAUAAACGGUUCUUAUCAGUACCUGCCUAUCUGGAAUAAACGACACAAUUACCUUACUUACUAGAUAUGGCUAACUGUUUUAAAAUAUAUUCCUAGUUUUUAAUCAUUUAAUAUGGAGGUGGACAUAAUAAUAAUAUAAUAUAUUAUAUUUUAACAAUUUCUAAAAUUGAUAGUUGUCGCCAGUCACAGCUAUAAUUGCAGCAUUGAUUAAGUAUACUUAACAAACUAAUUCUUCUAAAAAUCACUGUUAGCUGUCAGUAGCGUAACCAGCGUGCAGACCUGGUACCUAAUUCCGAGCCUACCCAAUUUUCUCCGAAACGAACACAAAUUUAAAAUCUAACAUUUUUAUUAGUAGUCUUUCUCGUCCAAUAUAUAAAAUUUAUUAUUUUAGACAAACUUAUUAAAUUAAUAUUAUUUCAAAUCAGAAAGUUUAAGUGAUAUAUAUAUUUUUAAAACUACCUAAUUGUAUUAUUAUAUUAUGCAAAUAUACAUUAUUUGAUUUUACUCUCUACUAUUAUUUGUCAUUAAUAAUAAAAAUAAACCUCAUUACUAGACACUUUAUGGAUAAGAAAAAAAUGAUAAGAAUUUGUAAACAAUUCCCAAGUAUCAAAUCGCGCUGGGUAUCAUAAAUCGUAUGCAUUGUUGUGUAGGGAGUCGGCUAUCUAAUUUUCAUACAUAUCUGUGGUCUGGUCUAAGCGGAGAGUUUCAAUAGUCAGAAAAAUGAUGAGGGACCUGCAGAUACAACAUUUCACUGUAACUAACCAUUCUCGCCCAAAAUAUCAUUCUAUCAUAAUUAUUUCAUAUUGUGGUUCCUGUGCUUUAUCGCUCCACCACGGGACAUUAUCACUUUAAAAUGUGACCUCCUCGACGUGAAAUUGUCCAUGCCCUCUCCUCUAUUCAUGACUAACGAAGUUCUUCAACGACUAAAAAAUUUUAUAUUUUAGAUUUUCACUUAGAAUAUCAACUUCUUCGGGACCAUAUCAGUUUCGAACGUAGGAUUUUUUUUACGGCGUUUGUAUUGUUGCAGGCCCCACAAAUUCUCUUGCCAUUUUUCUAAAAACUUAAUACGUACCCGAACCAAAAACGUAUAAUGAUUUCUUUACACAAAUAUAACAGAUUUUACCAUGACGAAAAAUAAUAUGUUUUCCCAAUUAUUACUUAAGGCCCUUUUUCCUGACGCCAAAGUAAAUGCACAUGUGAAUUAAUAUUAUUAUGGUUGUCUCUCACAUAAAAUAUAUAGAACGAAACUCAACACAAUAAAUGAACUGUAAAUGACGUCAUUGGCAGCUGAUCUACCGCCUAAUCGCACAAUACCUACCGACGCUAAAGGCACCGUUCCUCGCGAAAUUAUCUUUUGUGCGCUUUUAUUAUUCAGAAAACUUAAGAGAUUUAUUUUUAUGGCGUCAUCGCGGACUACACGAUGAUUUUAGUAGGGCUUUUAUAUACGCACUAUAUAAUCCAAACAGGUAUAUACAGACUUUUGUUGGGGUUGUAAUAUUCAUGUAUAAAUAUUUUAUUUUUUUUUCGAAAACUGUACUUUAAAUUAUGCAACGUGAUAUAAUAUAAACACCUGUAUAAUAUUCUCUUCGCCGAACGAUAAUACAAUAAUUAUUAUUACGUGUUCGCCGACGUAACUUUAACGGCUAACAGCGAAUAAGUAAGUACGUAUAAAAUUGAACCGUUAUAAAAUUAUAGAAACGAUACGCACGGAACUUUGUCGUAUGCUUCCGUUUCCCGAACCACUGCUGCUUUUAGAACAUUUCCAUUAUAUAAACUUCAAAUAAUUACCUAUACCUACCCGCAAACAUGAGCCACGAGCGUGCAGCGAGACUAAUAAUGAUAUUUCCACGGUAUAAAUAUUAUUUCCAUUUUAAUCUAUAAAUUAGUAUUCACGUUUUAAAUUGUUGAAUUUUGAUGUUGUAUUAUAUACCUGCGUACAAUUAAUUAUAUUAGGUACGUGUAACGCGAACAUUUUCAUUAUUUAAACACAUUUUUUUUAUUUUUUACUUCUAACAAAAUAGUUUUUUUUUUUUGAUAAAUUUAACGCGUUAUUUUGUUUAACUUUAUACGUUAUUAUAUUAUUACGGGGUUUUUUUUUUUUUUAAUUUUAUUAUUAUUAACUUCGUCUAAACACCGUCUAACUACAAAAUAUUUUAAACUCUAAACAAAAUAUUACAAUAUAAAAAUAUGUUGGCAUACGGAAAUAAUACAUCUAUACAUGCUUAUAUAUUUACGUAUUAUACAUAAUAGCGUGUAAAUUUCCACUAUUUUAAAGUAUAAAACAAAAAUUUUUAUCAGAUUUUAUAAUUUAAACAUUAAUCGUCGUUUUCAGUUUAUGCAUUCUUUGUGGAAAAUGGAAAAAAGUAUAUUCUCUUUAACAGUAUACCUAUAUAUCGUGUUUAUUUUUCGUCUAUGGCCGUAUAAGGAAGCUGCGUACAACUUUUAAAACGUGUUUACUGAUCCAAAAAAUAAAAUGCGAAAUAAUAAUAAUAUUAAUAAUAAAAAACAUACUUACAUUAAUGUCGAACGAAUAUAAUAUAGCUCACUAUACAAUAUACGUCUAUUAUCAUGAAAUCUGUUAAUAAUUACCUAUUGUACUGUUCCAUUUCAAAUAUUGAUCGCAACCGAAUAAAUAAUAUAUAGUAUAAAAUAAAUAAAUAGCUAUAACUAUACACGGAGUCCUGUAAAUGGUAUGAAGUCAACAGCCAUAGUAUACAUGAACUAUUUGUUUAUGUCACGAAUUAUGUGAUGAGAUGAACACAAUUUGUGAUUAAUUUCAAAUAUUUUUGACAUAAUCGCAAUAUAUUAUAUUUAUCAUGUAAUGUAUGGUAUAAAACAAUAUGUUCUGGGCUAAUACAAUUUAGAAUUUACCCACCUCUUGGUAGGUAUAUUGCGGUCAUAUUGCGCAAUAGAUUGUUUUACUACCCAGUUGUUUUAUAUCUGCAAUCAAUUUAUAAUUAUCGGGCUGGUAUAACUAUUAUGUUCUACCCUAGCAAAUAUUUAAAUGAUGCGCCAGGUGAUCACAGAUAAAAACACUAAAACCUGCACUUCUCAUGAUAACUAGUAUAAUGUGUAUUGUGUUAAAUUUGAAAAUACAUUUCAAAAAUUUGAAAAAUAUGUUCAAUCGAGUCCAAAUUAAAAAUACAAGCAAAUGUGAAUGACUUUGACACUAUUUAAAAAUUAGAAAUUUAUUAUACACUCGAUAAUUAAAUCAUUUAACCCUAUAAAACGUAUGGUUUAUAUUUUAAUGGAAUGCAAAUUUUAGUUUGUCAUAUAUACCUAUAGUAUAUAUAUAGUACUAUAUAGAUACAUUUUAUGAAAAAUACUUUAGAUAUCAAAAAAUGGCAUGCCCAAUGCACCAACUAGAGAAAAUUUCCUUUCAGAAAAAGUGCUCUACUCAAUAUAUCGGAGCAAAAUUUCUGGUAAAAAGUUGUUCACAGACAGAAAAAAAAAAUAAUGUAAAAAAAAACAUCAUAGUAAAACCAAUAGAUCCCUUGCUACGUUCCGAACCUAAAAUAAUUCCUUUUGAAUGUAUACGAUUACAAUGAAAAACAUAUGUGAAUGCUUGAGGGUAUUUUAUCAACGAGAGGUCACAAGUUUAAAUUAAUAAAUUACAAUCAUUGGUUAACAUUGUAUGCGUUUUACUUCCAUCAUUUUACUAUUCCAUAAACCUAGUACCUACAAUAUACAUACAAAAAACUAUUUCAAUAAAAGAAAAUAGGUACAUUAUUAUUCUAUUAUAACAACGCGAACACGUAAACAACAAUAAAUGUGUACAUUAAAAGCAAAGCAUUAUAUCAAAAUGAAAACAUAACAUUAAUUAUGGGUAGGUAGGUAUACUAUAACUAUACCAGACAAAUUAAAAAUUAAUUUUUACCCAAAAUUAUACUGCAGAUUCGUUAUAUUUUCAACGAAAAUAUUAUUAAAAAAUAAUAGUUAUAACUCAUAACUAUUAUUUUUUAAUUACUUACAUUUUAAAUCCUUUUUGUUAUUUUUAUUUAAUAUAUAAUAAAAUGUAGACUCUCAUAUUCUAAUACCUAAGCAUUUCAUCCAAAUAUUUUGACAUUAUGUGCAAUUUUAAUUUUGAAAACUUUUUUUAAUUAAUUUACUUUGCACCCGCAUGAUCAGCUAAAGGAUGAGGUUUUUAUUUUAUUUUAUGAAAAUUUCUACCGGAAAAUGAGCAUUAGGCAUGCCAUUUUAGAAAUUCUUAAUUAUAUAAACCUGUAAGUCGCUACAACUAAUGCUACCAGUACACAAGUAGUUAAUGUUUCAAGCUAGGAUAGUAAGAUAGUGCUAGUAAGCUGCUGAGCUAAAGUAACUCUAGCUCCGUGAAAAGUGAAAACAGAACAAUCUACGGUUUUAAAACAAAAAGCCAGUAAGCUUGUAGUAUCUUCAGCUAGAAUAGUUUAAUAUAAUAGUUUUAUUAUUAUUUUAACUUGUAGCAACCCCCCCCCCCUUCAAUAUAUUGUCUUGACUCCUGGAAUUGAGUAUAAUAGCUUCGUGUGAACCUAGUACAAGAUGGUUAGUGUUCAGGCAGUAACGAUUUGUUUUAUACUUUUUGAUAAAUAUCGAGUCACAAGCCACUCCAGUAAUCACUCAAUAAUUCAUUUUUGAUAAUUAUUGGUAAGUUUUGACUUCCCAGAAAUAGCACCAUGUAAACCGCUCCAGCUCAUAUCAAUCCAGGAUGAUAAAUCAAGAUAGUAAGCUGGUCACCAUUCUUGAAAACUAGCAUCAUAUAUACCAAGCAUGGCAACGAAUUUAGAAAUAGAAAAAAUAAUACAAAAACGUAUUACAAAUGAUAAUACAAAAUAGAUUUCUCGGAACAAAUAUGUACAUAUUUUUGUUUUCACUAGCGAAACACCAAACUACUUAUGAAUAUUGAAAGAAUGUGCAUUCUCGACAUACAUGAAUCGGAUAUCCGCUUUAAAGUUUUUUUCCUGCUUAAACGACACGCGGUACACGUGUGUAUACAGAACGAUUCUUUUAUUAUGAACAGGAGGUUACUCAUAAAUAUUUUUCACUCAAUGUAUGGAAUCGUUCAAUUGAUCUCUUUUAUAAUAUUUUCAUAAUUUCAAACUUAUUCUGUUUAAUAUUAUAAAUAGCUUGGUUUUCAAAUAGUACUCCCGGUUUUUUUCAAACGCAUACGGAAAGAUAAAAUCCAUAUCCAUGAUAAGAUUACCCUCUCCUACUCGCCUAAUUUAAAUUUUAAACAGUUAUAAUUUAUUAACUCUGAUAGGGGUAAUCAUAAAACAUUUCUCACAUUUUUAUACAAAAUAAUUUUUUUUGAAUCUGUAAAUAUUAUAAAUACGCGGGCUGCUAUUUAAAAAUCAAAAGUAGAUACGUGUACUUAUUUUAUGGAAUAAAAUGAUAAAAUAUUAUUAUAAAAUCAUAUACCUUAUCUAAAAUUUCAAUUUUUAAUAAAAUAACAAAAAAAAUCCCAAAAUGAAAUUUACUCUAAAUCUUAGGUUUAUGAUUUUAAACAAAUUCAUACUACUAAUGGGUAUUAUACCACUAUUUUAAGCGGGCAGUUGAGAAGGUAUAUGAUUUAUUAUUAUGUUAUUUAUAUCUGUGCACAACGAUAAAUCAUUGCUGAAGAAAUACAUGUUUUGAAAUGUCAUGAUUAUUAAGAUUUUCAUUAAAGUUAUUGGUACGUUAAAAUCGUAUAAAAAAAAUGUAUCAUUACGCUCGUGUAAAAUUGUUAAGUAUUUCGGCUCGUUCAAUACAAUCCUAUCGACUUAAAACCCAUAAAUAACUUACAAAUUACCUAAAUGAUGUUUUCAAAAUCUUAUCACGUCUCGGAAAAGGCAAAUUCAGUAAAAUUUCCAGGUCUCUACAAUUAUUUUUAACUUAAUUACAAAAGAAAAAAAACAAAAUUGAAUUCAUGAAAUUCAUGAACCUAACCUAACCAUUAUUGCCGUCGACUUUUCCAUUUUUCAUACGCGUUAAUAAUUAAGAAAACCAUUAGGCAAAUAAAAAACCAACCGUCAAUACAUCAACAAAAGAAAAUUGUGUUUUUAAAAAGAUGCUACUCUGGAAUUGAAAUUUGGAGCUAAAUUUCUGGUAGAAAAACAAAAUUUAAAAUAAUGAAAUCGUUAUCUCGCCGUAAAUUUGUCAGUUCUUUCUUGUUAUUAAGAAACAGCGAAAAAACCAAAAGUAAAAUUCACAACGCACCAACUAGACCAAAAAUAAAUAGUCACUUCAAAAAGCACUCUUGUAAACAUAAUUCGUACAAAUUUAAGAUAAUGAAUUCGUAUUUUUCCGUAAGAUUUGUCCAACAUUAUACGUAACAGUUAGAAGUAUAAAAGAGUGGCUUUGUUUCCCUUUGCGUGCCACUCUCAUCACUUUCAUCCCUGUUUAUAGUCUAUUGGUAUAUAAUAUAAACUUUUAUUAUGAUUUAUGGGUACAUAUGUGUAUUUUUAUUCUAAGGCCCUGUAAAUUUGACGAACACAAUAAACGUUUUCCGCUAACAAAAACAAUCAAACGCAUAAAAAAAAGAUUGAGCUGUCUGGGUCAUAUGCCAUGACGUAAACGAAUUUAAAUCGAUUUGUUUUUCGCCGCACACGUCAACCCGGAUAAGCGAAAUACGUAGGUACUUAUAUGUACGAGAUAUUUUAUAGUCAAAAUAUAUGAUUGAAAAUGCACGACCUUCUAAUAUAUAACCUAAAAUAUGUUUCUGUUGACAUUUUGCCAUUUUGCAGGUGUAAUAUUGAAAUAAAAUCAAUUUUUUUAUUUUUACGUAUAAGUUCAGCCGCGAUAAAAUUCACCAAAAACUAAUCGAUCAUUAUAAAUUAUAAUGCAUAUGAUAUAUAGUAUGUAAGCUUAUGCACCCUAUAUAUUUUAUAUCUUUACAACUUCAUAUCUAAACCAGUGGCUUACUUAUAGUCUGAAGUAUUUCGAGUGUUUUAUGAAAUAACAUUUUUUUUUUUUUUUUUUUAUGUAAAUUUAAAAAAAAACACACGAGCAGCAAAGCUCCAUCACUAGAAUCGAAUUUUCUUCCAGCUGACUUAUUUUCAUUACAAUAUUUCAUUUUUUUUAUAUAUAUAUAGAUAUAAUAAGGAGUUGAACAAAAAACAUUGUUUUCAAAAUAAGUAAAGUAGUUCUCAAGAUUUUUGCUAGCAUACAAACAGACAAUAGUAUUAAAAAUUCAAACCUUCUAAAGGCACAUCUUCUACAACAAUCCUAUUUAUUUAUAUAUAUAUAUGUAUAUAUACACAUUUUAACCAAGUUACUAUUACUUUCGUGAGUCUGUAAGAGUGUUUAAAAUUCAUGCACUAUUUUUAGUAAAAACAAGAAGUCUGAAUAUCAAAAUGGUUGGGGAGGAAGUUUGAAAGUUGAAAUCACCUGCAAGCACCAUGCUUAUACAAAAUGUUACCCCACCUGACUUCAUUUGGCGGUUCCCAGCUCUCUAAAAGUGUACAAAGCUAAAUAACACCCUCUUCUCGCUAUAACAUGGUGAAGCUCAUAUUGAAAUUCAAUAAACAAUUUGAUCAUUUUAAUCUGCCUAUAAAAAAAAAUUCUGAUUCCCGAGUCUGAAGUCUAUUGGUCCAAAGGAAGCCGCUCCAAAAGUCUCCAAAUGUACCGGGAAAAAGGUAUAUACCUAUAUGAAUAUCGGUAACAAUACAAUAGUAUUUAUUUUCGGAGAAAAUUCGACAAAAAAAAACACAACCGGAGAUCGCGUUCGCGUUGUCUCGCAAUUUAUACAGGUGCCUAGUAAAAACGAAAAAAAAAACUGAAAAUGUCGAUAUACAGUUAACAGAUACACAAAACGUCCCUCUUGACUACGCCUGCGCGGGCUGUGGUCUCGGUAUGAUAAUAUACAAGUACGCUCUCGUAAAAACGAAAACACACGUAUAACAGUAUAUUAUUACUAAACGUUAUUUUAUUACACGAUCGAAUAAUAAUAUACGGCUAUUAUUUGUUCAGUUACAUAGGCGCUUUUAAAUAACAAUAAUAUAAUAAUGCAAUACAUACAAUACAGCGUCGGUAAAAGGAUUUCGUGCAACUUCGUAUUUAGCAUUUUUAUUUGUGUGUCUAUAUUAUUAUAUUACCUAUAGGGGUUGGACGACGAAAAUUAUAAUUCGCGCAGACACGUGAUAGGGUCUUUGCCCCGCCCUCGUCCACCCCAAUAAUUAUAUAAGACAGUCGCACCACACCGAUGCAUACACUACCGAAUUAAUAUACUAUUACAAUUCAUAAUUGUAACAGCGGUAUGAAAUGUGUAUGCACUCGUAUUCGGUGUUUCCUGUCAAAAAUAGUACUAUGUGAAUAAUUUUAUUAAAUUCCUCAUUGUGUUCACGUGAAUUCAGUUAUUGUUCACUUUGCUCGGGCGUUCUCAUACUGCGCCCGGUCAACAUGGGAAAAAUCGGAGUAUUAGAAUGAUCAUUGUUACAAAAUGUUCGGUCAUUGUGUUUCGGAUUUUCCAUUUUUAUCGUAACAUAUUAUACAAUUGAUGGAGAUGUAAGUUUGAAAAUGUUCAAUUUAUAAAAUAAAAAUUCAACUAGCGUUACGAAAAAAGUUACUAUAAGGACAUUAAAAAUAAUUAAAAGUUAAGUUAAUAUCAUCUUAAAACUAAACCUAACCUAACGUAGCCUUUGAAUUUUUCAUUAACUGACCCUUUGCACUAUUCAAGACGCCGCGCCACACAAAUGGUGCUCCUCUAAUCUCUCCCUACCCGAACUUAAAAAUGGAAUAUCUCGUCAAUGGGUUAACGAAAAUCAAAAAUUUCAAUACCAACAUAUUUUAUUCAAACUAAUACUCCGUCUAUUUAUAGAAUUUUCAAUAUAAGUUGCUAUUUAAAAACCAAAGAGUAGGUAGUCGUUUCAUCCUUAAAAGCUAACUGAAAUGUAACAUUUUAGAGAUGCUUUUUUCUUAAAUGGUAAAAAAAAAAAAAAAUUGUUGAACAAAUUCAGAACUAAUCGAAAAGUCGAGUAUAGACGUGUGUACCUACCACGGUACAAAUAAUAAUUAUUAUUUGUCUUUUACUCAAUAUAAUCUAAUUAUCGAUGGCACCGAAAAAGGACAAAACCAUAUUUUUGGAGCGACAGUUAAUAGAUUGAAUUCCUCUCCUAUAUACACAUAUUAUUAAAACUAGGCAAUAUUAAUAAUAUUUUAAAAUUUGUUUGAGCUUAUAUCCUGUGUAUAAAUAAAUAGAUAGGUGGUGAUUAGGACUACUACGAUUAUUGACCAGACUAUUUAAAAACUGAUUCGGCAUCACUGGCGUUUAGAGCUUAUAGUUUAAUAUAAAUAGGUACAUAUUCCGAAUAAACCUCUUGUGUUUGGCAUUAUCGUGUUUAUUUUCAAAACUCACAAACUUUAAGUUUAAGUAUUUUCUAUUUCGACAAUAUAAAUAGGUAUAUUACAAAAAACAAAUUAACUUAAAGUUAAUAAGUCAAUUAAACUAUCGAGUUAACUUUUAUUUUAACUCAGUUAGGUAAUUAAUAAAAAUAAAUUAUUUGUAUAACGUGUUAAGUCGGUAGACAUUAGCUUUUUCUCAUAUUAAUAUUAUUCAUCAACUUGCCCAGCUGUAUUGUUAUUUUCUGUAACACCUAUAUAGCCGAUAGAUAUAAUAUACAAUCAAUUUCAACAUACAAUGUUUACUCGCGGUUCAAUGACCAUUUCUGCCCACGGGCCACGUAAACUUCCGGAGCUAUCAAAAAGUCUCGACGAUAUAUAAACUUUAACCGACCAUUACCGCCGCUUAUUAUUUCUAUUAUUCCGAAGUAUUGAUAUGAGAAUCACGUGCCCAUCGUAUAUAAUUCGCGUAUACGUAUAUAUUGGUACCAAUAUAGUAUGGGGAUUUAAUAUCGAUUUGCGUUUAAAAACGCAUCUGUAUUGAUAAUAAAGUAUAUCGUUGAAUAAUAUAUUUUUGUAACGAAAAAAAGAAAACUCAUAAAUACCAAAUUAUUCUUCUAUACCUACAUUUUCACUUAACUCGUUUUCUAAACGACUUCUAUAUUGUAUAAUACCUAUAUUACCUGAAUAUUUGCAUAACCGUGCAUUUCGUGAAACUAUAGGUAAUUGCAAUGCCUAUACAUAAUAAUAUAUGUAUAUAUUAUGUAAUUUAAUGUAUACAUAUACAUACUUAAUGAAAAAUAUAUACACGUUUAUGACGUACCUAUACUUAUUUCGAAAAUACUCGAGAUAUCCUGCAACUGUAAAAAUGUAAAAUCGGUUGUGUAUCAAUUUACAAUUUUUUUCUUAUUUAUUAUAAUAAGAAUUUCCGAUCGGUAAUUUAUUUUGUUUAACAUCCUCGUAUACCUCAUAAUUCUGUUAAUAAAAUAAUUACCAUUGAUUUUAACUGAACGCUGAAUCGAUAAUUUGCAGUAAAAGAGUAAGUAAAGAGAUUAAGUAACAAAAAAAAAAAAAGGCUGCAAGUUAUAAUGACUAUUAUUAAUUUUUAAGUCGGUUAAAUCAAGUCAAUUGAAAAACCUGUUAUCGUGACGCGAGUCAACACGUUAAAAUAAGCAAAUUGUUUUAUUAAUUAUAGCCAUGUUAAGUUGGAAAUAAAUUUGUAAAUUAAAUUAACUCAUUAACAUAAAUGAAGUUAAUUUUGUGUCAUUUUUUUUAUUGUUUUAUAAAAUUGUCAUUGUUGUACUUGCUGAUAAUGAUUAUACGGUUAUACCUAGAGUUUAGCAUUUGUUUUAUCACUUGAAAAUAGGAAUGAUCAAUUUGAAAAACAGUUGAUUUAUUAUAGAAAUAUCAAAUUAUUCUACACACAUUAUUUAACAGAUUAAAGUUAUUAUUUAUACGAUGUUAAUAUUCAAAUAUUGUGUUGGAAUUAAAAAAAAUUUAAAUGAAUAAUGUAAUCAUUGAAAGAAAAAUUAUCACUUUAGUUUACUCAAUGUGAUGUAAUUCAAAAUAAACUCGUUGUUUAUUGUUUGUUUAUGUGAAAAAAAAAUGUCAAAAUGUUUAAUAUUGACUUGCAUAUCAUAGUAAAUAUUUUAUUAGAAAUGAAUUUGAACGAUUUUUGAAUAGGUGAAUUUAAUUUUUUUCCAAAAGUAUCGAAAUUACCUCUUCUCAAUUACUUAUGUAUACUCCAUUCCUUAAACAACACCACCUAGUUGUGCGACGCUCUCUGAAGGUAGGUACUAAUUAAAUUUUUCCGAAUUGAAGUUAUAAUAUUUAUUAUUUUCUACUCGAACAGUAUCGAUUAUUUUGUAUUUAAAUAUAUGAUAAAAGUAGUUAUGUUUUAUAUUAUUAAAUGUCUACUUAUUUAAAAAUCAAAUAUCUGCCCAUCACCCAUGUCACGGUAAAAACUCAAUAAUAUUUCAAUAUAUUCAAUAGACAGCGUUAUUUUUAAAUGCCAUUAAUAUUAUUUAUUCAGUGGAUAAAUGCUAAAUGCUCGACGAGUACAUUUAAACAUAAUUUGUUUAAAAGCCUUGGUCAUUACCCGUCUCUGACCUACAAUUACAUAGUCAAUACCGUAGGUAUCUAAUGUCUAUUAUAACGUAGUUAUUGACGUCUACACUUUUUAUAUUCGCGGCCAUCGUGAAUUUAAUUGUAUGCGAUAAACGACUCGGUAGUCCUAUUGUUACCAUAUCCCAUUCGUUCAACCACACUAAAUGUUGGUAUAAUUAAACCAAUAACGUUUCAAGAUAAUAAUUAUUAUUUUAUUUUUAUUGUCGAAAUCCGCUGAAAAAAAAAACAAAGUUAAAUUAAUAUCAAUUCCUGCGUUAUUAGGUAUUAUCUUUUAUUAUUAUUAUUAUCAUCAAUAAAUCGCUAACUACCAUCGAGAUCACGGUUUUCGAUUUUGAUAUUAUGCUUCGAUAAACGAGUUAAGAUACAUGCAUAGAAACAUAAAACAAAAUUGUUUGAUAUAUAUGUAUCUGUACGUUCUGACCAUAGUGCAGCGGCGCCGAAUCAAUUUUGAAAUAGUCUGGUUAUUAUAGUCAUAGCAGUUUUAACAUAAAUAUAGGUAGAUAGAUAUUUAGGUAUAAGCAAGGUAGCCGGGAGGUCACUAUGUCAAAAGUAGGUACCUAUCCCUACUCCCUAAACAUUUCUUAAUAAGUGCCUAUUUAUCAAAAUGUCUUGCUAUUGAAAAUCGCAUAUUUUCAUAUUUUUCAUUGCAAACGUCUACACAUUUAUGAUUUAUCAUUUAUUUGUGUGCUAUCCUUUAGCUCAUGAUUUUAAACAAUUUUUUAUGCUAUAAAACUAAGAUUACGAAUAAUACGUGUUAAAUAAUAUAAUAUUAUUCCGGAGAAUCAGCUGGAAUAUUAUUACCCACGUUACUUACAGUUCUUGGUACUUCAAUAAUUUCUUCUAACAUAGACUCUUCUAUAUUAGAAAAUAUUUGUUUAAACUCAUCAUCAAAAUGUUUUCGAAUUUCUUUAAAUAGUUGACAGACAUCUAAUACUCGCUCAUGACAAUAUAAUAAAUCAAUAUUAACUUUUUGUAGCGAUAUAGAUAAUAGUAAAGUUAAAGAAAAAAACUCUUCAAUCACAUGUAAAGCUAUGGUAAAAAUUGAUUUAUUAAUGACAUUUGAAAGCUGAAAAACUGUACGUGAUGUUUCUAUAUUUGAAAACUCUACUAAUUUUUUUAAGGCGUAAUAAGUAGCUUUAUAUACCUAAUUCUUUAAAAUUGAAUUAAACUUUUAUGUCGAUCUACCAAUCGCUUUUCACAUUUUUAUUAGAGUUUUUUUUUGACUUUGUGCGGCAUAUUCAUUAAUACAUUCAAUCAGUGUUUUUGUUCUUUGUAAUGAAGCUCGGGAAAAUGUUAUAACUGAAGAUGUAGUUUCUAAUUAAUACAAUUUUACAUGAACUUCCUACAGUCAAAUUCAAAUAAUGAGAAGCGCACGUGGAAUAGCCUCUGAAAUAUAAAUAUUUUAAAAAAAUAUUUAAAAACUGUAUAGGUAGGUACUUAGUAUACCAGUGUCUAUAAAUACAUAUUAUAUUGAUUUAAUUUAAAAUUUAAAAAUUGUAAUCAAAAUAACCCUUUAAAUUAAUCGGUUCAUAUCCUAAAUACAAUAAAAAGAAAAGAAAAUAUACAGAACUCAAAAAUAAUUAAAUUUUAUCUGUGAUGCUAGACGCCUUUGAAUUGCCCACUCAUAAUGCCGCGCCAUCAUAACCUUGUUCUACAAGAAAUUUUUUUUCAAGUCCGAAUUUCUCUAGCAACCGAAUAUAUAGAAAUAAAUAAUUUUUUACCAAUCAUAUCGUGAACAAUUGAAAUUCAAGAAAAUCUUCUAUAAAACAGUUUGACACACCGUCAACAUAUUGAACACAAAAAGAAAUUUGUUCUAAUCGAGAUACGUCAUGUGUUUCGUCUACCAAAAUAGAAAAAUAUUUUACACUUCUGAUAUUUUUCUAAUGUAUUUUCUUGUAUUAAAUUGCCACAAAUAGUAAUGAUUUCAUUUUGAACACUAGAACUCCUGUAAGUUGCAAAAGUUGUGUUUUUUAAAUGUUUGACAAAAAUAGAAACAGUCAAUGAUUUAAAUCUUAAUAAAGAUCUAAAAUUCUCGUCAUUUGUUUCUAUACUUUCAUCAUAUAUUUUGCCACCGUCAUUAUUAUUACCUCUUAAAGCGAUGUUUUGUCUUCCACAUAAAAUUAUGAUUUCAAUUAUUGAACGAAGAAUAGCUCUAUUUUCAAUGACUUGUUUUUUUCGUGGAGUAUCUAUCUCAUUUGUAAUAUUAUUCUUUUUGUUUUCCAUUACUUUAAUAAAUUCUUCAGAGCGAAUGAUUGAAAGCUUAUGAUGCUCAGAUUUUGAAUGAUGAUUAAAACGUUCAAUGGCAUCCUUCCAUUUUGAAAAAGGUUUUAUAAUCAGAGCACAUAAUUUUUGAUGAAUCCCUCUACCAACACUGUUAUUGGCAAAUAUUACACAGCAUUUAUACAAGGCACCUUCCAUUUUUUGGGAGUAACCAAGCCAAGGAUAACGAUUUAACGAAUCUAUUUGAAAUUUCAGUCGCUUUUGUUUUUCGAUGGGAAAUUGGUAAUUUUUGGGUGGUGUCCACUGGGACUUUUUAAUAAAUCGUAUUUGUUCGCAUCAUUUAUAUUAUUAGAAGUUGAUAAAAAUAAUCCAAUAUCUAGAGAAUAAUUUUUUAACGAUUCAUCGUCCAUAUUUGUUGGGUCUGCAAAGCGUAUGGUACAUCAACUUCGGUUGCGAUACUUUGAAUAUUACUCGAUUCACUUUCAGUUUCACUGAUUUAAUAAUAAUAGGCGUAUAAUUUGACUUAAUUUUCAAAGAAAAUACUUCGGGGGGGAGGGGUUUGAACCACAACUUCCCCCCUCUUGUAUACGUGCCUGUACCCGUGUUAAUAUGACUGACCUCGAGUCGGGUUCCGGCAUAUUUUAACGUGUACACGAAUUGGGUCCCGACAUAUUUAUUUUAUUGUUGUUUAUUUAUAUUGAAAACAUAAGUCUAGCCCAUUAGAAUUGGCCAGGAGCAUACUUCAAAUGAAUCAAUACUACUAGCAAAAAUAACGUUAUAAUCAAUACGUGUCGGUCGAUGACUACACGAUGACUAACAGCCAGCUUUUGGCAUACAACCGUUAAAUUGUCCGGUGACAACCGGUUUCGCAUUAUCACAUUUAACGUAAUAUUAUAAAUUUAAAUAUAAUAUUAUUGCCGCGAACCCAACUUGUGUAUAAUUUAAGCGAUAAAAUGUCCAGUGACCUAACUCGAGUGUUCCUAUACACCGGGUCGCGUUUCCGAAAAAUCUUCUUAUCAUUUUCGAACAAAUGCCAUUCACCGGAUGCAAACCACUUGUACGAUUGAUAAUAUUUUAUCACUGAUAACAAAAAAAACUUUCAAUAGUGCUAAAAUUAUUGUCGCUAGUUUUUUGUUGCAUACGCACAGUAUGCGUCGCAACUUGUUCGUUAAGCUUAUUCGUUUCUUUUUGUAACCGUAUUUUAUGUCAUAUUGUUAUGUUUUCAGAAGUAAAUUGUUUUAAGUGAAUCUAUAUUUUUUAUCCUACUAUUAUAUUAUAAGCAAUGGCUGUUCAGGUUGGAAAUUAAAACAAUAUGUAGAACGUUCGUAAUAUUAAUAGUUUAGUUUCGUUAAAAUAUUUAAUGGUUAUUCUUUCAGGAAACCCGGGUUCACCAAAGGAUUGACGAUUCAAGCUCAAACAAAUUCGAGAUCUCCGCCGCUUUCCAUUACCUCGAGCCCUGGAUCCAUUCAGUCGUCUAGCAGGUUAGUCCACCGUAGAUUUUAUCAUAUUAUUCGGUUCGACGCCAUUCUUGUACAACCAAUAUGUGUUGUUUAGUUCGAGUAGCGGUGUUCAUUCGGCUCCACCAAAUAUGGAAUCUACCGUUGAAAAUAAGUACGACCCGCCGUCUAGAUCUAUGUCGGCGCCUGCACCCAGUAUGUCCCAACCGUCGUCUUCGUCCACUGAAGUCACGACCGACAAUUCUGAGGAAACGGCUAGUACGUGUACCGUGCCUGCCAACAGCAGCGGGUCGGAUCAACCAAACAGUCCUCCGUCAGAAACCGUAUAUCAACCCAAGCACGUACAUCAUCAAACGUCUUUACCGAUUUUGACUUCGACCAUGAUAAACAAACCCCGAACGUUUCAUAGGUCUACGUCCAAAACUGAAGCUGUAAAAAAGUAAUGCUACAUAUUUGAUUCAUGGUAAUACUUAUUCAAAUAUUUCUUUAUUUUGUUUAUAGUUUUAUAAGGAGAGAAACAGCCAUGUUUUUUGGGCUCGAUGAAGAAUAUGAAGAAAUCGAAAAACUCAAAUGGUUGGACAGAAGAAAACGUUUGGCUACUAGAAAAUAUGGAGAGCUGAAAAGCGAAUAUAUUAAUUCUGUGAACGACAUUCCAGUAACUCAAAUUUCACAGGUAUUGCUGAACAAUGAACAUAAUUUUAUAAUAUUAUUUUCAAUUUAAUACUUACUGAUGGUCUUGCAAUUCUUAGCCGGAUGUAUUACAAUCAAGUCGAGAUAUUGAUGAACGGGAUAGUGCUGCUCGUGUUCAACCUUUAGGAAGAAAACCAUCUGUUGCCAAGCUAACGUUUAGCGGACUAUCCUAUGUUGUUUCAGUACUGUGUUAAAUUUAUACAAUAUUUUUUUAUCUAUGAAUGUAUUUUUAAUGUUUAUAAUAUUAAUCAUAUUUAUAGAAAACACUUAGUCAUAAGAAAAGAACAGUAUCUACAUCAAGUGAAUGGUCUAGGAGUUAUCCCCAGUCUGUUACAUCUGAUACUCCAACGAUUCCAUCCCAAAUUGCUGAUGAUGUAAAUUUAUUACUAAUGUUUUACAUAUUUAUGAUUAUAUUAUAUUAAUAUAUUUUUUUUUAACUUCAGGUGUUUUUUGAUCGGCUCUCCUCGGAUGGCGGCGACCAAGGAACAGAACAAGUAGUCGUAGAUUCUGGUGGAAAUUAUGAAAAUUCAAUGAGACACCACUAUAAAAAGUCGCAUCAAAAUUUUAGAAGGUAUUCCAAUUGGCAAAGAAAUCCAUCCAGACGAGUUGAAGACGAUCAUAUGCCAAGUAUUGGAAUGAGCAAAAUUUGGGGUAGAGUAUUGGACAGAGCGUUCGAUAAUUCUGAUAGAAGACAAUACGGGAUGGGUUUUAUUGGAAGGUUAUGCAGGUAGGUAUUUAAUAAAUUGGAAUUGGUUUAUAUUUUUAAUAUUUGUAUUUAAUUGGUUUAGACGUUCUUUAAACAAAACUGUAGUGACCAGAAGGGACGUGAAACAGCAGCUUGAUGAUUUAGAAGAUCAUCGGCCAUUUUUUACUUAUUGGGUGACUGUUGUUCAAAUUUUGGUACUAUUUUUAUCAAUAUUUUCUUAUGGUCUUGGGCCUUUUGGGAUCGAUCUAAGCCACCAAUCUGGUGCUGUAAGUUAUUAAAUUAUUUAACAUAAUACAGAUAAAAUUAUACCAAAAUAUAUUAUUAUAAUAUUAUGUAUAAAUGGCUGUAGGUUAUGGUCACAAGUCUAUCAGUACAAAUAAUUGAAUAUAUAGAACCAUCAAAUUUUUGGAUUGGACCUCGUGCGGUAAAUUACAUAAUAUCUAUCUAUUAUACUAUUUUAUACUGUUUAUAUUUAGUUAUAUUUUCUAUUUGUUAUAAUAUAAACAUUUCCAUAAUGUAUAGGCUGACUUGAUACAUUUGGGAGCCAAAUUUGCUCCUUGUAUGCGAAAAGAUAAAAACAUAAUGAAAGAAAUUGAAAAAUGGCGGGAAAAAGAGCGAGAAACAGCAUGCUGUAUUAGGAACGAUGACUCUGGAUGCAUUCAAGCAUCUAAAGAACAAUGCACAGUAAGAUACACAUUUCUUAUAAUUUUUAAAAUCAAAAAGAACAAAUAUAUUAUACUAAUAAUUUGUUGUAAUAUAAUUUUAACAAAUUUAAGUAUUGUUACUUUUAUUGAAAUUAAUACCAUAAUUAAACUAUUUUGAGCUAGAUAUUUAUACUCGUGGAGAAGUAUAAUUUGAGAUGUAACCAUUUAAAUGAUUAAUAAUUAUUAUUUAAAAUAAAUAAAACUCCUUAUAACCUUAAAAUAUGUCUAAAUAUGAACACUUAUAAAUAAUAAUUAAUAUUAAUACAGUAGAUUAUGUUUAUUAUGACACCGGUUGUAGUGGCAUAAUAUCAAGUGUAAUGACCUUAGAUGGAGGCCCUGGCAAAACUCUUACAUGUACUAAUUUAUACCGAUUAUUAUCACAUUUGUAUUAUGACUAUAAUACAGAUGUUAUGAUGGUUAUUUUGGUUAUAUUGGAAAAAAUCUAUUAUCUAUGACUAUUAAACUUUUAUCAAAGGUAAUGUAACAACCAAUAAUACUAAAUGUAUUGUACUUUUUUUAUUUUUUUUUUUUCCGUAAGUAUUGAAGUCCCGAUUUAGUGAUACAAAUACGACACACAUUGAUUGUAAUAUAAUAUUAUGUUCAUAUAAAUACAUAAACAUAUACAUAAUCAAGUUUUUAAAUUGUAUUUUAUCAUUUUGGUUAUGAUGACAAUCGGUUAUUAUGCAUUUAACUAGUCCCUUGAAUGUUAUUACAAAAGGUUUCUACUGUACUUAAGAAUUAUUAUUUAUGUGUUAUAUUAUUGUGAAAAAUACCUAUUCUAUUUGGUAGUUUUAUUCUUAUCGAGUGUUUAUCUGUUUGUACUGUUUCUCAUACCAUCUCAUAAACGUCUCACUGAUUGGGGUGGAGGAGGAGGAGGAGAUAGUGAUAAACCACCUUCGGUAAGAAAGUAGAAAAAAAUCUGUUGAUUGGCUAUUAAAGUCUAUCUGUACUAAAGUUGUAGUGAUUAUUAUUUAUUUUUGCAUGCUUAUUUUUUAAGAAUUUAUGGUAAUUUGUAUUAUUAUUUUUGCUUUGUUUUAAUUUUUUGAAAUUGUGUUUGUAUAAUUAUACAUUAUACUAAUUUAGCAUUAUUCCUUACCAAAAUAGUUACUUACUACAAUGAUUGAUAUUAACAGCUUCAGAGUGAUAUUUAUUUUCUUUAGUUGAACGUUGAACAGAUUUUACUUUUAUUAAAUCAUUAUUAUGAAUUAAUAUGAGUUGUUAUUAUUAAUAAUUUUUUUAAAUUUUAACAUAAUUUUUUUAGACAUCAAUUUCAAAGUGGAAGAAAUGGUCAGAAAUUGAAUCUGGACCUGGUGGGAGAAUAUCCGGUUCUGUUUGUGGCCUUGAUCCAAAGUAUGUACACAUUUUAUUGUUAAUCAGAUGUCUACUUUGAAAUUAUUUAUUUUUAAUUCAUAUUGGUUUAUAUUUAAGAUAUUGUGAAGCUCCUGCAUCUAUAGCACCAUAUGAAUGGCCUGAUGAUAUAACCAAAUGGCCAAUUUGCCGUAAAAUGAGUGGUAGAGGCAGUGCACGGCAUAGUAGUUGGGGUAGUUCGUUGAUCAAUCAAAAACUGACGUCUGCUGAACAUAUGAUAUGCGAAGUGAUCGGACACCCUUGCUGUAUUGGAAUACAUGGUACUUGUCGUAUAACUACUCGUGAAUAUUGCGAUUUUGUGCAUGGUUAUUUUCAUGAUGACGCUUCGCUAUGCUCUCAGGUAUGCAACUCAUAUAUUUAUAAAAAUAGUAUAAAAUUUAAUUUAACUGGGUAAUAAUUAAAAAUUACCAACCCCUUCAGAAAAAAAAAAAUAGACAAACAUCCACAGGCUUACUAGUUUAAGAUUCCUCGCUGCAUUUAUAACUGGUUUUACUAUGUGUUUUUUUUUCGCCAAGAAGAAGAAGAAAAAAUAUAAACUGAAUUUGAUUAUAAACAAUUUUUACCUUUUUUUUAAUUAAUUUUUUGGAAGUUUUGAUUACAUAAUCCAAAAUAGUUCUGUAGAAGUUUGCCUCUUUUUAAUAGAAAAAAAAUGUUCUUAAUUGGAUCAAUCUGAUUAUAAGGUAUGAUAGUUUUUCCUGUUUUGAGAAAAAAAACAGGUUGUACCCAGUCCCCUUAAUAUAAAAAUUAAAAUAGAAUUAAUUAUUUAUUUAGACUUAUUUAGUUUAAAUAUUAAUAAUUUUUUAUAAACAGUCAUUAACAAUUUGUAAAAGACCGUGAACAGGACUUUAAUUUGGUUUUUUUUUUUCAGGUUUCUUGUUUGAAUGAUGUUUGCGGUCUCAUACCUUUCUUUUCUCCAGAAAUUCCAGAUCAGUUUUACAGAUUAUGGAUAUCACUUUUUAUACAUGCUGGGUAAAUAUUAAAAGUUUAUUAUUAUUUAAAUAGCCUUAACUAAAUAUAUGAUUAUAUUCAAAUGUAAUAACAAUAUUAAAGAAAAAUAAAUAAAUAAAUUUUUCUAAAAAUAGAAUUUAAUAGUUUAUAUUAAAUUCUAUUUUUCUUUAAUAUUGUUAUUAUAUUUGAAUAUAAUCAUAUAUUUAGUGCUAAACGCAUAAAGAGCCGAAAAUCAUGUUUAAAUAAAAAUAUAUAAUAGCUUUAAAAUUGUAAUUUCUCAUUAUAUUCUGUUUAGCCUUAAUAACUAAUUAUUAAUUGUAUGAAAUAUCAAAUAUGUAAUCUAUAUAUAUUAUUAUAUAUAGAUUACAUAUUUACAUAUUAUACACUAUCAUUAGUGUAUAAUAUACUAUAAUAAUAGUAUAUAUAGUAUACUUUGUCAUUUUUAACAUUUUCAGAAGGUCUUAACAAAUAUCAAUUUAUUUUUCAUUCAAUUAUAAUUUUUUUUUGUUUUCAGUAUUCUUCACUUGGCAACGACAAUUGUCAUUCAGUAUUUUUUGAUGAGGGAUCUGGAAAAACUGACUGGUUCAUUAAGAAUAGCUUUAAUCUAUUUGGGUUCUGGAGUUGCUGGUAAUCUAGGCAGUGCAAUAUUUGUACCUUAUAGAGCUGAUGUAAGCUAAUGAAUAAUACAUUAUUUUUAAUGAGUUUGGUAUUAAAUAAUAUUAAUUUUCUUUCAGGUUGGCCCAGCAGGUUCUCAAUUUGGUCUGUUGGCGUGCCUCAUAGUAGAAGUACUGAAUUGUUGGCCUAUGUUAAAAAGGCCCGAGCAGGCGCUUUCAAAACUAUUAGUCAUCACAUUUCUGCUGUUCCUGCUCGGGCUAUUGCCUUGGGUCGACAACUUUGCACACCUAUUUGGGUUUAUUUUUGGAUUCUUAUUAUCUUAUGCGUUGUUACCGUUUGUUUCAUUCGGACCAUAUGACCGUCAGAAGAAAAUCUUCCUCAUUUGGGUGUGCCUGUUAUCGGCGUUGUUUUUGUUUCUGUUACUGUUAUUAUUGUUCUACCUAAUACCAAUGUAUGAUUGUGAAAUGUGUAGCUACUUUAAUUGUAUACCCAUUACUAAAGACUUUUGUGCCAAUCAGAAUAUUAAUUUUAAAAAAGACGAUUAUACGGUAUGA
Molecule: messenger RNA, 98101 nt
Organism: Cinara cedri
Lineage: Eukaryota; Metazoa; Arthropoda; Insecta; Hemiptera; Aphididae
Source: the annotation of a GenBank genome assembly